Xyrichtys novacula (pearly razorfish) is the source of this 99963-nucleotide messenger RNA. The record is from the annotation of a GenBank genome assembly. NCBI's taxonomy places the organism in Eukaryota, Metazoa, Chordata, Actinopteri, Labriformes, Labridae.
GGAAUAAUAAAAGUUGGGGUUUACCGUGCAGCGUUGUAACGCCUGAGACUAGAGUCGAAACGUGUGUGAGUGCUCAUCUGUGCACGGUGCAGUGCACACGCUGCAGCGGUGCAACACCAGCCAGCUGACCAGCAGGCUGUGUGCGCGUUCAGCCUGCUGUGGCUCGCGCUCUGACGGGCUGGUGUGGGCUGGUCCGUCAGUAUUUUCCGGAAGAGAGGGUGUGAAACAUGGGACACAUCUGAGGUCAGCAGCUGAUCCCGCUGCCUGGCACACAUGUAGCUCAGCAGCUGUGAGUAUAUGUGCGCGCGUGUGCGUGUGUGUUGAUGCUGUUUAGAGAGUGUGUGUGCUCGUAAUCUGCUGCGAGCGGAAUCAAACACGCUCUGUGCGUCUGAACGGGACGUCUCCGAAUCCCUUCAACAGCAACAACGCUUGAAGGAGCUCGAACACACCCGAGCUUUCAUUUGGGUAAGUGAAACUUUUACCAUCAUCUCGUUUUGAUUGCAUUAUUGUUUCUUGCGUUCGUUGUAAAUUAGAGGAAGUAAAACGACAAUGCUCUCGUGCGCUGCAGCUGCACAAGCCCGCACAUGUUUUAUUAUUGUUUGGAGAAUUGCUCAGAGGGAUAUUGACUCUUGUGCAGUUUCUUUGGUGUACACCACGCUCAGUGCACCGUGCAAUUGGAAUUGGAAACGCUACCGUAGUAAGGCUUGCGUGCAUGCCAAUAAUGUCUCAUUGAUCCGUGAUAUGCACCUGUCGUAAACACUGGAGACUCACGCCCCAUACAGGACUUUGUUGACUGCAGUGCUUCAAAACUGGGGUACGCGUCCCAACAGGGACCUCCCAAGGCGUCCGAAAUGUUCUCUAUUUUAGAGUAUAUUGGAUUUCUGUUUUGAUCAGGGAAAUAUUGCAUCUGUCUGAUCACAGGUUCACUCCACUCAGCAAAAAGCAAAUAGGAUAAAGGGUCCAGUCCUUAUAUUUAAAACAGAAGGACAAAAUAAGAAAUUGACAGAUGUCUUCUUUGAGCUAUUUUCCAUUUUUACUAGAAUCUAGAAAGUGAAAAGAGAUGGUCACCCUUGUUGUAGGCUAUGUCUAAGUCUAUAUUUGUCAUUUUGAUUAGGCUGUUUUACUGGAAAGAACUCAUUCAGCUCAAAGUUACUCUAGUUUCCAUGUCCUGAAAAAUGGCAUGUUUUUUUUUCACUGCUCUGACUUGGUGUCAAAUUAACAAAAGCCAUGGCUCCAUGUCUGCCUCAAAGGGUGCUCAUUUCCUUGGCUGACAAGUUGUUUAAUCCGUCUUUCAACAAGCACAGGACUGAAUUGUUCCUUUGAUUUAUUUGAAGGGUGACUUCAAGUGAAUUGACUGUGCUGUGCUGAACCUUGAAACACUGCGAGGGCAGGAGCGAUGCUCAGCAGACCUCUGCUGUAGAGUCUGCACAGUGUGUGCUUAGCAAAGAGGAAACUACUUUCAGUUUUGGUUGGGUGACUUUGACAGUUUGGUGAUUUAAAUAUUCUCUGGCCGAUUUUUAAAAUGAGCUCUGCUGAGUCGGCUGGAGGCUGAAUUGCAAAUGUGCUGAUGUGUUUGUGUGUGUCGUUGCUGAGUAAUUGAACCUCCCUCAUGUGGGUUUACAGUAUGUUUUGCAUGCAGCUGUAUAAGGGGUGUAUUCCAGUGUUAGGCCACCAUACAAAGGCAUAUUAUGUCAGGCUGAGUGCAAUGAUAUUCCAGUUUUUACAACAUAAGAUGGUGUGGGUGUCUUUGUGUGCUGAUGUACCUGUGCAGCUCAGUCUUGCUGGAAAAUUGUGGUUUGGCGAGUUAUAUGUGAGGAGAAUGUGAAGCAUGUGCAUGGAAAGGAGCAGUACGUUCUGUACAGUGUAACACAUCUCUGUAGCAUUUCUGAAAAGUUGUUUUUUUGCUUAAUGUCAAAAAUACCCAUGAUGGAUUCCUGAAAGUGUGACUAGUGUUAAUGAGUUAUGGCAGUAAAAGAACUACCAGAUACCUAAAUUUAGUGGCUUCCAAAAUAUCAACAUUUUUUCCUUAAGAAAAAAAAAAAAAAACUGAGCAGCAGUAGUGUUUAUAAAGGUUCACAAGCAGCUACUAAUCAUUAUGUGUGAGCAGCACGGAACAGUGCCCUGCUAGCUUAUUUUUAAAACCAAAGUUAAUCCAAACAGCGUUAAAAAAGCACAGCUGUUUCAGGCUGAGGUUCAGGGGUUCUCCAAAAACUCUCAAGGUGAUACAUGACUUCAGUAGAGGUUACAACCUGCUAGUGUUAGCUAAGCAGGUUGGGAAUCUUUAAUUGUGUGACUAAGGAGGUUAAUUAAACAAAUAAGGGCUUUUGCAACAUGCCUGAACUGACAACAACUGUCUUAUUUAAAGAGUACAAUAUUGAUUUCAUGCUGAAAGGAAGGAUACAGUUAUACCAUGAUUAUAUUGGUCCUUUGCACUGGUUGCCACACAUCAGAACAGGAAAAAUAGAUGAAGAGGAAGUAGCAGACUGCUAGUGAGCUAGCUGUUACAGCCAUCUGAGAGAUGAUUAGACACUUUUAAAACUGGCGUUCAAGAUUCAAGAUUAACCGUCAGAUACCCAUACAGAUAUCUACAGUUUAGUAUCGUCCGAUCCAAUUCCAAUACAGAAAAGCUGCGCUGUAUUAUCUUUUGUUGUAACCUGAAGGUUUACCACUGCACCUCGAAACGUUUACUGUGCAGGUAUUGCAAGUGGCCGUCGAGCUUGUAGGGUGAGGUAUUAUGAUGAAGUUCAACACAGCAGACACCUUUUGCUCAUUCCAUUUUGAAAACAAUGUGGGCAUCUGCUCAGCGUGUUUACUUGUGGAUUGCCAGGCAUAGCAUAGAAUUAGACUGAAUAGAUAGGCCCCUAUGCAUCUGGCCCAUUGUGAGGAUACCUGAUCUUGAAUUUUCUUCAGUAUCAGGACAGAUACCGAUAUCAAAUAUCGGAUCAGUGCAUCCCUACCUCAGGUUACUUAUUGAUUCAACAUUCUUGAUUUCUGACCAUUCUUCAGCUUUUUUUCAUUCAGUUCUGUAACUUGUGAUCUACCUGGAGUAGUUAACUUCAGAAUAAAAGCAUAGUUUUACAAUGUAGGAAAUGUCUUUACUUUAAUGCAAGACCAAAAUAGAAAUAAAAACAUGACAAACAAUCAUGUAAUUAAUCAUGGAAGUGAAUAAUCCAACUGUGAUUUUUUUUUUUUUUGCUUUUGCACUGAAGUUUUGACUCUUGCAAAUGUUUUAAACCCUAAAGCUAAGCCCUUAUUAUCUUUUCCUGUUAUAUAUUUAGCAAUGGUCUGUUAACAUCAAUGUAUAUCUAAAGGUAAAUGGAGUAAAAUGGUGCAUUUUCAUGAAAGCAACAUCUGAUCAUGGGGUAAAUACAUCCCAAAAUACAUGAAAUUCAUGCUGGAUUUGAAAAUGCAUUGUGAACAAAAACUUGAAGUUACUCCCAACUGUGCGGCCUGUAAUGGCCUUGCUUCCAAACUUUUGGCCUGUAGUGUAUAUAGUCAAAUAAAAAAUUCAGCACCAUUACUUAGUAUAACCUCGUAGAAGCUGUAGAAAGCAAUCAGAUCACAGCAAUGAAGGGUUAGAAGUAAAGUUUUAAGAAAUUUACUGCUGCUUUGUGCAAAUAAUGGUAGUCUGUAGACCAGAUCAUCAGCUGACACCACAACCUAUAAAAGCCAGGAUUAGGGUGGUUGAAGGUUGCCAUGCAUUGUAAUGAAAAACAAGAGCAGGUUUUCACAAGUAUAUUGACUCAAGCUGUUUAAACUUGUGAUUUUUGUUUGCACUGGACAGCAGGUUUUACACGUUUAAAUUUAGCGUGGUCAGUUUCGCUUCUGUUUCUCGUGGCGGCUUUUUCGUUGCUGAAUAUGCUGACAUAUGUAACACUAAUGCACGUGGGCUUUAGUAAUCAUACCAGUGCUUCGACCCAGCUACUGAAAAAGAGGACACGUCAACAUCUUCCAGCUCCUUCAGCUCCUUCAGCACCGCUGGGAAAUCACUUGAGACGGCAGAGGAGAAAAAAAUGAGCAUUGUGUGUGUGUGUGUAAAGUGUGGGUGUACGACUUUGUGUGUGUAUGUGUUGUUAUUACUGUAUGAAUGUCUUUCAUAAAUCUCAUAAAGUGUUUUACAAGUUGGUCUGGACAACUUUCCCCUGUAUUGUGUCAAGCUCAGCUGAACAGACUGUGAAUAAAAGAAGAAACAGAGAUGGUUUCUGCUCCUCAGCUAGUCUCUGCUGGUUCUGCUUCUCUUGUUGUCAAAAUUUUCAGUUUUUCAUUCAUCAUCUUGAUAGAUUGUGAUCACAAAAUCACAGGAGAGUGGCAUUCAAUAGUACUAAGUGCUUUACUGUGGUACAGUCAAUCCAACAGACCCUUGUAUGUUUCAUGUGUACUUGAUGUAUCUCACAAGUGAAGUACAUCAUUAUUCUUGUGCUGCCUCUUAGUCUGCAAGUGUGUGUGCGUGCGUGCGUGUGUGUGUGCGUUUGGAUUAUUAAGACAUUUACGGGCACUCAGAGGAGAUGGAAAUUGAAAUCUGUGCGUAACCUUGACCUCUGCGUUUCCAGAUCUGUACAUCCAUUAAAGGUCUGAGCUGUAAUUUUCACAAAUGCUGAACUAAACUGGUCUAUUACAUUGCACACAAUGGUUCCCUCAGGGAUGUAAGAAGACCUGUUGUCCCCCCAGUUAAAAGUGUGAAGAUGCUCAGCAACACUGUGGCAUCUACACUGAGGAGCUCUUUAUUUGAAGUCUGACAGCUUUUUAAAACUACAGCUGUGAGUGUAGAGUAGCAGCUGUUUGCCGCACUGUUACUGUUACAACGUAAGCUCUGUUAUCACACUGCAUCUACCACCUUCAUCCUGAAAUCAGCCUUUAGUUACUGGUAGGGAGUCACUGUGAUGAGGGCUUACAGUGUUUCUGUCUGGGUAAAAACGACAUCGAGAGCAAGAAAGAAACAACAUAAAUAAAUGUAAUAUGUUUUAUGUAUAACGUGAUAUGAUUAUGAAGAACAGAUACUCUAUAUUCAUGUAUGUUAAAAUACAUCUUAAAUAGAAACUAUACAUUUUCAAACAAAAGUUUAUCAGGAAUCAACUGUCACACUUACAUGACACACAAGAUUCAAAGGAUCUGUAGCCUCAUUAAAACCCACCAGAAUAAAUGAUCAAAUACAACAGAGUAGAAUGAAAGGGAAGUGAAAAAUAUGUUUUAUUGUUUUCCACGCCAUUUGUGAAAUAAUUUUCUUAACGCACACUCAGGAAAAGUCAGAGGGAGCCGGGUUAAUGACAAUUUAUGUAUUACGAGAUCAGGAAAGAGAAAAGACUGAAUACUUUGUUCACAGCGACUGCAAAAGUCAACGCAAAGUUUUACACGGUAGCUUGUGUCUGCAAACCAGCAGAGAUUUUCUAAGCAGUAAUGUCAUUUCUUUUCUCACCCACUUUUCUCCAGCAGCCGCCUGUUUGUGGGAAAGCCCUGACGAGUUGAUCACCAAGUGCAGCGGAGUUUCACAGCUCAAGGAAGAACAUUUAUGAUUAUCACUUCAUGGAAAUGCAAUCAGAGUUCUUGUGUAUCUUGUAUGUGCACUGCAGACACGGUAACUUCUGCCAUAGUGUCUUGGUCUGAUUGUAUUUCCAUGAAGUAAUAAUCAUAAAUUCUCUGCUGCACUCAGUGAUCGACUUGUCAGGGCUCCCCCACAACAAGCAGCUGCUGGAGGAAAGUGGGUGAGUUGUGUUUUUUGGUUGAGGUUUGCGCGUGGAGAUGUAGACAGCUGUGUAUUGCUAUCCUGCAGUCUUUACUAAAGUUGGUAUAACUAGAGAAGCAAGCAGUCGGCAACAGGGGGUGUCUAACUCUGUAAUACCGUGUGUUUGACCAUAACUUAAAUUUACGCCGAAAUAUCCCAUUAACACAAUAUAAACAUUACAUAGAAUUAAAGUUAGGAUUUAUAUCAGGGCUGCCAUGAUGUCAGAUUUUCACCUCAACUAGUGUGGCCAUAAAAUAUCUCAAAAACAGUAUUAGGGUUAGGGUUAUUUAUAUUCAUAUAACUUAUGUUCCCCUUUUUCAAACCAGAAUUGUCUUUCAUUAAAUCAGACAGAAUGAAAAUAGAUUCAACACCCUCGACACGAGAUAGUGUUGACAGCCACACAGUCAGUGCAGCAACCAACAAUGAAGGAGUGGCACCCGGUUUGGUCUCCUCCUGCUGCUGUUGCCCAUCUGCCUCAAGGUUUGACAUGUGCGUUUAGAGAAUGUUCUCUGCAUACCUUAGUUGUAACAAGUGGUUAUUUGAGUCACUGUUUGUUUCCUUUCUAUCAUCUUGAACCAGUCUGCCCAUUCUCCUCUGACCUUCAACAUCAAGAAGACAUUUUCAUCCACACAACUGCUGCACUCUGGAUACUUCCUCUUCUUCUGACCAUUCUCUGUAAACCUGCGAGAUGGUUGUGUGUGAAAAUCCCAGUAGAUCAGCAUUUUCUGAAAUUCUCACACCAGUCUGUCUGGCACCAUGUCAUGUUCGAAGUCCCUUUAAAUCCCCUUUCUUCCCCAUCUUGAUGCUCAGUUUGAACUUCAGCAAGUCAUCCAACACAUCUACGUGGCUAAACUACGAGUUGCUCCCAUGUGAUUGGCUGAUCAGCUAUUUGUUUUAACAAGCAAUUGAACAGGUGAACCUAAAAAAGUGGCUGGUGAGUGUAUGUCAUAUGUGUAGCAGGCAAAUUUUCUAGCAAAUUUUAAACUACUCAUUUAAUAUAUUUAGCCUCUUAGGUAUGCUGUUACAAAGGGUAAACAACUGCAGGUGUUUUACUCUAUUUAUAGACAGCAAAUGUUGAACCUGAAUGGUUUAGUUACAACCAGGAAAAUUUGGGCCUAAAUCAACUUUUAUUCUUCCUUUUUGUUGUUGUUGUUGUUUUUAACCAUGCUUACAGUGCUGCUCUAGGGAAGGGGAUGCUGUCCUGUUGGUCCACCACUUUGAAAUGACAUAUCUGAACGAGUAAUGGAUGAUUUUUUUUCCUCAGGGGGAACAGCCGCAGACAGGGAGAGAAAUUUAUGCUCCAGCCGCGGGGAGUUUUGACAGUAUCUUGUUUUCUUCAGUGCAGCCAGAGAGAAGGCAGGACAAACAAAGAGUGGCGGCAGACUGACAGACUGACAGAGGAGCAAGGGGUUCAGUCCACAAAGAUUUUUUUUUUCAUUUCACAUGCAUGACACACCUUACAUAGAUAUUACUUGUGGACAUGUCAAAAGGAAAUGCUGCUUUUCCUCUCUGCUACCUCCACAGUGCCCUGCCUCAGUGAUGAAUGAUAGAUGCUGAGAGAUUGACCUUGCAGUACAAUGACACAAGCAGAAACAGCUUGCGUCAUACAUCAUGCAUCUCUCAUCUGUUAUGCUUUUUUGCAGUGAGCAUGCAUUUGUAAAACACAGGAUGGAAAUGUUUGCUUAAGUGCCGCUGAGCUUUCCUCUCACUUGUCAACAUUGGGGAUGUUCCCUAGCAACAAAUUUCCUGGCCAAUUAGACAGAAUCAGACUAGUCUGCAUGUAUCUGAAGGUGAGAAAAUACUUAGAAAACAGUCAAUAAAUAAGCAAAAUUUUACUAACACUGAUUAACGGCUGCAAAGGUAAUGCUCUUUGACUUUAGAGGUUUCCUGACUCACAUUCACCAUCCCCAUAAAGCCUUAAAUAAACUUAAAGGGAUAAAGGGUGAAUUGAGACUAAACACAACUCACCUACUCUCUUCCAGCAGCCACGUGUUUGCAGCGAGGCCUUGGGCCAGUCCAUUACGGACUACAUCAGGGUGACGCAGCUCAGGGAAGACCAUUUAUGAUCAUUUCUUCAUGGAAAUGCAAUCAAACUGAGACACUAAGGCAGAAGAACUACUGCAUCUGCAGUGCAAAAUGAUUAUUAUGAUGAUUAUUACUUCAGGGAAAUGAUAAAGUAAUGAUCAUAAAUGUUCUUCCUUGAGCUGAGUCACCCCGCAGCAGUCCGUAAUGGACUAGCCUGAGGUUUCACUGCAAACAAGCGGCUGCUGGAAAAGAGUAGGUAAGUUGUGUUUAGUCUCUUUGCUAAAGAAAUUAGGCAAAGUUAAAAAGAUGUUUGGUGGCGAGUACUAUGGCUGGGACCCUAUAUGUACCGUUGAAGUUAGAUGCUGUUCUGAGCAUUAUUUGUGGCUAUAGAGUGGCUUUUUGGUUGAAGUUUGUGUGUGGCUCCUCAGACCGCUGUGUAUUGCUAUCUAUGAUCGUUACUAAAGUUGGUAUAACUAGAGAAGCAAGCGGUUAGCAGCACUCACCUCUUGGGGGGUUGUCCAACUCGGUGUUACUGUGUGUUUGACCCUAAAUUAAUUUUACUCGGGAAUAUCCCGUUAAAUACACCUGUGACGCAGCAGGUUUCUUUUCUUUUUUUUUUUCUUUUUUAAAUUUAACCUUUAUCGAAAUAAAGGAUGUCCUGGCCAAGAGGUCAGCAGCACAUGUCAGCAGCAGUUGGAUAGAAGUGACAGCAUGGAUUAGUACAUACAAUUUUGGAGAUGGAACAGUGUCUUCAAUUUUUAGUACAGGAGCUAUAAUAUAACAGCAAAACAUCAGUUAAAGAUUUAAAACACAGGCACUGUCCUCUGGUUUCCUGCUGUCUGUCCCUCAGGAUAGAGCAGAAAGCUCCAAUUGGAAUGACUUCAGAGAGUUUUAGUUCAAUCUGCAGAUACCUCCAGGCAGAGGGGGCAACAUAGCUGAAAGCUCUUUUACCAAAUUCAGUCCUCAUCUGAGAAUGAGAUAAAACAAGUGUAGUGCAAAAACGCAAGCCAUAGCAACUGCUUGUUUUCUCUGAUAGAGUGCACAAAUAAGGGGGAAUGGAGCCUAUAAGAGCCUGAUAAGUUAGGGUGAACAGUCGGUAUUUCUGCGAGAACUCAGGGAAGGCAAGUUUGAUUUCUUGUAUAAAUUACAAUGGUGGGUGAGACUACUGCAGCUAGUGACAAAUCUCAGUGCAAUAAAAAACAGUGUCCAAGGACUGGAGAAAUUUGGAUGACGCACUUUAAAUAAAGCACACCCCCAUAGUCCAGAAUGGGGAAGAAAUUCGCUGUCACUAAUUUCUCUCUGACCCUGAGAGAGAAGCAGGCUCUGCUUCUGUAAAAGAACCCGAGCUUCACCCAGAAUUUGGUGACCAGAUUAUUUAUAUGUGCUUCAAAUUAAAGCUCCUGAUCAAGCGUAAAACCCAAGUACGUAAUUUGUAACACUUUGUAACUCAAAGUUUUGUCAUUUAUUUGAGUUAAAAACCUGUCACAGAUCAAAAAAGCAAGACAGGGUAACAUUAACAGCAGCUUGUAAAAACUCAAAAGCCUGAGUAAGUGAGGUUGAACACCAAUAAAUAAUGGUAUUGUCUGCAUAAAAUCAUAUUUUGAGUUCAAAAGGCUCAUUAGAGUUAUGUUCACAUGCUUGGUGUGAACAGGAGGCUACUACUCAUCAUCUACUCCCAUAAUUCGUACAUUUCUGGGCGCACGAAUGUUGUGUAUUUACUUGGUUAAUUUGAUUGUUUGUAUUGUUGUCUGCAGAGAGUCUGAACACAGGUGAUUAUGGGAGAGGAGAAAGACAGAGGAGGGGCUCCUAAAUGUCAGGUGUUCAUUAAACAUAGCAAAGAUUUACCACACUGUGAGUAUCUGAUGUGUUUAAAUGACUUAUCAGAUAAUAAGACCUCCUCACUCUCUUUCCUCCAACUUAGGUGGCUGCAUACUGACACGAUCAGUUAAUUCUCCAUUUUUUUCAUAACAAAUCUCUGCCGAGCUGUUGUUGAUGUUCAUCACCUGGAUAUCUCCAUGCUGGUUGAUUAUUACUGCUUGAGUUCUGAUAUUUUUAACUCUCCUGAAUAGGUGUUUGAAGGGAGUAAUGUGUUGGAUGCACUACUCACACCUCUCCAUUUGCACUAUUCGCACAAUACGUGUCAUUUGUCUAAUCACGCUUUUACACAGACUUUACAUGUAAUUCACCCAAUUACAUGGACAUGUAAUUGGUGUGAACGUGAGAGAGUGCAAACUUCCUCCCCAGAGUUUGAAUGUAGGUUCAAAUUUUGGAUCAAAAGUGACAACCCGACUGUCGAGUGAGUUUGUGUGGUUACAGAGAACCUGUUUAACUAAGCACAUUGUGAACCUGGUCUCGUUAAAUACAGUUAGAUUGUUUUUGCCAGCUUGAUAUGAAAUACAAUCAGAUUUAUUAGUAACCAGACAAAAUUAACCUCACAUAAUUGGAGACAGGUGGUUUCUGUCAGGUUUCUCUCCAUCUGUAAAGUAAUGCUCUACGUUUGCAUUAGACAGAAGAAGCACCGUCUGUAUUUUUACGGCUCUGUGGACACCAGACAUAUACACUGGAGGAAAUGAGGCAUAAAUGUUGCUUUCCACGGUUGCAGUUUUGCAUCCUUUUCUUUUCCUUUUAACCCUUUAUUUUGCAUUUGAUGUGCAAGACACACAAUUAAUACAAUUUUCUUUAUCGCAAAGGUUGGCUGUGUCUAAUUCACUGACUCCACCAAUAUACAGAGGCAUUUCCCCCAGACAAUAGCCAUCACCCACUGAAUGUAACAAUUUUGUCCCAUGCAGGCUGCGGUUUGGCUGCAAAAAGCAUGCUGGAGUACAUUGUGACACAAAACAGGUUGGUGGCGUCACUUUUGCAUCACCCCCCCCUCCUCAUUGGAUCAUGAUCAUAAAUACAGAGAAAAUUGUGGUAUGCUGUUUGGUGAAUAUUCCUUGUGGAGCGCUGGUUUAAUUAAAGCGACGUCUCAGUUUAAGACAAGUGACCAGCAGGGAUGGGUGGUGCGAGUCUAAGUAAUUUGGUUUCGGGCUUGUAGGUGUUUCACAAUCACCAGAACGACUGAAGGCUGUGCUAUCUUCCUGUAUUACAGGCUCCGCAUUGUAAAAACACAUGGUACUUUACAGAGCUACACAGCUAAAUGCUGUGGACUUUGCUGAAUGUAUUAGAAAUCAAAUUUUUGAGGUUACACUCAGAGACUGAGUGUAACCUCUUUAUUCUUUAAGUGCCCCCCCCCCCCCAAAAAAAAAAAAAAAAAAAAAAUGCAGCUCAUAUUUCAGAGUUUUUAGUAACUUUGGGAUACAAGAAUGAAAAAAAGAUAAUGAAAUUUUAAGAAAUACAACUCAGUUACAGAUUAUUUUCAGGUGUUUUGCCGAGUGUGGACACAUGAAUACAUUCACAGGUCCUCAUUAGGUCAUUCUGUCCAAAGGGACAAAAAAGGCACACAUUUGCAUAUUAUUAGCCUUCAUCAUUCAAAGCACCACCAGUGAGGACUCAGGGAGUUCUUAGAUCUUUUAGCUAACCUCAUUUAAGCAGGAGCCUGCUCUCCAGCCGAUUUGUACUUUUUCUCUGCUCUCAUUAGUCUGUGUGUGAAGGACACCAGCAUCAGUGAAGCACCCACUGGGACCAACAUGAGUUUUCUUUCACAGCAACAUGAUUUUUGUAAAACACAAGUAUAACACAAAAUUUCAGACAAAUCCAAUUUGUCUUUCUAAGAAGAACUGCAAAUUGAAUUUAGCCUUUUUUCAGUUCGCCACAACACCAAUCACCUCUAUGAGCCCACUAUAGUUUCAUGUUGCACCUCUGAGAGUAACUGGAUAUUUAAACCCUUUGGGCAGACAACUAUCUGAGUGUUUGUACUCACAAUAUCAACUAAUCAAAAUGUACUUUGAUCACUUUCUGGAUAAAUAAAUUUACACUUCAUCCGUUUGACAAAAGAAAAAGAUCAGCUAAAGUUAGCUACAGCCAAGCUCGCACUCUUCAAAAAUCUUACAGAGGAAGUCAGAAAAAAAGCUUACUUUUAAGAUAAGAGUUAAAAUCGCUUUUUUUCUGUGUUUUUACCAUAGCCUGUAUAUAGAAUGGACGCCGCCUGCUUCCUCGGGAGAACAGCACCCUCUGGUGACGGGCUGCAGUAUAGGUCAUAAAUCCCGCCUCCUCCAGCAAUUCCUAUGGAGCUGUGGACAAACUUUAGAAAUUUAUUAAACAGAAGAUAAUUUUUUCUCCCCCCUUGUUGCAAUGUUGGCAUGCAGUUGUUCUCAAGUCCUCUUUUUUUUCUGUACAGCUCCACUUUUAAAAGUUAUUAGGGGGUUCAUGUUUUCUUUGAUUGACACUUGAUACAGCCUAUGUAGCUUACCCAGGGGAUACACUGUUUGAGCAGAGCGCCACCACAGCGACUCUCCUGCUGAAUGCGUACAACGGUUCUGCGCAAGUGGUGAAGUGCAUACAUCACUACUGCACUAUGUUGGUUUCAGGAAAUGAGGAAAAAUUGUGGCAAUACCGAGAGCUUUACGGCUUCAAAUCUGUAUACUGGCGGAAGGUGGAACCAAGUUGUCCAUAGUAUAUACAGGCUAUGGUUUUUACCAAGUUAUAAGAGCCCUUAUUUUAGAGAACAAACUCCCGUGGGUAAAACUUUGAAUGUGUUGACAUUCGAAGAAUCUUAACCUAAAAAGGAGCUAAAUGUCAACAAACAAGCUAGCAGCACAUUGAUGACCGAGGGUUAUGUAGUUAUAUUUUCUUCCCUGUUAUGCUGUUGCUUGUGGCUCACUCUGCUGACAGUUUGGCAGCUAAAACACAGAGGUGAAGAAAUUUACUCUUACAAAAGGCAAUUUUACUUAAGGUACUCUUAGUUUGAAUGUAGGAGAAAAACACAGUCAGGAGUGCAAGAAGUUCACAGUAAGAAAGUGGUCUUUGGUGGUAAAUAAAGGUAUUUUUUCUCUCUUUGUGGGGAAGAAAAGUAAGUAGCCUUGAUUAGAUUUUUAAGUGGAAUUGCUAGAAAACUCGUAGCAGCAAGGGCAGUGUCUUCAAGGCUGCACAGGCUCUGUAGCAUGUUAUUCUAACAUAUUUAGUAGGAGUCUUUCUGGAAGGUCAAUGUUUUUAAACAGACUUUACAAACAUUUAAAAAGAAACCUUGAACAUCAUUUACAAGUGGCUUUGGCAAGUUGGGUUCACUUUUUCCUGAGAGAUAAUAUUAACAACAGUGGGAUUGUCACUUUAGCACUUUAUGCUCACACUAGUAGCAACCAGGGAUAUAGGCACCUAACCGAACAAAUUUAUGGAAUACGAGAAAAUAAAACAACACAUUCAGCCAAAUUGAGGAAAGGCUCAAAGUUGGGGCAACUUAUUAUUUCAUAAAUUUAACUAACACGCAGUUACCUUACAUGUUAUCAUUCAUUUCUUCCACUUACUUGUGACACAUAUCUCAACCAAACUCACUUAAAAAUACUGAAAUAUCCCUUUAAUUUACCACAGUACUUGCUUUAGCUGCAGUGAUAUGAUAUUGGUGUCAAGUAACACCAAAAUACCUGCAAUUCAUUUGCUUUUAAUCUGAGUUUUGACCAGUCAGAUAUAUUGGAUUGUUAUCGUUGGCUAGUAGUUUGCUAACUCUAACGGUCUGAGUAACUCGAGCAUCUCACUUUCUUUACUGGGUGCAUUCUGGUCAGAUAUCUGUUUUAAGUUUGAGGUUGCACCCGUAAACUUCUAGAUGUAUUUUUACGUAAUGCACAAAUAAAUUGUUGAAAGCAAAAUUCACAAUAGUGGCACCCUGGCAGGACCUUAAUACCAAACAGAAAGAGUGUCAGUCUUUAUCAGUAAACGAGUCUAAAUCCUCAUCUCCAUCUUGGACUUCAUACUGGGGUAAAUCUCAAGUCUUGUUUAGUCAAGCUGUGUCUCUAGCUGUUUUGACUCAGUGUCUUGCUAUCUCAUGACAUACGUCUGCUCUUUCUCUCCAUCGCUCUGGUAUUUCUUCCCCGUGACAGAUGAGCUUACUGAAAUAACUGAUGUCUGGUUGAGUUUCUAUCCAUCCUCCCGAGAGUCUUGUCUGUAUGCUGUCCAGAAAUCAUCCACAAAGCCUGACACCGCCUCCUCCCCUGUGUCUGCUUGUCACAGUUGACUCUUUGGAGUUUACCUCAUAGACAGAUAUGAACCCCCUCCACUCACAGGUUAGCUUCUCUUCUGUGCUUGAGUAUAUUUCACUUCACUCCACAGGGCAUGACAAUGUGCAGAAGAUAUUGAUUUUUGAUUUCAAGGAUGAAGAGCUAAAGAUAGUAAAUAGUUUUCUCUGUAAUUUAAAGUGAAAAGCCCACACACUUGCUCACAGGGUCUAACACAACCCACGUGUGUCAUCUAUCUUAUACAUUCAGUAGUAAUGAGAUGUGCGUUAGCAGAUGGUGUUGUCUUUGUUUACAUAAGAUCCCAGUGAAACAUGGUGGUUUUAAUGUGAUAAUUAGCUUUCAUGUAAUGAACAGGUGUAUGUUUAAAACAACAGGGGCUGGUGAACAAAUAGAGACAUGGGUUUGUGUCAUGUCCAUGUAGAUGGAGGUGAUAGAUUUAUAAUGAUUAUAUCAGCAAGGACUUCAUAAUUAAUUCUUUAAGGUGCUAAAUCCUCCAGCCCAUGGUGUGAUGUAUAUCAAUUUAUUUGUUGUGUUGCCCACCGUGAAUAAAACAGGCUGAUCACAUAGCUGAAGUGGGAGGUAGCUGUCACAGCUACUUGGUAUUUCUCUAUAGCUUGGCCUUUAAGGACAGAUAGACACCAGGGAAGGGGAACAAAGAAGGAAAAUGGAAGGGGUGUAACAAUUCAAAUGAACAAAGUCUCAAUCCGUAUCAUGACUUCUGGUUUCCGAUUCGAAUCAAGGAUGAUAUUGGUUCAUUUAGAACAAUACGAUCUGAAACAAAUUAGUAACUUGAAAUGGAUUCAGUAACUUUUUAGCCAAAAAUUCAACCAGUGUGACUGUAGAUGAACACCUGGAUACUGGACAGUGCAGGUGAAAUUUCCUAGAUUCUUGUUAGUUCUUACAAGGGAAUCAGGUAUAAAUUGAUUAUGGUUAUAAACAAAGAGGUAAACAACAAUUAAUAGCAAAUGCAUUUAAAUUUCAUUUGAUUAAAGUACAACCUCCACUUUGGGUUGAAUUAACAGGAGAUUAACCUUUUCUGUUCUCGAUUCAAAUAUUCAAUACAUUUUGAAUGAAAGUAUGGUUAGUGCAUCCAACAUUUCUGCUACCUCUGCUGUUGUUUUUCAGCAUAGAAAUAAUACAAAUACAACAUACACUGGACCGCAAUGGUGGGCUUGAUAAUUUCUCGCUCGCCGACUUCUCCUCUGCCAUCCGCUAUGCUAUGUUUUGUUGUCUGCUGGCGCAAGAUGUUGACAUCACAGACAGGUAGACUGAAUCGAGUGAUGUUUAAUGUCAUGGAUGUGGAAAAAACUCAACAUCCAUGUACAGUCUGCCGUGUUAGAUUGAUAUAUGUUGUGUGGAAAGCCAACUUGCGGAGCACAGAUUGAUGUAGUUUAAUCGUAGGAAUAUAAAUCGAUACAUCGAUGUUGUAGAUGAAUCGUUACAUCCCUAUAAAACGGCAUACCUUGACCUGAAAAAAAAAAAAAUCUUUUGUUGAGACCAAUAAAAAUCAAUAAAAGUUUUCAUCCCAACAGCAUUGAACUUGAGUUUCUGGCUGAUCUGUGUGGUAACUAACAUAAGCUGAAAACUAAGUCAAGCUAUGAACAACCAGUGCACUGGUGAUAGGAUGCAAGAGGCUGUUCAGCUCAUGUAACUAUCUCUCCAGACUAGUCCAUAUGAAAUUAUCUGUCUGAAGCUCCGGUGCCAUUUCCUGGAGUGAACACUCGUCCUCCAAAGUGCAGAGAGACGAACAUGUGGCUGUGUAGCUAGCUGAGAGAGGUUGCUAACAGCUGCCAGACUAGCCAGCAAUUACCUCAGGAAAGCUAUGUGUCCUUCAGAAACAAUCACUUUGCUGAUGUUAUGUGCAUGCAUGUGUUAAAACGAAUUUCUGCCCAGUGUGUUGUUAUCUUUAUACGGACCCAUCGGUAAUGAAGCUUUUGUACAGAGCGCCCCCACAUACCUGUGGCCAUAUUCACAAAGCUUCCCAGAGUUGUUUCUGGUGAUGAAAUUCGAAGAAAAUUCUUGGAAUCAAGAUAUUAUUGAAGAAUUUUCCCUGAAAGUUAAGACUUGAGGUUUAUAAAGAUAAAAAGUUAUUCACAAAGCAUUUUAGCCCCUGAGAGAGCUCCACUGUCAGGAGGAUUGAGGAGGACUUUGAAGAGGUUUAAGAUUUUCUCAGGCUGAGAAGGAAACAGAGGAAAGGUGGUGAAAUACAGGAAAUGCAUGCUAAACUACACUCACAUCUACAAACCAGCGCAGCAACACAAAACAAGAGAGUGAUUGUGAAGGGAAGGCUUAAAAAAUGCGAUCGCAAUAUUUUUUUCUCUUUUUGUGGAUCAACCAAUCACAAAGUUUAAAAGAAUGUGUCAAACAUACCAACAAGGUCAGCCACGCUUUCUCACUGUGAUAAAAACUUCUCUCUCUUCAAUAGUCAAAAGCUUCUGACCCCCUACACACUGAUACAUAAACUUAUUCAUCUGCUAAGGCAUGUCUGUGAGACAAAGCUGUUUUACUCAGUGGAGUCUAGUGCUGGUCUUUGUUGCAGUUCUUUCUGUAUUGCCAUUAAACAGCUUUAUCAUGUCCAAACUAGCACUUUUAAGAGGAUGCUCGUUUAGCAUGUUCUUAUGCCCUGAAAGAUCACAAAAGUAGAGGCCUUACCUGAACCUUUGAGUGUCUCUACAAAUGUGCAUGGUACAGGCACAAUGGCCCGUUAUUAGUCUUCAACAAUACAGUGAUGGUUUAGAGCUUUGUUUUUGUCACAACUUGUAUAAUUUUUUCAUACCAGAUCAGUCCUAAAAUCUGGUUCUGGUUCGUGUUGUUUCUGUAGACCCCUGAUCAUGUAAGUCCAGGUAAUGUAAGUACCUGGAAAUGCUGGAAGUACCUGGAUAUAAAAAUGUGGAGUGCUAAUUCAUUUACCUGAUCAGACCUGAAUUCGCCCUUCAGUGCUCUCUGUGUCGUACCAACACCGAAAUCACUAAUUAGUAGGUUUAAAAAGUUUCCUCUCCUCCGCUCCUAUAAUUAUGUUUGCAGUGGUGAUGGUGGUGGAGGAGGCUCUGGCACGUUGUCUGCAGGAGCUUAGCAGUGACAGUGAGCAUUGCUGGGGGUGGAAUCAGCUCUCGUGGCUGUAAAGACAGGUUUGUGAUUUCAGUGAGUUCUGCCAGCAACAGGGAAGAGCUUAAAACUCGGCUAAGAUCAGUGCUGACAGUAUUCCUGUUCUCAGCGCGUCUAUGGGACUGUGAUUUACUAUUUCUGCUCAGGUCUGCUUGCAGAAAGCCUGGUAGCAAUAUCCCUGUGUGUGCAUGAUGGAGCUGCAUUAAAGAGCAGAGCUGGGAGUCCUUUUGAUGAAAUCCUGGAGGAGAAAGAAGCAGAAUCUGACCCAGGGCCAGCUGACUCAAGUAAGCUAUGCUUUUGAGAACCUAUUUUGGUGCUCAAACUGUUCCUCUUCUGCAGGAAAGACCAACCUCGACUCUGCUCUCCUGGCUCCUGCAUCAAAAUUUCUCUUUGUAGCUGGCACCAGGGUGCAAAAUAACAGACUCCUCAAUGCUGCUAAUAACAUAAUUGAUGAAGGCAGAAAGAGGCUCACAGCUCAGAGGGCUCAAACUCUGUUUCUGCAGAGGAGUUAGGCAAACAUGCUGUUGGAAGAAAAUCUAAACUAGAACACGGUGAGAAAUUUAUAGUAGCCUGGUUUAAAAAGGGUUUUGGGUGAUAAAGUGAGAGUUGUGUACAGAAUUUUAGGUGAAUUUCACAGCGCAUUGUGAAGCUCUGUCUUGUAGUAAACUCAUGUUCUGCCAUGGUUACCCAAAGAGGACAGAACAGUAGUUUAGUAUCAGGUCAAUGUUUCUGUACGAUGUUGUGAGGAGCUAAAGAAGAAGAAGUUUUUGCAGUCCGUCAUUAAGUUGAAUGAAUUUUUGAUUUGAUAUUUUGACAUAAAAUGUGAGAAAAUAAUAUUGUUCAAGCACAGGUGAUUUAAAAAUUACCAGAGUGUCUGAACUCAUAUCUAUGACUUGCACUCUAGUCUGACUAAAAUCUCAUGGCCUAUUUUAUGAGCUGUGUGUAAACUGUCUCUUCUGUUAGGGUGUUAAGUCCACACUAAACCAUUGUUGAAAGCAGUCAGGUUGUAACUAAGUUGUACCUCUGUUUGGUUGCAUCACACAGAUUUAUGGUCGACUUGUAGACUUUCAAACUAACUUUGUUGCUGAUAUGAUGUUUACACUUCCAGUAGCCAAUCAGAGAAAAGCUAUUCUCUUUAUGUUUGUUAAAGUGUUAACUGUUACGCCCGACUGCCUCUAAACAGGCGAAUCACAGCCGUUUACUCACAUUAGUCAACCAGCAGCUAUGGAAAGGUGGAAAAAUGACGAAUAUUAAUGACAUGGUGACAAGGUUAAUGUAAGGAGUAAAAUUACAACGUUCUUUGCUCAUGAAAAACAAAAGUUGGAGUGCAGAUCAAAAUAUGAUGUUGAUUGAAGUAAUCUAUUGCAGAAAUCACGUCGCCUACACACACACACAAAAAAAACAAGCCACAUCUUCUUCUGAGUUAUCCCAUCUUUUAAAAAUGAUGACAGCCUGUAUUUAAAAAGGGACUUUGCGCCUACUCAAAUUGUAGUGUAAGAUCGACGUUGUAAGUUUGGACUUACGCAUAACUGGUGCAACCCAGUCCUGAUUUUAAGGACUCAUGACCUGACCUGCUCAAGGUAAAAGGUUUCCUUUAUCAUCCUUGUAAGAGGCAAUAUACUUUGCAGUCAGCUGCAAAACAUAAAUUCAUCCAGCUCACAAUAAAAACAACAUGAAAGACAUGAAAACAGGUUGAAGUCCACUGGACAUUAAACAGAACCAGUUAAAAACACAUGAUUAUAACCAGCGCAGAAACACUUAUUCCAAGUUGAAAUUCAGUUCUGAGUUUCACUAAAAUGGUUGAAUUCGCAAACACAUUGAACAAAAAUGGCUUUUCUUUAGUCUUCCUUUAUGGCAUUGUUUUUGAUCAGUCAUAAAACUUUGUACAUUUUACUAAUUUGAAGCAGCUCCCAGCCCGUUUAAUGACGAUUCACAUCAGCAGAGAGAGAAGAGCUGGGAACAAACUCAAGCUAGCCAAACAGUGUUUUACUGCAGCUUUUUGUAAUGUUACGCUUUAAUGUUUGCUUUAUUGCAUAUGACUCAAGGUGUUAUUCAUGUCAGUGUCUGACGCAUCAGCAACUGAACUGUUUUACUGAGUUAUCCAUAAGCUGAUGCAAACUUCAGGGAAGUUUGAGAAUAUAACUGAAAUGUUUGAUGUUUGUGCUUCUCUUUUUUGUCACAAGGAUGCCAUAAAAAACAUUACAAAAAAACAUCUUUUAGACUCUGAACUGCUGAAAACAGGGAUAAACACUGCUCUAAAGCAUUUUGCAGACAAAAUAUGACCCUAACAGUUAUAACCAUAACAGUUGCCUCCUAGACUCAUGAUCUUCACCUGGCAACUGUCAACUUUUUUCCCGAAUAUUUAGAUUUUUACUUCUCUCUAAAUUUCAACUUUUUCUACACAUUGCAAUUUGAGUAUUUUUUUCUUGAAAUUCAACCUUGACUUUUUUCUUGAAAUUAUGUUCAUUCUUAGCAUUUAGAGUUUAUUCUCUUAGUGCAAAAUGAACAGUUAUCUCCUGCUGCACAUUUUUUGCACAGUAUCAGUAACUAAUGUAAACAAUAGUCCUCUCUGCCUUCAGGGAUUAAAGGAUAGAUAGAUGAGUCACUAGAGUGCUGCUGGGCCAAACAUUUGCUGCUGUGAUACCAGCAGCCUGUUAACUCUGAAGCCUCUGUACUGCUCUGCCCGUGACCUUUACACACACACACACACACACACACACACACACACACACACACACACACACACACACACACACACACACACACACACACACACCCUCAUGUGUCUGGCUCAGUUUCCCAAAGAGUGCUUUUUCAUCUUUGUUUGCUUGAUUUUUUUGUUUUUUAUUUUUUCGUAAAUCACCAGAAGCAUUUCAGAAACCUGCUCCAAAGAGAUAAGAACUUGAAAGAAAUCAACAUUUUGUUCUUAUGUCUGAAAUGCAUGAGAGACAGAUUAGCUGGAAGAAGAUGCUCUUCAUCCUCCCUCACAGUCAGAAUUCUGGGUAAUACAGUUUAGGAGGAGCUCUCCAAAACAAGUGAUGAUUAAAUGUGACUUACAUGAAGGGGAUUGACAUCCUAUGUCAUGCAGAGAAAAUCUGGUUACUGUUGCGGUCUCUGCUCUUUGAAACAGCCUUCUAUAACACAUGUAUAUAAUUAUAUGACUAAUUGUGCUCAUUAGGUCUUAAUUCACAGUCAAAGGCUUCCAGCAUCAUGCUGUUAGUCAUGUUGCCAUUUUAGACAGAUGUAGUAUACUAUAAUUUGCACCUGCAGGACAUCGCACAGUCAGGUUGCACCUGUUGGACCAUAAACACACCAUGCAUAAAACACACAGUGAGGGUAAAUCACCUGUGGCUCUGAGCUGAGUUAGGAUGACAUCAGGUGUCACUUUACUGACUCCUGUUCAUCAUUUUGAGUGUUAUUUUGCUCAGAGUGUGAAGUGUGAUCAUAUUUUAUAUAAUACAGACUGAAAAACAGGAGAAAUCUCCUUUAUGAUAUGUAUGAAAUUCACAUUUUGUUUGAGGCAAAGAGGUGACAAUCUGUCUGUCUUUCUCAAGACGGAGAUCAGAAAAUGUGUGUGUGUGAAACCUGGGAACACUUUCUACUAUAAUUUUAAUGCUUUUAAUACAAUGAUCAUUUAUGACUACAAAGUCUGUUAAUCUCAAGGGGAGCUUGCACUGUCAGUUCAAGUUAUUUCUUUGUUGCUGUUGUAUUUGCACCAGCUAUGAGACUGUAUACCAGGAUUAUUAGGAUUAUGAUCAAAACUAGAAUAGCUUUCAGCCUCUUGCUCAUUUCUCAGAGGAUCAACGUUGAAGAUAAUGAAAUUGACUCUUCAAACCAGUCAUAGUCGGCUUAAAAGCUUUACUAGUGUCGUGGAUGUAAUGAUAGUGAUGUUAGUCUGUGCUUUUUAUGUGACAACGCCACAAGACUGGAAAACAGUUACUGGUUCAACAACUGGUUUAGUGGAUAUGUCCCAUUCAUCAUUGAAAUGUCGACCUCUGUCAAGCUGGUCUUAUACCUUUAAAUACUGCUGAUAGUAUCUUGGCCUUUGUGUGGCAUGGUUUUGCAGCAAAAGACUUCCAAAAUUUGAAGUGAGGGGUGACAUUUGACACAUUUUUUGUUACACCCCUAACAAGUGGCAUCUCAUUGCCACUCAUUAGGGGUGUAACAAUCCAUUUUAACAAAAAAAAACGUUGCAGUUUUUGAUGUAAAUGUGGAAAAGCAUAAUACCACUAGGGAUGUUCCCUAGACGUUUUAACGACCAUUUUGAAACCGAAUAUUCGAAUACAAGAAAAUUAAUUAACUCCCAGAAAAAAGCCCAAAUUGAGCACAUGUCGAUCUAUAUGGCCAGAUAUCAUCUGAAAUAAAUAUUAAGAGUACAUGAAAGCCAUGCCUAUAAUAUCAAAAUAUGUUACAGAAUCUUAUUUUAGCGCUGGAGAAUGACAUAUAGUACGUGAAAGAUCAAAGCAAUUAAGCUCCGCUGCGCUCAAGCCAAGCAGCCUGCUGCGUCAUCGGCCUGCCUCACACCAUAAGCACAAAAUGAAGAGUCUUCAGAGUUAGACAACAUCACGUUCAACAAUGUUUAUUUUCUAAACUAGACCUAAACUUUGCUGUUUUUUCUCACCGACAUCGCUCUGGCCGAUCGCAUGUGUUGAUUAAAUCUGAGGAAGUUAACCCUUGAUGCCAUGCAUGCUGCAGGCCAACGCUGCGAGCCCAGAAUAGCGAGCCAGGCAGAAAGAGUCGCACGCAAAUGAUCCACACAUUUUAGCUCGUUUAAUGCACACUUUUAUUAAGACAUGACAGUAAAAAACUAAUUUAAAAAAGGAACUUUUUUCACUUUUCUUCUUUUUUUUCCCCUUUUCUUUUUAAUAUUAUUUACUAAAUGGAUAGUAAGGACAGCCCAGUUUACAUGAAUAUCCGAAUAACCACGCACAUCCCUAAAUACCACCCCUUUUGAUCGAUUAGCCAACCAUCAAAAUCUGUUUUAUCACCAACUUUUUUUGGUUAUGUACUCAGUGCUAAUAAUUGUUGUUGGCUCAUUGUAAACGAAUAGCUUAUCUGAAAUAUGUUCUCCUUGGUUUCACUUGAAGAAAAGUGGUCAGUAGCUCUCAUAAUGUGACUGUAGGGUUAUAAAAUCAGUGUCCAUUUUUGGUGGGGAUACUCAAGGUUUCAGACAGGUGCACUGACCGACUAAAACUGCAUUAAAGACCGUCUCAGAUGUGUUUUAGAAGCCAUGCACUGUCAGACCAACUCUAAAUACAAAGUGGCAAACAUUUGUCAAACUGUCUAUCUUAAUGUCAAACAAAAUUCAUUAUAUUUGAUUUGAUACACUGUGUAAAUACAUUUUUUUAAUCUGUAUCUUUAACCCGAUCUUGCUCAUGUAAAAUGCAUUUUGGCAUCAGAAGGUAAUUUCCAAAGCUGGACCUGUUUUCUGACUACAUCCGAGCCAGACAGCUCGACACGUAUAAGCUGCAACUGUAUCCGGCUUCAGGACUGACCUGGCAGCCUGCCUGCCACUUUACCACAGGUUUCUAACUGCCACAAGCAGGGAUAGAGAUAGCUGGGAUAUUGUGGCUCUCUGAGGGAUUUAGAGGGCACUGAGUACCACUCCCAACGGCAAAGAUGGAUGGCUUCUCAUUUUCAGCAGCAGCAGAUAAUCCUCUGCAGGUUCACAUCAUCACAGAUUUCCAGCAUGGCGGGAUUGAAACCUUUGAAUAGGAUUUUUUCAGGGUGGAUGGAGGAUGGAUUUCUGUUUCUUUUAUAUAUUAACACUUUCAGACUCCCUUUGCUCCCUCUGCCUGACGAACUCUUCUAAAAAUAGAGCAGCUGAUAUCGGACAGCCUGAGCGGUCCUACAAGGACAGGGUAGAGUCAGCAUUAAGGCUCGCCCCACCUGAACAUUUUUGUGAGAGUCCUCUAUGACUAAAAUUUGUAGCUGGGUUUUAAUGUGUCUGCUGCGUGGAUGGUGGGCGGUCUCCUAUUGUUCGAGAGAUCCUUGUCAGACGACAUAGUUUGGAUUCCAGGAAGGUCAUCUAUGCUCGGAGCUGCUGCAGAGUCAUUGUCAGUGUGAGUAGAGGAGAAAUAAUUGGCUCAGCCAACUUGCCACUUUGCACUCUUAUAUCCUGUGUAAUCCUGGGCUUAUAAUUGCCUGAGGCAGCCAUCCUCAGAGAGGGUGGCCCUGGAUUUGGUUGGGAUUGUCCCUGAGAGUAUUUCUGUCUAGUCAGAUUGAUCCCCUCUCAUGGACAAGAUAUCUGGUGUCUGUCCUGAGGAGCAGGGCUGCCAGUUUUUCUCAUCACGUCCCAUUGAUUGGCUGUGAAAGAAUGGGUUUAACAGGUUUACAGAUAGAGCUAGUUGUGUCUCACUCUGUUGCCUGUAAAUCCUUUAGAUUGAAUUAAAGAGUUCCAGGGAUUAGCCUUUGACAGGUGAACACACAGGAAAGACUUUUCUAAAGGAAAGUGCUGCAAUUAUGGUUUUAGUUCCUGUGUGUUUAAGGCUACUGUUGCGUAGGUGGUUUUGUUGACAGAUGUGAACUUCCUGCACUGUCAGUUUUAUUGUUCUUCAUCAUUAUGUGGGACAGGACCUGGGCUGUGUUUGCUUGAGGGUAUUAAGUACUUAAGCUAAGGCAGUCAUAGUUAGUUUUCACAUGCCUAUGCACCAAAGACACAGUGUCUGGUCUUACAGGGGACUAAUAGACCCUCCUGGGGCUGACGUCAUGACCACGUCACGGUAUUAGCUGCAGGCAAGACAAAACAAAAGUGGCAGAUAGAUCACUGCCACAGCUUAGCAGGUGUCAUGGGAGUUGCAAAAUGUUGUCUUGUGUUUUUGGGUGCCAGAAAAGUAGGAAAAGUAGUCUCACGACUGAAAUUGAUGUAAAAACAGAAGCUCUCUUGUUUGUAACACUCAAUAUUAAACACAACAUGUCUGACAGAGGAAUGUCAGGGCAGACAAGGUAAACCGGACCUCUCCAGUGGACACACCUUUAAACUAAACUGACACAUAAUGUGUCUCAACUUUUACAAAUAGAGCAAUUUCACCACUGCUUAAGGUUAAAGUUACUUUGUGGUGAUUGAUAACUUAGAGAUACUCUCACCAGCUCUUCUGCUGUUGCCUGGAUUGCAGGACGGGAUCUUGCUAUAUUAUCUAAGAGAGUUGCGGCCCAGUAGCUUCUCAGGCUGCUCUCACAUCCACACUAGAACUUAAAAACAAAUUCAAAUAACUAAUGGAAGGUUGCAAUUUUGCCACAGUGUCAAAAGUAGAUGUGAAACAUCAGACUCCCUUCUGUAUAUUGAUUUAAUUUGACGUGUGUGAUCAGGUUGCCCCCAGCUUGCUUUUGAUGUUGGAAGUUUCUGUUUUUACACGGUUUUGACUGGUUUUAAAACAGAUGAGUAAUUAAAACAAAUACAGUCUUUUUAGAAGUUUUUCACAUUUGAUGCAUCACUGUGAGAUCAAUUUAAGUUAAUCCUUCACUUAGUGUUUGAUAAAUGCAAUAUUGAAUGUGAUGAGCACGUAUUAUGAGUGUCCUUAGAGAGCACACUAUUGCAUAGAUAUGGCUCACUCAUGUCCAGAGACAGGUCAUGGUUUGUAAAAGUCUGAUUUAAAGGUUGGUAGUUUGAUUCUAAGAGGACUUACAAUGGUGUGUUUGAGUUUGGGGGUUCAUUAGAAUGGAUCUAAAGGGAAUAUGGUGACAAAGCGUAAUACAGCAGACCAUCUGUAGAAUAUUUACUUGAGCAUGGAAAUAUCAAAUUCUAGGCUGAAAAAAUUUAAGAUAACACUGAACGUCGUUGCACUUUUAACCUCCUGGUAACUGCUGGGAAUCUACCGUUGUCAUGGUGAAAAUAACUUUGGGUCUGUUUCAUGAGGCAAGCCGAGGCAUGCUGUGGUUUUGCAGUAACAUCACACUGUUUCCUCCUUUGCUGAAGAUAAUCCAGAGUCAAAUUAGCUUUGGCUACUCCAAGUCUGCCAGUUAAAUGUAAACACAUUUUACAAGUGGGUGUUUGCAGAAUAAACACAUCCUUUAUUUUUCUUGGGAAACUGCCACAUGGUUCACACAAAUUAAAGCUAUGAUUAAACCAUGAAGCCUGCAUGGCUAAACCAACUCUUAAAAUUGAUUUCUGUUUAUUCCAGAUUAUAUUAUUUACUAGUUUCUCAUCCUGCUGUUUGGUGUUUUUUAACAUUUCUGUGAAAAUGAAUGAAAUAAACCUCACUGUGUUUUUUUUCAGUCAGAUCGUAUUAAGCCUCAAAAAGACACUCUGGGAGGGAUGUGAUGUUUCUAGUGGAAUGGAUCACUAAAGUGCUCUGGGCGGUGUAGUCCACUCUCUGCUGGCAGCUGCUGUGGAGCAAAAUCACUGUUUUUUAUACUGAUGUGUUGUUUUGUCUUUAAGUGUUGAAUAUUUUAAUGAGAAUUUCAGGUGCUUGGUUUCCUUAAAUCUCAGCUUGAUUCUGAUCCUUAUUCUCUGUCAGUGUUUUAAGUUGCUGAACUCUCUGUUCAAUAUGAGUAAGACUCCCCCAGUCAGAAAUGACUCAGCGUAAUCACUGCUUACGGUUCGAUCCCUCAACAAGAAGGACACAAGGAAGCGCUUAUUCUGGUGUGCAGAGGCUUGUAAAUAUGGGAUGAAAUGCCGCCCUUAAUCCCUCUUACAAAAAAACAAAAUCACGUCUAUCUCUGUGUGUUUGUGUAGGCGUGUGCGUGUGUGCAUGCAAAUCCAAGCUGUUCCGGCGGCUCGCUCUAUCAUCCAUCAGGAUCAGCCAGUGGAUGUUCCUGCUGGGUCUCCCGCCCUGCCCUCUCCUGCAUUUUGUUUCCGCAGCAGUCAGCGUGACCUAUAUCCUUGGUGUGAGGCAGAUGAGACGUGACAGGGGAAGGCGACAGAAGAGAAAGCCUGAUCAACCUGUGGGCUCAGGGAGGGUGAGGAGGAAGAGCAGCUGGAGGGGGAGAAAAAAGCUCACUAACAUAAGAGCUUUUUAUGUUAAGAGGACACAUCUGUGCUUGUUUGAGCUAGCUCUGUCCCAAAUUUAAAUCAACUGAGAAACUUUUCCUGACACACUAAAAAUUUGAUGAAAAUUGAGUCUAGUCAAGCACUCAUAAGAUCUGGGUGAAUGUAGAAAUUUAAGGUUAUUUAAAAUUCUUGAUCUAAAACUGCUAAUUUUCCAAUCUAAUAAUUUCUCAAGACUGUGGGAGUGUGGAUGGUCUGGCAAAUAGGGUCAUUUUAACUAUAGAUUGUGAGGCUCGCCCAUCUGCAAUAUCCCAACAGUCUUCACCAAGAGAAAUGAGCUGCAGAUUCAGAGAAUGCAAAUUUGUUAACAAAAGCAAUUAGGUCUACUGAGAUGCAUUGCAAAUGAAUAAUACUGUGAUAAAACAACAUGUGCUGCAAAUGCAUCAUCAGCAAUGCAAAUCCAAAAGCACUUAAAAGGUGAUGCAUGCAAAAACUGCUAAUCAAGAUACAACAACUGAGCUGAGUGUCCGCAAGAGCUGUGACUCAUUGACUGCAGUUCAAAACCACAACUAUUAAACACAUGAAAAAAAACAAAAACAAAAAAAUACGAAGCAUUAUCAAGAAAUUAUUUCUGACGGACAGUUAGCUGGCUGUGCAAACAGUACUAGGUAAGCUUUAUAACUGGCAGUUCUCCUACAACUGUGAUUUCUUUUUCAAGGGCUCUUCUUCUGCAGAGCUCCAGUAGCUCAUUAGCAAUUCGCCUUUGUGUCAUGGGCGGAGACAGCGCUGCUCUGCACCCUCCUCUUCACGUUAGCUUGCAGCCUAAUUUUACAGGUGCAGCAGAAGUGGCUGGUAAAAUACAGUAGGUCUUUGGGAGCAUGAUGAAAGCUAAUAUCAUAACUAGAUUUCUUUCAACCAUUGCAAUCUGCUACUGCACACACUUGUUCCACCAUCAUCCUCUCUACUUCUCAGAGUCUAGCCUGCAGAGUGGAGCUCAAGAGGCAUGGACAGAAGACGUAGAAAAUCCCACUGUCACAAUCACCCGUUUGGGUCUGCCAGAGAUUCGUAAUUAUUUGAAUGCAGAAAUACUCAGAAAUGCAAUUUUGCACUCAUAAUUUCCUCAUGAUAUAGCAUCAGAAAAAUGCUGUAUGAACAUAUAGACAAGAAGAACAUGAUUUAAAUCAGAGUUGGUCUUCAACUCUGUUUCUAAACUUAGAAACUCCCUACCAUGUCUUUAAUUGACUUGUACAUUUAUAGCAGCUAUUUUACAUCACUCACUCCUUCACACACUCUUAGCAGAGGCUGCUGUUGUAGUGAACCAUCAGUAUUUGUUUGCAUUUCCACAUAUUUGACUGGGUACAACUGAGAGUUCAAUGUCUCUUCAUCAAUCUACCUUUUUUUUUUUUUACAUGUUAGAUGCAUGUUAUUUGUGUCAAUCCAACUAAAGCUGUACUUAAAAAUAUUUAAAAACAUGUCAAUCUAACUGAAAUUGCACUAAGUCAAAUUUCUAACCUUGAUAAUCUUAUUAGUUAUCCAUUUUCUCUUGCUUGUUUACAUCUUAAUUGGCUCCAAACUGGCCAAGGCGUUCUGUGUGGGCUCCCCAGUCAAUAUGCUGGGCUCUGACCCAACAUAAAUAUGUAGAAGAAAGCUGGCAUUGUUGUUUGGCAGAGAGACAAGAUGCAUCUAAUUUUUAACAAAAAAAAAAAAAAAAACAGGUGCCAAAUGUACAGAGCUGUAAAGUAGUCCAUGUUUUCUUAUUUCAACAUACAGCCAGUUAGUCUCUGGCCAGGUUCUUUGUUGUUUGUUUUGUAUGAGACAUAAUUCAACCUUGAGACGGCCUAAAGGACUGAGCUAAAAUGGGGGCAACUCACGAUCUACUAGAGGUGGAGGUGGACGUACAUUUGUCAAUAAAUCAAUGCUUGCUCAGUGUUGUAAACUGGGUUUGUGGUCCAAUUAAAUCACCACAGUAGUUUGACUUUACUGUUUAUGUAACUGUGUAAACUACGCAGUGCUAUUACUGUGUUCCCUGUGCAUGACGUUUUACAAUAUUACAGCAUCGUGAGAGCAGAAGAAGGUGAAACAUGUCAACAAACAGCACCUGCCCCACAUAGACACACCUACUGGCUUCAGUGUUUGCAGUGUCACCAUUGUGCCUCUCUUACUACUUUACAUUAUGGAGUAGUGUGAAGAGUCACAGUGUAUACAGGGCCCUCAUUUGAGAGGGGCCCAUUUAAGUAGAGAUACUGAAUGACUAUCAUCGCACAUGCAAACAAUAUAAGGGCUUGUGUAUCUUUGAGUUACUAAACAACUUAUAUUUAUGCUCUAUAGCCAUUAUUUAAAAAAAAAAAAUCCAGAUUUGCAAUUUAUGAUUUGCAGGAAGUUAGUUUAUACUUCAAAAUAAGAGCAUAGUUCUACCAUGUGGGAAAUAAAGCAACCUAAAAAAACAAGACAGGGAAGAAAAUCAAACUGAAAGCUUGACAAACAUUAUUUAUGAGGGAAUAUUUUCUUUGGAAAAUGUUCAUGGUGACAUGAUACAUCAAAAAACUUAAACACUGUAAGAAAUUGAUUAUAACAUUUAGAUAAAUUGCUUUUAUUAGUAAGGUUAUGGAAUAAACUGUGUCUCUGCCCAUGUCUUACCUUUUUUUUCAUUUUGACUGAUUGUGUUGUUUUAUUUUUAAGUUUCCAAAAAUUUGUCAUCAUAAAAUUUUAUUGCCAUGACAAUUGUAGGGUGACAGUCUGGUAUCAUAACAGCUUUAUUGUCAUCAUAUAGCAAUGUAAACCUUCACUUACCCAAAACAACCACAGCUGAUAACACUUGGAGCCCAGUAUGCUAACCCUUGGUGUAACAGCCGAGUAGCUGCCGGUAGACUUUUAGUGUUAUUUCAAUCAUGAAAAUAAAAUCCUAUAAAAUAAAAGAGAUUUGAUAAGACUUAAAUGAUAUGAUUAACUAUGAAAUAAACCCUCCUCCAGCACUCUUUCAAUUCUUAUGUACAUAAAACCCUAUCACUUGGUGAAAUAUGAGGCUGAGGUGAUUUGGAUCUCUUCAAAAAUUGAGCUCUUGAAAUCUGUCCAUGUCCUCAGUAAAAUUCCUGCAGUUGAACGUUGUCACCUCUAAUAGAGAUAAACAGGAUGCUUGCAGUCUAAAGAAGCUAAGUGUUGAUCUAAUUAGCACUUUAUUGGAUAAACAGCCAUGACUCAGUUGAGGAGCAUUGAAUCCUUGUUAUUUUUUAAUUAACUUGAAUUAAAUAAGGAUAAAGUAUUCAAUACAGUCAAAUUUAUAAUACUAAUGUCUUGAUUAAAAAAUCUCAACAGGUCGAACUGACGUUAAUCUGUUUAGUACUGUACAUCAGAUGGGAGUGCCUUUUAAUCAUAUUCUGAAUUACUCCUGACAUUUCUUUUUAAUAAGCUGUCACUUCUCUCUUCCUUUGUGUGAAAAGUGAAGGUAAAGCUGUGUUCUGUCACUGCAGUCAAUUGCACUGACGGUAUCUGUCUCUAUGGUUUUCUGUCCCGGACAUAAACAUUGAAAUCAACAUAAAGAUGUAAAGGUUACCCUGCAGAGACCCAGGCUGCUUGCUGCACAGAGAUCCAGCAGAGUAAUGUAUGCAAACGGCCUUGGCAGGAGCAUGGCUGUAAAUGUUUCUGGCCCUCAGUGAAGCACAGGAGGGAUCAAAGCUCAAUGAUUCAGUUUGUUCUCUCAGCUGUGAGCUAAGACAUUUAAUUUCUUUUCAUCACGUGACAUUUACUUAGUUUGGUCAGAUUACUUUGCUGUAUAUCCAGGUGCAUGUGUGUGAGAGAGUGUGUAUGUGUGUGUGCUGCUAUGGUCAGCAGUUCUCUGCACUCAGAGCUCUAAAUUCAUUUCACAGACUUCUUGCUGACAUUUCCUUUAAUCAACAGUCUAAGGCUAACUUUAGCAUCUCACUUUGCUUUCUGGGUGCAUCAUUGACACAUGUUCAUUUAUGUCUGUCUUGACUUCAUCUCUGUGGAUCUUUAACAUGCUCAGCAUGCUACUCUGCUGUUGCUUGCAUGUUCCUGUGAGAUCUUUGAAAUUAAAACCUGUGAUUUUUGGCAGGAACUGUUGCUAAAUGAGACAGCAAAUGAAUGCAGAGGAAGGUGAACACGUCCAGCUUUACUCCAAACUGAAUACUCAGAGGGCUUACUAAAAAGAAGUCAAAAAAUCAAUAACACAGCCUUUAAAUUAGUAAAAGUCCUCCCUGCCAUCCUCCAAGUCAUAGCAUAGUCAAUGCUUAAAUCUUAAGCAUCACAACACUGCUGUAUAGAGAUUGUAGUUCACUAAUACCACCACAUGAACAUGCGUCUCCAAUCCCUCAACAUGUACCACACAUUACAGGAAACCUGCAAAGAGACACAAAUUUCACCUUUCAGCCUGCGUUCAUCUAUUAUGCAGAUUCAAAGAGGAGCUUGGGUUGAUUGAACGUUAUUACCAUGCAGACUGUCUUUGUAAUCAGUGAACAAUCAGAGUUGAUUGCUUAUGAUUAUGAAGGUGAACAACUUUGACUCAACUUUGCCAUUUUACUGAAGAAUGGUGAGCAUGAAGAGAAAGGAGAAGGUGGGAAACUCCUCCAAUAGUGAGCCAAAGAAAUAAAGUACCAAGCAUAUGCUUUUAAAGUGCAGUGUGCAGAUUUAAGAUAUUUAUUAGCAUCCAGCUGUAAGACUUUGGAGUAAAACGCUCCUUAUCAACCUUUCCUGUCACCAAGGCAACGGUGGACAGAACCAAAAAGUGAUUUUUGCAAUAAAGAUGCUGUCACCUUCAACAGAUUUAAGUAAACUAUCUCAAGGGAUGAGAUUGUGAUGUUUUUAGUUAUUUGAUCCAAAUAACUAUAGUUUACCGCUCAGUUCUGUGAUAUCGAUUAUGGGUUUUUAUUGUUUUGGUAACUCAAGCUGACACUAGUGAGUAAUGCUAAACAAAGCAUAGUUGACUCUUAUCAUUCAGAGGAAGCAUUAGCAGGAUCUGUGAAAGACGCUCUAACUGAGAUCAUUCAGGCUUCAGUUUUCUGUAAACUAACUCUAAAUGAAUAAACCCUCUCUUACCCAUCCAGCAGAAAACUUCAGUGUCGGUCCUCGAUCAUAAAUUUGUCAUUAGGAUUUUCCAUCUAGGGACGGGAACACUGAUGUUAACCCUCAUUUUCAGCUAUCACCUGUCCCAAUCUCUUUUUUAUUUCUUCAUGUUUUUGUUUUUUGGACAAAAACUCAGAUUAACUCAGAUCCAAGGUUCAGUGACGCAUGAUAAAUCUGAUCCUCUAUUUGUCAAGUUUGUAAGAUCAAAAACUUUAUCACUACAAAUUCAUUUGCACGACAACAACCUAUCUCACUCUGUCCUCUCAGCUCCCUGACCAGCACGUCUCACACAGUCACUUAGUUAACAAAACCGAGGACCUGCUGCUUCUAUAAUAUAAAGAGCCUUUUAUCAGUCAUCAGAAAAGAAAUAAUUAUGAUUUUCCAUUCAAUCUAAACUGAUUAGAUCUUUUUCUUAAUACAUUUCAUUUGCUGCUAAUGCUGCUAAAUUCUACAUGGUGUACAGCCUUGCCCUCUGCCCUCAACAUUUUGUACAGUUGUAUUGAUCAAGACUGUUUUGAAGCAAACUUUUGACAUAGCUGGUGCGUCAGGUCAGUCAGUAUUGAGACUCAACUCCAAUACUUCAGCUCACAGAUAAAUAAAUGCUGUACCUGACAUUCACAGACUCUCAGUGGAGGCAUAAUUACAUAACAAAAAUGCAGGAGCAACAGUAAGAAGCAUUCACCUGAUGAAUGGUACCCUUACCAAAUAGAAGUAUGUUUGAGUUUACUUCAAGUAUACUGUGUUUGACGAAGUAUGCUUUCAGUUUGCUUUUUAUGCACUUUUCAGAGAUAUACUUAUCAAAGUUAAUGUAAUGGGAAAUGGGUUUGUACUAAGAAUUAUACUAAAAGUCUCAAUAAAUUUAACCUAUACUUAAACUUUUUAAUGAAGAUAUACUUAAGUAUGCAUUUGUGCCUUAGGUUUAAGUAUACUUGGCUUGUACUGCUGAUCUUUUUAAAAGUUAAAUACUCUUAAAAAGAUAUGCAGCACCAGCCAAGUAUGUAAAUAUUUACUUCUAUUGAAAUACUAGCAUACCAUAAAGAUAACUUUAAGUAUGCUUCAGAGUGGGCAUGCAGAUGGCCGAGCAGGUUAAGGGGUGCCCUAUGUUGGGAGUGGUAGUGGGUUUGAUUCCAGCCCCGACUCUGUGCUGCGUGUCAUCCCCCCUUUCUCUCUAUCUUCUGCAUUUCUCCUCUGUCCCAUUAAAGGGAAAAAAAGCCUACUGAAAAAAAGGAUGCUUCAGAGCAUACUUUUAUAAACUAGGGGACUUGAAGUUUAUUACUAGUAGCUGAAAAGUAUACGAAGAAGUUCACUUUCAAGUAUGCUUCAAGUCUAUUUUUAUGAACUAAAAUUGCACCAAUUAAGUCUCAGGAAGUUUACCUAAAAGUACACUGUUGGUAUAUUUUAUCAGUUUACAAAGUAUACUUUUGGAAGUAUACUAAAUGAACUUCAGUAUACUUCAUAGAAUGUACUUGAGGUAUACUUUGUUUUGGUAAGAGUAGUCUGUGUGCAUUAGUUAGACCUCCUCUGUCCGUCCUUCUGGCAGAAAAUGAAGGAUUUGAUUUUAGUCUUGGCCUUGCACGUCUCUGUUUGCUUCCUGCACACAACAAAAUGGUGACUGAGACGAAUAGCAGCCAGGUUAGGGGUGAAAGUGGUUUACUAAUGGAGCCAGAUGGAUUCAUUUGUUCACCCUUUCAGCCCACUCUGUCCUCCUCCUCCUCUUCCCCCUCCUCCUCCUCCUCCUCCUCGUCCCGUAAUUGGCUCUGCUGAAGCUUCUUUCCUGCUAAACUAUUAAAAGAUGGCAGCAUUAUGAAAGAGCUCGUAUUCAGAUUCCUCCUGCUCUAACCUUUCCAUUUAUUUUGUUCAGGGUUUGUUUAUGUAAUUAUAAAAAGAUGUGGUUCAAUUAUUUUUGUUUAAAUAUUGAAGCUUACUCACUCUGGCACCCUUUUUUAUGGAGAGAAAGCAUCAAUCUUCUUAAUUGCUUCCAUUAGCAGCACAAUAUGAGCAUCUCCAAAUAAGCUGGAUUUAAUUUUGCUCCUUGCUGUGCCCCACUCUACAAGUUUUUAUAUUUAUCUCAUAAUAGUACAUAAAACUCAUGAGCGCAGUGCCAUCAAUAACUUCAGCGGAUAAAUAAGUCCAUCUUGUACGUGACAACAAAGUACACUGAGAUGAGAUUUUGAGCAUCAAGGUUUAAUAGUUUGUAUGAAUAAUGUUACUCUUGGACUCUACCGCAUGUUGUUGUUAUAUUGUUGUUUUACAGAAUUUUUUUAACAUCAUUUUGCUGAAAUGUAAAAUGUCUUUAUUGUCUGGAUGGCGAAUUAUGUCAGAGUAACAUGUCUUUAACAGCCAGUCAUAGAUCUACUCUGUUUUACUUUACUUCCACCAAAUCCUUGUUCAGUCCAUCUUUGCUCCAUUGUGGUUUGACCCUAUGCUAAGUCAAACACAAUCUGGCGUCAACAGGGAGUGUUUCAUUCCAGAAUGACCAUAUGUUUUUAUGCUUUUUGGUGUCUGAUUUCCUGUGUUGCUCAUUCUGUCCUGCAGUGAUUGAUGUGCUGUGCUUUAGCAUCUUGAAAAUGAGGAACAGUACAUGCUGGGGUGGGCCAGAGCUGACAAGGAGCAGAAACAGUGGAGCUGGUGGCAGUCGACACGUUGACUAGAGAGAAAACCUUUUAGUCCUGCUGCUGCUGCAAAGGAGACAGACCAAACGUAGAUUUGGUGGAAGGUAACAUUAGGGGAGUCCCGAUACAACUUUUUGACUUCCAAUACAAUACCAAUAUUGUAGCCUUUAAUAUUGAUCAAUACCAAUACUGAUCCGAUAUUGGCACAAAAUUGUGCAUAACAAGUUUUUCACUCAGCUGCAAUGCCUUUUUCAGACUUCAACAAAAAUGACUGCCACAGAGCCGACAUCACUCCUACUCCUUGCUGCUUUGUUAGUACCUCAGUACACGCUGUUGUUGUGAUUUUGUGGGCUCAGCCUGCUGGAUCAGGGCACUGGUAUAUAGAGGUGUUGGAGCGGAGUCUGGAAUGGACUGCUUGUAUUGGAGUGCGGAUUUUAGAAUCAGGUCGAUAUAAUAUGAUAUCCGUUUUUUUUGCUGAUAUCAGACCAAUAUCAAUAUCGUAUCGGGACACCACUAGUUCAUAAUAGAAUAAACAAAGUCAGGUGUAGGGAUUAUGAUUGAUAAACGGAACUAUGAAGAACCCAAAAAUCAAUUAUAUUUGAGCUUAUGAAGUCUGCUAUAGGGUGCCGAGGGUCCUAUGAAAUGAUUUAAUACUGUGAGUUUAGUUGAGUCAUGUUUAUUCAAUCAAUGGUUCACCCAAAUAAUUAUACUGUCUGAUAAAGUUUUUUAACACGAACAAGCAUAAAAGUACACAAAGGAGAGUUUUGGUGAUCUGUGGCUUGUCCCGAUGGCUGGAUGUGCUAAGAGGUCCAAAGUGUGCCUCCAUUUUGCUGAAGCUGAAGGAAGGAAUGAAGCAAAAUGCAAUUCUUGAAAGAGCAAGACUUGCCAUCAUAUAUGCUUAUGAGGGGCCCCUGCUGAGUUGACAAUUAGUCUAUAUGACAAGUGUUAUAGCUGCCUCCAGGAUGCUAAAAACCCAUCUUAGCUCUACCUCACUCACUACCUUACUACUGUGGAACAUGAAAUAAAGUUUUCAAGGUAACUUCAGCUUUUUAGUGAUACAAAGCUGCUUCGUUCCCUACCAGGGUAGAUCACCAUGGUAACUUAUGCUGAACAUCAAAGCCGCUCAGGGUCAGAGUUAUGUUCAAGGUUAGGGAUCAGUAUGUAGAAAACUCCAUCUGCUGAACAAUUGAUUCUCCCAAUCAGCUCUGAGCUCUGUGAACUGUUUGGAUGAGAGAGGGAUCAGCCCUUUGUCUACAAGUCGGGCUUUUCAUAUAAGGACUUGAAGAACAGUAUUAGCUUGAGGGAACAUAUAGCCAUUUUUUGUGGAUGAUCAUUGUGUAUUAUUGUGUGAAUGACUUUCAUUCUGUUUUAUCCGUACAACAGAUACUCCCAACCUGUUUACACUCCUCUCAACCAUUUGUUCUACGAAAUGGAUCCAUACAGAUGAGAGUAAUGUGAUUAGAUUUGAAUUACAAAGUUAGAAUAAUGAAAAAUGUCAGUAAUAUGAAAACAAAUGUGUAGUUAUCUGCACCUGUAAACAAAUUAAAGUCUCAGAGAUGCUAAAUAUUAAUUUAAAACCUCUGCUGCUCCUCUGCCUCUCACUUGUAGCAGGAUACUGGUAACACAUGCAGUGAUUUCAGCACUGCUGCAGUAAUGGAGAGAGUGAGCCCGUUUCAACAGAUUGAUAAUUACUGAUUUUGAGGAGAAAUUGAAAAUAUGACAUUUCUCUUUGUUUUCACUGGAAUGAGUCAGGAGUAACACAAUAUAUUUCCCCACUCGCUGUGACAGUCAAAAGGUUUUUCUUUCCUGCUCUUGCAAUUUGCAUAAUUGAACUGGAAUAUGCGAGUGUGGGCAAAUGAUGUGAGCUUAGGUGAAUGUGUGUGUGUGUGUGUGUGUGUGUGUGUGCGUGUGUGUGUUUAUGUAUUUUUGCAGAUCAUAGCUCACCAUUUACCCCCCUUAUGAAAAGCCAAUAAUCCUCUAUAAAGGGUGAAUUUUAUGAGCCCUAAAUAAAAGCUGCUGUUUUAUCACAAAAUCUCCUACAUUAAACACCACAAGGAAGUAAAACAUGUUUGCAUGUUGUUAACAUUUGAUAACGGUUUCUAUCAGCCUGGUUUUCAACAGGAAACUAUUUGUUUACUUAGUGACCAACAAAACUUUGUGUUAAGUACUAAUUUGCAUACAUCACUGCGCUUCCACAGAUGAUGCACGUGGCAGCGGUGGGACUGUACUAUUCAGAAAUGUUAGGCCGUGUUUGUACUUAUGAUGGCAUCUGUGCACAAACAUCACUUAGAUUAUUUAACAAUUUGAUCAAAUUUGUGAAUACUGUAACUUUACAGAAUUUAAGGGAUAACAACUAACAUGAAAAUACUACACAAAAUAGCCUGUUUGAAUAGAGUUUUUAACAACAUGGCAAAGCUUGAAAGCAAAGCAUGUUAAAGUUAUUGUUGAUUACAUGGAGGGCUGUUGUCUGACUCCAAACUAUUCCCUGUCUGAAUCUACAGAGACUGUUUGUGGCCUCAGGGUUGUGUAGGAAUUGCAGUUAAUUUAUCAACGACAUUAAAGUGUUGUGUUCUUGUGAAAAUGUGCACCACAUCUCUCUAUAAUGGGGCAAAGGCUCAUUGAUUCUGCUGCAGUGGAAUCUGUACAAAAAACAUGAAGCCCACCCACUGUGGGUUUGCUGACCAAAAACACUUAGAUCCGGCGGUUCAGCUAUUUCUGUUCAUAACUUUAUCAGCCUGCUUCACCAACAUGUGUUGAAAUUCCUCUGUAUUUCAACACAUGUUGGUGCAAUGGGUAAAAUUUUCAUGAUGCUUCCACCAUGAUAAUCUGCAUGACGAGAAUUAUCCUAUAAGUUUUUGUUAUAGGAGUAUGGCUGAGUGGGUGUGUUAAAAUAAAAUACAGCUGAUGCCUUUUUACUUUUAAUAGAAAGCGAGAGUGCAUGACCCCAUUAUCGCAGUCAUUUUAGGAUUUAUUUCAAGACCUUGUUAUUUUUCUUAAAUCUUUAAUGGCAUAGCACCUUGGUACAUCUCUGACCUACUACACUCCCUGAGAUCUUUGAGGUCUGCUGAUCAGCUGCUUUAAUGGUCCCUAAAAUGCCCCCUUUUCCUACAAACUUAAAAAUCUUAGUUUAAAACUUCUUCUAAUCCCUUCACCUGUUCACAGCAUCAUAGUUUUGUGGUCUCUGUGAUUUUAGGUUGACCUUAUUUCAUUCUUUUACUCUAUCUCUAAGAAUAAAAAGACCAAAACUGAGGUCAAGUCAGCAUUUCUAUUGUGGCCUGCCAUCUAAGUCUGUCUCUGUAGGAGCCAGUUGGAGACAUCAUGAAACAUCUGUGUUUUCUGCAGUCUGGAUGGAGCACCUGACCAACAGACGUUAGCAUGUUAGCAUACACUUAGAGUCAGUGAUCUGCUCAGGUGCAUGAAUGAGUAUGACUCACCUGGUUCAAAUAGAACAGUGGGUUAUUUUUGAACAGGUCUCUCUUCCUGACACAUUUCAGGAAUAGCAUGAGAUGGCCCAUUUACUGACCACCCGCUGUCUGAAGUUAAUGUAAGUGACUUUGCAUUUAACUCAAUAGUUUCUUUUCAGUCUUUAUCUUCCAGAGAUGACACAAACAGACUCAGGGGGCUCCUCUGGUAAAACAAAAACAGCCACCACACUUAUCCCUCUUGAUUUCUGCUGGUACCUCUUAUAUUGACGCUGUUUCAGGAUCUGAGAUGAAAGUGGCCUCUCCUCUUGAUUGCUGUUCACAGACUCACUUUGCAUUUCUGUGCUCUUUCAUCUGCAGAACAAAACCUGAACCUGAUGUAUUAGACCGCUUUGAUAGUCACGCUCUGUUGCAAUCUACCUCUGGCUUGAUUUACAUAGUAGAUGAAAGUGGAGAAGUCCUCAAAAACAAUCCCACUAAAUGUCUGGGUAUGCUCACACACUUUCGUUAUUCACGCAAUACCUUCAGUCUUUUGUAAGUGUGUCAUAGCCAAAGGCAGGAAACAUAAUUAACUCUGCUGCUGCUGCGUUUCUGUUGGGUUUUAUCAGAGGGACAUUUAGUUCAAUUAUGAGCACAUAUUUACUGUAGAUAACCUGACCCACCAGACUGCCCACACAGAGGAGGGAUGGCAUUUCCACAUAAUGCGAACGCUUGAUUAAACUUCAGUCCCACAGGUGUUUUUUAGGGAAAAAUUGGUUUUAAAUGUCUUGAUAGGUUUCAAUCUACAUGGAGAAAACCGGUAAUAAUUUCCACAAAGAUUGAAUCAAAUCUGAAAGUGGUCUCACUGACGUCUAGAGAGGUUUCACCAAAAUAAAGCUGCAGACUCAACCGUAAGAGGCGAAGCUAAGGGAACAUUUUUAGCCUCCUGGAAAACAUUAUCAGCACGUCACUGUGCUGUGCUUAUAAUGUUGAUUUAUGCACAACUCUGAGGCACUUCUUUGUCCACUAACGAGUUCCAAAUUCACAAAAAGUGUAAGUUCCUCACAGGAGUUUGAAAACAGAUGAUGUUGUCUGUUUCAUUAAAGCUCCUGUGAGGAACCUUCAGUUUGUGGACAAAGCAGUCUUUUGUAAUCUUGUCAUCUACAUAUUUAAUUGUGUCUUUUGACAAAACUCUCAUCCUGCUACAAUCAAGUUUACCAUUUUUUGUAAAAACAUUUUUUGUUUUAGUUUUUUUGAGGUGACGUAAAAGCAGGGUUUUUAAGGUUUGGAUGAAUGGAUCACCAUAAAGCUUGGAACACAGAUUGUUAGUUCCAAGAUGAUGUAGCCUAAUGAUUGUGGUGAUCUUCUUGCACAAAAUACAGAUGGAAAUGUGUCAUUUCUACUAUAACGAAUGUACAACAAAAAGAUAUUUUACAACCACAUUAAGCAAAGACAUUUUAACUCUCUUUAAGUUGAAAUCUAAUGAGUCUGGUAAUCAAUCAAAGCCCCCAUGAGGAGUAUUUAAACUGAUCAUGAAACAGACUAAAAUACACAAGGAUACAUCUAAAUGAGCUACAGAGGCAAUCAAGCCAUAGUUUGCUUUGCACUUUUCAAAAAGAGCCUCAAAAGCUUUACUUUGGGCUGUUAAAAGAAAGCAGCAAAAACAACAUGUGCAGGACUAGUGCAAGCAAAGAGUGAAGUGUUGCUGUGUCCUGGAGGGGUACCAAACUGGACAUGGAUCAAAAAAGUUCCUCAUGGAGGCUUUGAGAUUUUUUUUGAGGUUAAUGAAUUUGUGCUCUUGUUGUUGCACAAGCCUCAGCAACAUCUGAAACGUUUGCACGUUAACAUUCUUAACACAAAGGCAGUCAGAGUACUCAUUACACCUGCUGAACAUCAACAUGUUGUCAGCUUGUUAGCAGAUUGAGAAUUGCUUUCAGCCGUGCCAGGUGGGGCUUCUUUGAGUUUCUUGUUGUUGGAGAGAAAAGCGGUGCUGCACAUGUUGAUCCAGUCCAGUUUGUGCCAAAAGCAUCUGUGAGCAAGAAAUUGUCUCUGUGUACUUGAAAGCAUCCAUCUCAGUGAUCAUGUUUUCUUCCUGUAUUUGACUGAGCUCAGACUCUCGAUUUGUCUUCCAGCUCUGGUGGGACCCUGAACGUGUGGGCCGCAGGCUGGCCCGGGUCACAUUGAUGCUGCUGGGCGCCAUCCAGUACUGUCCUCACCACCUGCUCCUGCUCCUCCCACCUCCACACCAGCCAUGGCUAUGAGCGGUGACCCUGUCUGUGAGAGGCUGGGCCCUGACUCUGACACACAGACCAGCAGUCUCACAGACACACUAGCAGCCAUGACGACCAAAGACUCAGACGGCUCGGCUACAAACGGCGUGAAGAAUGGCGGGGCUCAAAGGGAGGGGAUUCAGGGCAGGAGGACUCAUCCGGUGCGGCCCCAUAUGACUGGGAGGAAGUUGUCGCUGCAGGAGAAAGGGACCUACAUGUCAGGCUCUGGAGGAGGAUACACGCACAUUUCACCUCGGGUGGCUCGGAGGCCCACUGUGGAGUCGAAACGUGUGUCCAUUUCAGACGCUCAGGUUAGUAUGAAUUUUUUUUGUCAUUCUAAACAAUUAAAAAAAAAACUGAAAAAGCUGCAACUAAAAUUCUACUGAAGUGGUCAUUCUUUUGAGAGAUAACUUAUCUUGUAAGUGGAAUCACAGAAAGUCCAACAAAAUCAGAACUUCUUUUCUUAAAUUGUUCAUCCGCAGUCUGAAUUGGGACAGUUGGCUGAUGAAUUGCUGCAGUUGGGUGUGACAGGUGGUAUCAUAGCGGGGAGCGAAGCACAGACUGAGAGACAGCAGCUCUAUUGUGUUCAUAAAAGCAGUGGUCAGUGUAAAUGUAGCUCAGUAUCUCUUCAUCAUCACCAAAGAAAGAGGAGCACAAGGCCUGGGUGGAACAUGAGAGGCAGAAAGAGGCAAGAGCAGGUGUAUUCACUCGUCUCUCAUUAGGACGUAUAUAUUAGCUGAUAUAAUAUGUGAAUGCAUCAUGGAGCUGUUGUCUCAUAUGUGCAGCAUAUAUGAUACUGUAUGCACUGCAUGAAGAACAGUUGUGUGUUUUGUUGAUGUGUAAGAGAGUUCAUGCUCUGCAGCAGCCAUUGUAGAUUGUUUCACUGGACAGACACAUAGACUGUAUAUACUAUGGACCACUUGGUUCUGCCCUAACAGUAUACGGAUUUGAAGCCAAAAAGCUCUCGGUAUUUCUGUGUUUUUUCGGAAUUUCCUGAAACCAACAUUGCACAGUAGCAUUGUACGUAUUUGGUGGGAGAGUCGCUGUGAUGCCGCUCGACUCAAACAGCGUAUCUCGCGAGUGAGCUACGCAACCUUUGUACGCCCAUAAGCUGUAUCAGGUGUCAAUCUUAGAAAACAUGAACCCCCUAAAAACUUUUAAAAACGGAGCUUCACAGCAAAAAAGAGGACUUGAGCACAAACCAGUCUUACUGUAACUACAUGUCAACAUCACAAGCAGGGGGGAGAAAAAUUCAUAUUCUGUGUAAUAAAUUUCUAAAGUUUGUCCACAGCUCCAUAGGGAUUGCUGGCGGAGGCGGGAUUUAUGACCUAUACUGCAGCCUGUCACCAGAGGGUGCUGUUCUGGGUGGCUUCACCCAGCGAGGAGGCAGACAGCGUCCGUUCUAUAUACAGUCUAUGGACAGACAUGAAAUAGUCUGAACAGCACUGGGGCGUUAGAUAAACCAUCAAAGAAUAAAAAAGGGUGGAGGGCCUUUUAUUACAUCCCCACAUAAUCAUAUGGAACAUUUUACUCGUUUUUUUCUGUGUUUGCAUGCCUUUAUGUAUAAAUCAAACAAAAUUGGUGACACUUAACGCCUUUCCUCUUGAAUUAUACCCUCAAUAGGUUCAGACUGUUUAGGCUGUCACCACUAAUCUCCAGGCUCAGUAAAGAAAAUCCCCUCUCUGCGUGCUUUGGCAUUCAUGAUCUAUUUAUUGCAUAUUCAGGAAAGAAAUUCACAGUGCAAAAUGUAAGCUACAUACUUCAUCUCGUGCCAUCCAGGGUUUCUAGAGAGGCAAGAGUUAGCAGACAAACCCACAGCGAUGAACACGUGAAGUAAAAACUGCAGAUGCCAUGGAUUCAGCCUUUUUCUAGUUUGCUGCUUCCUGCUACUGAUAAGUAGUCUUUAAAUAAUAACAGUUAUCAUAAUUAACUGUAUUCAUAUUGAAAAAAGUGCUCUACAACAGAAAGAUAGGAAAUAUUACUGCAAAAAAGUCAACAGAAUUUAAAGAACAGGACAACAAUGCAACUGCAAAAGCAAUAAGUCAACUAUCAUUACUUAAAAUUCCAUAAAAUUAGAUAAAAUGUCCUAAAAAAGUUAACAGAAUAAACUAAAGCUUAGUUAAAACCGGUGCAAUCAUUGUUCUGAGGUAGUUUUCUGUUAUCAAGGCCAGAGGAACUAAAAAGGAACAGUUCAAAGUGCUCUCAUUUGCUUCUUUGUCAAGUGUCAGAUAAGAAAACCACCAGCCUCAGGUUUAACCAUGCAAACAGACAUGCAUGCAUGCAUAUUAUCUUGGCGAAUGCUUUCACAGCACUUGCAUGCAACAUUUUUUUGCUCGUGAGAGCAACUUUGCAGCCUGCAGGGAGAUAACUGUUCUGAUUGCAUGCAAUUGAUGUGAGCAGUCAAACUGUGUUCUUCCUCCUUGCCAAAACAACCACAACCCAAUUUAGGUGAGUGUUGCCAUGACCAAAUGCUGUUGCGCUGCGUUCAGAAAAAUAAGAAUAAAAAUCUUAUGUUUUUCCUCAAAAAGCACAGGGUGGUAAAAGGGAAAAGUCUGGAUUCUUUGGGUUAAAAGCAGAAAAGAUAAAUAUGGCCGACUAGUGUUGUAUUCUUGCAGGCUGCUGUUCACUGCAACCGCGUUGCUGUAGACUGUCACUGUCACUAGAUUCUCAACAAAGUCACUGAUACAUUAAAGCUCCUAUGAGGAGUUAUUUGACAUGAAUGAAAUAGAGUACAAUCUUUAUUGAUGCCUUUUUAUGAUAAAGAAAAGCAAACAAGGCAAUAAGGGACAAGUUUGAAUUUAUUGUAUUAUAUUACAACUUUUAACAUCUGAAACUGCUGAGAGGUGCCAGUCAAGCAGAUGAAGAAAAAAAAACAGCUCUGUUUUUGAAGUUUUUUUUUAUUUUUUAUAAAAUAUUCACAAUAACUGGAAACCUUCGCUGUCAGAAGUCAGCAGGUUGAGAUUUUUGUAAAAAAAAACACCACUUCAGGACAUAAAUGAAAAGAUAAGGGGAGACUGUUUCUCUUUGUAGGAAUAGGAGUGAGCACCAUAGCAAAGGUGUUCAGUAAUAGUUGUUUGCCAGGUUAAGUGGAGUUAGAUUCAGUCUAACAAAGCAGAAACUGAGCAGGUUAUCACCCUUGGCUCAGAGCUUAAAUCCCAAGGUCCCAUUUAUAAUUUAGUGAACUGAAGUUGUGGUUUUAUCUAGGAUUUCCUUUCUCCCACCAGCAUGUUAUGAUUGGCUGCUCUCAUCAAUUGGUCCGAUCAUAAAGGGGGAGAACUGUAUCACUGCAUUAUAUUCAGGGAUAAUACUUUGACUUUACCCACUCUCACAGACAAAACUGAGAAACUACUCACAAGUGGAGCAGGUCAAAGUUGUACACGCAGAAAAGCACCAACGAUGAGGAAAACAAUCAGAAAGGACCUGCACAGAACAGGGACCAUUAUUUUUUUUUCACAAUGAUUAUCAAUGAAGAACACUGGGAGUGUUUUUGCCACGGUGUCAACAGACAGACGUACAAUGUGCUUUACUCUUGUUUGGAUCAAUCAGAAACAAGUUUUAAACAUAGCUGGAAAAUAUUCAAGAUCAGGAACUGUGUAGCUACGCUCUGACUUUUUCAGGCACGUUAUUAAAUUAAAACAGGGGAAAGAGAGUUAGCCUUCCCCCAGGCCACAAAAACUAAACUCCAUUAAAGCUCACAAAUGAACUAACCAGUGUAAAGUCGCCAAGAUUGAAGCAGGGUCUCUUGAUUUCACUUCACCCAGCCAAGAAAAAGCUCCUUACAAAAUCCUACAACUACCCAUUCAUAUUUAAUUUGACAUUGUAGUAUUUUUAUUGGAUUAAAUAAAAAAAGAAGAUUUAGGUGUUGAUCUGGAAGACACUGGCAGGUGCUUUGUGUUAUAUGUGUUUAUAUGACAGAGUUAUUGAUCGUCUGGGUUUUAACGAGAUGGUUAGAUAUAGAGGGGUUGGAAUAUGUCCCAGUUUUUUAAAACUUGACUGUAAAACUUAACCCCUAGAGAAAGUUGUUGAUUAUUAAUGAACACACUGAGCCUCAUGAUUUAUAAAACAAAGCAAACAUGCAGCUGCUAACCCCCUGAAAACUUCAGAGUUUCCUGCAGUGGUGGGUGACUCCUCCAGUUUUCCCCUCCAUUUUUCCUGUGGCUUUUCUUCAUUCAGAGCGAACAUUAAAAAUUCAUGACAUCUGCCAGGAUGUGGAACCCCUGUGAAUUUAACAGACUGCUGCCACAGACCAGCAGACCUGUCAUUGUGUCCUUCCUAUCUGCAAACUGAGCUCAGGCUCCAUCACUGGGCCAUAAAAAGAAGUCGUGUUGAUUGUAUUUUCUCGCUCUUUCUGGGUCUACAGCUACAGCGUGACACAGCAGAGAGAGGAAGAAAAAGAGGGAGAGGAAGGAAAAGAGAGAAAUUUCGAGCUGCACAUAUACCAGCUAUGACUGACAUUUUGAGUUGUCACUGUUACUGUGUGUAAAAGCAGCUAUCACAAUGGAAAAGUGUAAAAUGACUGACGCAUGAGUGAUUUUAUCUCAUAUAUUCAUCAUCUCCCAACUUAAUUUAUGACAUGCAGAACUGGGAGGUCCUAUCUUCGCUACUGGGAAGAGACAGAGUGAGGCACUGAGGCAUAGAAAUAUCAACUUACACCCUUGUCAUGUUGCAGGAAAAUUCUCAUUCCCAGGAUUUCUCAUUGCCAAUGAGUGUAAUUUCUCUCCUCUUGAGAACACAAACAACAUACCCACUUAGACAGGAUUAAGGAAAUCCUGAGAGAGAGGACCCAAAAUGUGGAUUAAAGCUUGCCUCCAGUCUUGUAAUGUUUCAAAAAAACAGGUUGACAGCUGAGUCCUAGUCCAAGGCUGAGCUGUAAAUAUUUGAGUUUGUGGUUCAAAGUUUUUAAUUCAAUGUUAUUUACAGCUCCUGUGAGAAACUUUUGGUUUGUGUCAGUCUUGGUGCGUCUUUGUGAGUCCUCUACAUGCUUAAGUGAAGAAAUGUUAAAAGACGUAUCACUCACAUCUACCCCUUACGACAAUCAUUAAAAAUUACAACAUAGAAGUUAUCUUUGCACCGAUGGUCUUGUUUGCUUUUGUAUAUCUCAGUAAAGCAUUGUUAUGAAUUUCAGUCUAUUCGAUAAAUGUAAAGAAAAAAAAAAACUCCACAGGAACGACAUACUUGUGACUGUAAUAUGAAGGGCAUUUUAGUCUCUUUUUGUAACUUCUGUCAGUGAAGUCUGGAAGAUCCCCACAGUGUUGUUGUUUUGUACUGAAACGAAUCAAGACAAGUCCAGUCUCGAGUCCUCAGUCUUCAAUUCCCAGUUCACUCAUCAGAGAAGAAUCUGAGUCGAGUCUGAUUUAAGUUUUAUUGAUAUUGUUUAUCAUAAGGAAGAUUGUUGUCUCACUUCAAACUGGUCAUUGUCUGAUGUUUAGAAAAUACAUUUUAUCAAUAAUGUCAGACUUUCCCGGAUCCUGUUGGCAUGUCUGGAGAUUUAAAUGAUGAGUAAAGUUAGUGUUCUGUGUCUCUAUUAGAGAGGAAAGGACAGUGGAUAGAGCAGGAAGUGGGCAGUGGUUGAGUCACUUUGGAGGCUAACGUUGACAUUAGCUUUCAAACAGUAAUAGACAGUCUGAGUAGACUAACUUAAGCACUUAACUUGUCUCACUUAAUAUUCUAAGUACACUCUGGUCAGAUGUCUGUUAGAGUUUCCUCUCCUGUCUUCUCUUCAGUGACUCUCUUACAUAUCAAACAUCUUACACUUCACUUUCUCACAUUCGCAGUGAAAGGUAUGACUUGUUCAAAACAUGAUAAAUAAUUGAGGCCCUAUACUGAUAAUAAAAAACCAUAAACAUUGAAAAACUAUCUUCAUCAAUACGUAAGGCAGAGUCCUUCUCUCCAUGAGCCAAUACCUAGUGCAGUAAAUGCUCAAGUCCAAGUGUGACUCAUCCGUGCUUGAGUACAAGUCGAGUCAGAAACCAUAAAAAUCAGGAGUCCAGCCAGACCUGAGUCUGUUCCCUGGAUUUGGAUCCUCACAUGAUGUUAGUUGUUAAACUCAGUCUGCUCUAGCUCUGAAUAAAGAUAAUUUAGACAUUCAGCUGUUUGCAUUCUGUUGCUGCUUACUGAGUGGGGUUUAUGGUAAAGUAAAGACAAAGGCAACAAGGAUGGCAUGAUUUGAUAUUGACUGUUAUACUUUAUACUUAUACUUACAACUUUUGACCUAACUUUUUGGUUUUCUUAUUUAUUGGUUUUAGUCGUGGCUUUUUUUUUUUUUUUUGCUGUGGUUGCCGUAAUUUUAUGACUACAGUCCUAUAAUCCUGUUUUUUUAGGUGGCCCAAGACUCCCUCAUUCACAGCAAAGCAGAUGGCACUUGUUAAUGUCUGGUCCCUGGUUGGUUCUAAAGAUGGCGCUGCAAAUGUUGUGUGACAACAUGUGAAAUCCAUGAGUAAGAGAGCCAAGCAAGCGGAGCCUUAACAUACCAGGAUGCAUUGCAAACAAGUGGCCGUGGUAUUUAUUUUCAUUUCUUCAGUCUUAACUGUGGCUCCAAGAUGCAUGCUUCGAUAUCUAUCCAACCAAAAGGCUGCACCAUUAAUCACAACAACCUUUUGCUCUUUUAUAAUGAGAUCAAAUUCUGGUAUAAUGGUGUGAAAAUCUCAGCCAGUUUGCAGCACAGUCAAAGGUGGAGGCUAUUGAUCCUCGCUGAAACAGUCUGCAGCUCUUCAGGGACUUACAUUACAUCAGAUAACAGUGCUGUAGCUGAAGAGCUAAAUAUCUUACUGCUGUAAAGGCACAGAUAUUAUCAGCAGCAAAUUCAAGUGCGUUUAUUUACAGUUGACACUUAGUUUGGAGGAAACAGAUCAUUUUUAAUAUCGGAGAAGAGUUGCUUUAAGAAAAAGACUCAAUCAAAUGUGAAGCAGUCCUCUGAAAGGAUGUAUUGUGAAGAGCCGUUCUUCCUCCAGUGUGGUCAGAUUGAAGUCUGAGUGGGGAAAUAAAUAUUAAACACAAAGAUUAAUGCAGAGAGGAAACCAAAUCAGAGCACUUGGCAGGGUCAUUUUGCAAAAUAGAUUUUUUUUUUUGCAGCUCUUCCCUGAUGAGUCCCCUCUCUGCUUGUAUCUGUACUCAAGGCCACUUUGUAUUCAGAGCCUGCAGCUUCUCAGCUUCUUGUACCAUUAAACUGACAGUGUUAACUAUGUGGACUAUGAGUGUUCACCAUUAGAGUUUGAAUUUGUCACUCCCUUUGAAAACCUUACCCUGAAAAGCAUGCUGUAUGUUGAAUUUGAGAGUUAGAUUCAGACAAGUUUACAUCUGUUCAGUAUGACAACGGGAAGAUUAAAAUGUGAGAGUGACUAUGAAAACUAUUAGCUUUGGCAGCCCUGUGAGGACAGAUUAACAUCAGUGUCUAUUCUUUUUCACAGCACAUUAGUGUAAUAGAUGAAGAGCUGAUAUCUUUCAGAGCCACGAGUCAUCUGUACCAGAAACACUGACUCUGUAUUAGUUCAUUUAAAGGUGGGGUAGGAAGGAUCUGAGGAAGUGCCAGUUUUUGGGAGAAAUCUUAAAUGUAAACACUACCUCUCCCAACCAGUUUUCCCCUCAGCUCCUCUUCUUCCCUCCGUCUCUGCUCCAGCAAGCCCCGCCCACAAACAGACGCUCCUGCUCGCUCGUAUCGUUCCAUUUAAAUUCAGAUAUAAUGCAGAUAAAUACUUCAGAUAAUUACAAAUGGGGCCCAGUCAACGUGAAAGUAAAAAGCAUUGGUGCUACUGCAGAUGCCAACAGACUACCAGCAAACACAAUGUUUACAGGAUUUCUAAAACUAGCAUAAAGUGACAUACUCCAGGACCAGAGGUAAACAGUUAAGCAGCGCUACAACACGCAGCAGGUCCUAUUUGACAUGAAACACUUCUGCUUACUUUGUUAAAGCGGUUAACCUGUCCAGCAGAAAGGUUACAGGGUCUGUAAGAUCCUGAAAUGUCCCCCCGUCAUUUAUACUGAUGUUGACCUGGCUUCUUAGCUUUUGUCUGGUCUACCUCCAUUUUAAGCGCCUUUUAUUCCGCCAAAGUCUCCGGUAUUUACUUCGUUUGCUUGUGUCGGCAGUCGUGGCCAAAGGAGAAUUCAGACAAUUUUUCAUACUUUCUGGUUGGUUUCUCCUUUUCAGUGUUGUAGCACGCUAACUUUGUUUGGGCACCACGCCUAACAACAUGAGAGAGCAGCGUCUGCCUCACAACCAAUCAGGUCGGGGAGGUGGAGAACGGCUUUGUUUAUAGUCAGAAUGAGCGGGCUGCUCAAAAAUGUUAAAAUAUUGACUACACAGGCAUAAGGGAACACAGCGAUACCGUGAUAUUCCCAAAUGUCAUCAAUAACUAAUUGCUAUUGACUGAUAUUAAAAGCUUUUUUGUAUAUACACCAUAAAAAAGAUGCUUCUUUAACGGAUUCCUGCCUACCCCACCUUUAAUGUCUCCUCCUUUAAGAAUAAAGCUUCACCUGUGUUUCCAGUCACUUCUGUAUAUCUCUCCCAUUUGCAUGAGACACAUAUGAGUUAAACAACCCUCCUAUUCUGCCUGACCCUUUUUUUUGCAGCUAUUUCACCACUAUUUUGAAACAAUGACAGGUUGAGGAAAUGAGUUUACAGCUACUGACUUUAAAUACAAACUCCAGUUCCUUCUUUAGUUACAUACUUCCUGAGGCGGGUGUUUGCUCAUUACCUCUUACGAAAAUGAAAUGCAUUGUUAUUGAUUCUAAAUGGCGCGGUGGCAGUGAUCUAUGAGACUUAGACAUGUAUUGAUUACUUUCUGGGUAAUGCAAGGAGAGUUUGGAGUAGAUGAAACAGGAUGGAGGACGAAGUGAGAUAUGAGUGGACACAGAGUGAGGAGAGACAGGGCUGCAAAUGUAAAAAAAAAAAAAAACAGAACAGUGUAAUGUGACAGGAUGACCACAAUCACCCUCUGAAGAUUUAGUGCAGUCCAUCGAAGCAUUGGAGUGUGCAGGUGCAUGGUGUGCAUAAGUGGCAGGCUGUCUGCAUCGGCCUCUGUAUCCAUUAGUCCUGUCGGAGUAUUAUCUGCAGUGCAGCGCCCGCUGUGCAUGUACAUGUGCAGGAGAACUGUGAAAGUCCCUCUCACUGUUCUUUUGAUUCUCCUCAUUUGACUUUCCCUUUAUCCUCCACUGUCCUAUUUUCUCUUCUUUUCAUGUCUCUCUGUCCAAUCAAAGAAAUCCCUCUUUAAAUUCCGCUGCAUGCUUCGACUACAAAAACUCCAUCGACUAUUCUUUCUUUACCCCUUUGUUAUAAUCCCUGCCCACGGUGCUUCACACUAUCAAACCCUACAGAGCCUCACCCUCACAUCUCCUGCAGCAUCAAAUGCAAUGUUCAAAACCAGCUACAUAACUGGGCGUGUUAUGUAAGUGGCUGUAUUUCUAAAAUACUCUGCCUGCUGCUGAGUGGAGUCCUGCCCUGCACCGUGAGUUGGUGCGGUACUUUUUUGUACUGUUUUGUUCCAUCCACUGCCUCCUCUCAUCCUGCACACAGCAUCAGCCCUCUGGCACUGGUCUGGCUCUUCCAAGUAAACGAACGCCUUCUUUACACUAAUAAGACACUUGGUUCUAUCCAUUUUCUUCUUCCCCUGCACACUUGCAAUGUUCACUUUUUGUUCAUUGAUUUUCCUCUCUGUUAAAACUCCCCCCUUCUCCACUACCUCUCACUCCUUUUUUUUCUCCCUCUUUCCAUCCUGCUGGUUGUCUCCCCUCCACCCGCCUUGCCCCUGGCUGACUCUGUGCAGUAGCGGGUGGUUGCUAUGGAACUGCAAAUCAGCCAUUUAAGCAGUAGCACUCUAAUGGAUUUGCAGACAGUAAACAGAAACUGCGGACUGCAUCGUUACCUACAUCUCAGGAAUAAAUGACUUUAAACACAUCGACACACGCACACAGCAUGGCCUUUUUGUUCCAGAGGUAGUCGUGUUUUUGCUCCUCUGUAGAAAAUGAAAGCCUUGUCAUCCAUGUGUUUUCUAAAGCUGAAUGAUAUUGGUUAGAGUUGGGAUGGGUGUUCUUCUUUCAUAGUCUUUGAAGAGCAAGUGGUUAAAAGAUGCUUGGUGUUGCAUGGGAUGGCAAAUAUCUGUUCAACAAUAUGAUAGAUGUCAAUUUCUCAAGAUGAGGAAAUUUUUAAAUUGGAGUGUUUAAGUACAACCAAACUAAGCAUGUAGUGUUGGAAUUUGGAAAAACUGGUGAGAGUGAGAAUGCUUUGAUAAAAUAAUAACAAUAGUAAUGCAUAAUCAUAUUUUAAAUAGCGCUUUAUCACAAAGCAAUGGAAGAGAGUUGUUUUGGAAAAACAGCAGAACAAGUCUGAGGGUCCAAUCCAGUUUUCUCAAUGUUGAUCCUUCCUAGGGCUGGGGGAUAUGGCCUCAAAUCAAUAUCAUGAUAUAUUAAGCAGUUCACCUCGAUAACUACUCCACAAGCUUCUCACCUCCUCCCCCAUUAACUUCGUCUACUUCAGCCGCUGCUCCAGCUGCUACAACUUUUGAACCGUCCACCAUCUCCUCACCUGUCUUUCCCUCUUUUUAACGGACUGGAUGAGGUGGAGUCACGUCUCCAACAUAGGACAGCGUCUUAAAGGGACAUGAGACCAUAGCCUAACUACACACAUCCAAAACCAACUUUUAUUUAUUUCGACAGUGAAUAUAUUGACAUGGGCAAAAUGACGUUGGUUAUUUUCGUAAAUUUCGGUAUCUGUAAAUUUUCGGUUUAUUGCCCAGCCCUAUUCCUUCCCCUCAUUUGUUAGUUCCCCUUUUGGCCUUCUGAACAGAGAUAGAGGAUAUAGUAGUGAAACAACUCUCUAAGAUCCUAAAACAUCAUCAUUAGUUAUAGACUGAAUUGAGACAAGUAGACAUGACAUUAGCAAGCUAGUAAGUUAUAUUAAAACACUGGCAUACUACGAGAACUUGUUUGUAUAAAGAAAAGGACCAUAACCAUGUUAGACUGAGCUUAUAAAAUGAUAGUCAUCAGUUUCAAUUCUUUUUCAUGAACAUGAUUCACUCAUGCAUUUCUUUUGCUGCUUGGAAAACAAUCUUACAGAUGUUCUUGAAGAUUUGACUUACGCUCUAUUUCCAAAGUGCAUUUGUUUUAAAGACCAUGUGACUUUUGCUCUACUCCUGCACCCUGACAAGGUUUGGGACACGCCCCCUUAGAUGAAAACACACAAAACUGAAGGGUGAAAGGGUGAAGUGGUGUGCCUGGACUGAGCUUUGGUUCCCAUAUCCUCCAAUCAAACAUCUUUCAGGUGUGCUUGACAACUAAGUCUCAGUCAUAGAGGCCCCACCUCACAAGUAAGGAGGGUUAAAGCAACUCCUGCUCAGAAAACCAGGAACACAAAAAACCUCUGAAAGGUCUGUAUAAUGUGUUAGAUUAAGGCAAUGUUUAGAAAGACACAUGCGUGUACCCCACAUUGAAGCUUCCUGUGUUUGUGUUGAGCAAACAUUGUAGAUAUACAGAGUUACUCAUCCUCUCCUCCUCUCCCUCCUCUCACAGGACUGUAUCCAGCUGAACCAGUACAAGCUGAAGAGUGAGAUUGGAAAGGUGAGCUCGUCUAUUUUCUACUGAUUGCCUCUGUUCAAUUUGGAGAGGAAAAAUAGCUGCAGAGAAGAUUGACCCCUUUGCUUGAUUUAACUUUUAAGGGAAAAUUGGACACCAAAUCGUUUUAGCUAGUGCACAGAAAGAGUAAGAGUGUGUGUUUUCUGCAUUUUAUAGGACUUCCAGGGUCUAAUAAUCUACAAAAUAGGAUCUUUUGUUUUGAGGCUACACCACAAAAACAACAAAAGUAUUGUUAGCUUUAGCCAUACAUGUCCUCCAGUUACUGAAGUACAGCCAUGUUUAUCUUCUGAAGUGACAUUUUUGCCAUCUCGAUUUUUUAUUUCCAUGUGUGGCGCCUUAAAUGCACACACAGGGGAAUUUGUUGCGGCUGCAAUCUAGAAAAACAGGUAAAGUGAAAAUAGGGAAGUGCACAUUAUUUCAUGUAACAAGCACAGGCCCACUCAAAAAGUAUUUAUGAAAGGCUUAUUAGCGCUCGAGGGGGAAUUUAUGCACUCGAUUACAGAGAAAAUUAAAAUAAAAUGCAGCGACAGAAAGCCCUGGACAGAUUUUUAUACAGUCAGUCAUUCAGUUUUUAGGCCAGAAAUAAAAAGAGACCUGACCAUAAAUGGUGGGCGUUCACAUAAAACCCUCAAGAGAAUGAUCGAGAGAGGACACAUAAAUGGUUUUAGUUUUAUAGUGAAGCCACAGUUCUGACAUUCGUAAAACUUUGUUACAUACACUCAAAUGAGCUCACACUCCUGGUGAAUAGAAGCCUACAAUUGGAUUUGUCUCUCUGUAAGACAAAAAAGAAACAGGACUGAUGGAAAACACACAUCCUGGAUCAGCAUGAGUGUGUGUUUAUGUGUGUGGGAUGAGCCGUGUUGCUGCCAAAGAAUAAAAAUGUUUGAGUGGAAAUUGUGCUGCCUUCAAAACACUCUGUCAGUAUGGUGCUGCCGUCUGUUCUCAAAGUGAUGCUUUAGGAAUCUUAACAAAAUCCCUCAGUCUGUCUGCUGAUGACCCAGUUAGUCCUGAAAGUGGGGCUGAACCACAAAAUUGAGCUGUGGCACUGAAUUUCCUCACUCGAUAAUGUCCUCUUGUGCUUUUUAUCAAAGUUUAAUGCAAGUAAAUAACAUCUGAUUCAAUAAAAGGACCAUGAGUGAUAGUUUUGGGGGGCAAAAAUAAGGUAAGGAUGAUUUAUUGUGAGAUUUGUUUCCACAGCUUAAAACCCAAGUAAGAAAUACUGAUUUUAGUAGAGUGAGAUCUGAGCCUCAGCUGCAGCUUCAGUGUAGAAACAGAGACGGCAGCAAAAAAGUCAGAUAUUUUCAGCUGUUUGGACUCCUGUUAUGGAAACUUGUCUUUUAAAGAGUUUUAAUAAGAGGAGAGAGACCUAAAAAACUCUUUGUUCUUAAAUCUCAACACUGGCAAGCAUUAGCUUAGAUCCUCCUCCUUAAGGUAACUCAUUUAAUCAGAAUCAGGGGUAUUUCCAAAGGAAGAUCUGGAUGGGCUUUACCUACUGGACCCGUGUUCACAAAGUUUCCCAGUCUACAGAGUUGCUCCUGAUGAUGAAAUUCGAGGAAAUUUAGAGAAUCAUGAUGUUUUCGAAGAAUUUUCCCAAAAAUUUAAGACAAGAUAUGUGCAAAGAUGAAAGUAAUUCACAAAUCAUUAUGGACCCCACAAGAGCUCUGAAUGUGAAAAAGUGUAAGGAGGAGAGAAGAGGACUUAGGAGAGAUUUCAGACUUUCCCAAGCAGAGGAGGACAUAGUACAUUAAAUAACGAUUACAUUAAAAUACUGAAAUGAUCUAUCUGAUCAACUCCUAUGAUCCGGCUGAUUGAUUUCACUGUUCUUUUAUGCAUGUCAACGAAAGGGGAUUUUUUCCCACACUUAUAAUGUCUACUAUUUGCCUUUAUUUUGAGAUGAAACAGGCUACUUUUAGUUACAGUUAAGGCACAAAGCAAAAUGGAAGCAGUUAAGAGAAGGGUUAGAAAGAAAAAAUGCUCAGUUCAUCCCUUGAAGAGGUUCAAGCUCCUUUGGAUUGACAGUAAAUCUUUGAACAUCAAUUUAAAAGUGUCAGAGGGCUGCAAACUUGCUCACCGCCUCACCUUCUUCUUUUUCCUCUUCCUUCUUCUUCUUCUUCUUCUUCUUCUUCUUCUUCUUCUAGUCCCCUCCACUUUAUGGCAGAUGGCAACCAUUGUAAAAUACCACCUCCCUACUUUGAACAGAUUUCUUCACAGUAUUUUGUUUGCUUGUCGUAAUCAUAAGAUUAAUAUUUCAUGCUUUUAAAAAGACGGUCAUUGUGGAGCCUGGUAUUUUGCUACAGUCUUUUUAUGUACAUAUGGAAAUCUGUUUUUUAUGAUCAUCUUGCCUUCUUUAAACAGUCUGGUACUGCAAAUCACUCUUUAUCGAUGGUCUCUGCAGGGUUUUAAGCAUUAAAAAUGAUUGUAUAGAAAUGAUCAGCCUUUGUUAAUGUCUAUUCUGCUCUUAUGGGCCUUAAAGAGGUGUUGCUGUUAGUUUAUGUCUGUGCAGAUCAAAAAUCUUCACAGGAAUUUAAAUUUUGAAAAUGUGCAGAAAAUAAUCGAGCAUCAAGUGUUUUCUUACUUAAAAUACCUUUGGUCAGGGUUGGGUAAUGAUCAAAAAUCAUUUUCCUAUGAACAAAUCUCUGGGGUCUCCAACCGAAAAGUCGCCCUUUACAGAAUGAAGUCACUCUGUUGUAAUCAGUCCUGUUUUCUAUCAGUGAGGUCUUAUUCUGCUUUCUUCUCUUUGUUUUAAGAUGUCUGCUGUGUUUCAUUGCCUCUGUGUUGAAACAGUGUUAUAAAGACAGAGCUUUGUGGAUAUGCAGUGAGUUUCCACAUAUAGAAAAUAAUCUUUCUCUUGCUGUAUUGCAGGGCUCCUAUGGUGUGGUCAAGCUGGCCUACAAUGAGGAUGAUGACAAACAUUAUGUAAGUCAGUGCAAUCAUUUUUCAUUUUCUUUCUGAUUACUAACUGAGCUGCAGUCGCUCUGUCGCACAGCAUCAGUCCUUUCAGCCCCCAUUGUCUCGACAGAAAAGCUUUUCAGGCUCUCGACGGAGCUAUUGAUUUGUCUUUUUCAAGUUGAAAGUUCCAUUCCCUGAAAUUGCAUCAGUCGCCUUGGAAUAAACUUGGAAAUGAAAACGACUUCUGAAAAUUCAUCCUAGACUUUAUUACCAGUCUUCAAAGCACUGUUGCUGCUUCUGCUCCUUCUUUGUGCAGAGCUGCUUUGAGGUCAGUUCAUGAGGGAGGUUCUGGUUAUGAGCCGGCCCGCUGAGAAGGGGUCAUUUCGGUUUCCAUCAAGGUGAUUUGUUCUCGCAGCAGCUCGGUAAACUCUGCCUCUCGAAAUGUAAGCCGUUCUUCUGCUCCAACAUAAGUCAGCAGCCCUGUACAGUAACAGCUAUGAGAUUGUUUGGAUGAGUCACGACGAUAUAAGCAACCAACUCUGCAUGGGUUCAAGAUGGACGUCUAAUCCGGAGCCAGCAGGAGCUCAACACAAUGAAGUAUUAAAACGGACUGAUGCAGAAUGAUGAACAAUGGAAGUUAUUGUGAGGACACAGCAGAACCCUUUAUCCUGAAGUAAAUAUGAUUAAAAAUAUAUAUUUAUAAACACAAACUUACUGUUUGGAGUGGAAUAAUGACGUGCAGUGUUAAAUGAUGUGUGCCAGCUCUUUAGACACAGCACAACCCAGACUCCCAGUGAUUGAGUCAAACCAAGAAAUCAUUCACUAAGAGUUAAAAUCAUUAUCAAUUUUUGUUUUUGAAUAGUCAUUUUUUUCCUGCAUAGGGGUGCAAAUAGUGAUAAUGGAGACAUCACUUUACUGAAGCAGUUUCAACUCAAAAAAUUAUCAAUAUAGCGACAUAUCAUAGUCCUGACUUGUGUAAUAGAAUGAUUGAUGCAGCAGAGAUAUUUCAUUUUUAAUACUAUGGUAAUACAACCAGAUUUCCAUGCUAAUUUGACUAACUGCAUCACUAAUUCACGAGUCCUUGUAGUGGGGGGAGGUACAGUAGUAUUGGUUCACAUCAAAACAAGUUUAUGUUUCAAAGCAAACUGGUAAAAUAUGAGCAGGUUUACGUUCACAAUUUGGAUUUGACUUUUAAGCACAGAAAUAUGUAUUUGUUUUCAUAUUUACCUCUUUAAAAGUGUAUUUUUUUAACCUUUUUAAGUUUAUUCUUUGAAUUCCUUAGAUUUGAUUUAUAAUCUAUAAACACAUUAACAUGGUUUCAAAACCAAACUUUAAGUGCAGUGAAUACAUUAAUCUUGUGCUCUGUCUUUAUAAACCCUUCUUCAUCUGGUAAAAUUAUUUAUUAUUGGGGAUAUAGCGAUCAUCACACUACUGCUGUACCAUGAUUUGGCCAAGCAUCCCAGAUUGAUUUGUGUUUGGAGUCACUCAGCAAUUUUAACCCCAAGUGGUUUCAACACAACUUGAAAGUGGUAUAAUUUAGGGUUUUUCCUUGGUUAUAUUGAGUAAAAAAUACAUGUCAAAGAGUGUAUUUCCUUUCACCUUUUUUACACUCUUGUUGACAAUCUCUGUUUUUAACAUUUUUUAACAACAAAAGUAAAGAAAAAGAGUACAACUGUGGAAGACAGAAGAGUUGGUGUAUUAAUUAAGACAAAUUAUGAUGGAAAAAAAAAUAAUAACAGUCACUAUAUUUGUGACACUUGACAUUACUUUCAAAUUUACCUUAAUGAGAUGAAAACUGAAGGUGUGUGAAAAUAUCAUAUACUUCCUUUAGACUCACUACUGUGGUUUAUAACAGAUCAUUUGUGCAGUUUUAGCUCGAGUUUUAUUUAUUUAUUUUUUUACACCAUUCAGUCUGAAACUCAAGAACCUUGAACAUGUAAUCUGAGGAUUAAAAUAAGUUUUUUGUGUGUACAUAAGUGUGUACAGAUUCAAUGUGUCUCUCUGUGUGGUUGAUUUGGUCUCCAGUCUGAUUCUCCAUGUGUGGGCAUGAGGUGUUUGAUGACUGUGAUGUAAACCGUAACCUUUCUUGACAGACUGCAGGUCAUAACAGGCUGACUGAAUGACUGACAAUCUGAAAAAAGAAAGACAGGAUCCUAGAGAGGAGGGGAUGAGUAAUGAACACAUGGAUAGGUGAUUCUGUUUCCUGCCAAUGUGAGUUGGUUUCAGACAAAAAGGGUUGUAUUCUUUAUGCCGAGCAUCUGCAGCAUGAGCCCACAUACAGUAUGCACAAAUAUCAUGGCUCACACACAGAAAACACAAACAGGAAGGCAUGCGUAUUUAUAGUCUGUAUCUACCUGAUUCUGCUUCACAUUAUUUCAAGAUAUAUACAAAUAGCACGGAACUUGUAAGGACAUCUUUUUAGAUUACAUUUGAAUUGAAUUGGUUAGUUUGGUAGGGUCAAAGCAGGAAAUCAUGUUGGUAUGGUUUUGGACACUAUAAAAGUUUAAUAAAAAGGAAAAGCUGUGUUGUAUGGUUCAGAUGGUUGUCUUAAAUUUAAGUGAAGGCGCCACUUAUCUGUUAAGCAGUAAGUGGUGCCUUCUACCAGCUGUCACUCACCCUUAUGUUGUGUUCACACUGAGAAAAUCAUUUACUCGCUCAAUUGGCGCCUAUCUGGACGCCUGAAUGCUGUGUUUACUUGUGUAAUUUGUGCAAAUGACUCGCUCCAUCUAUGUGUUUAUAUCAUGUCUGUGAAGGGGCCAAACACGCCUGUAACUGUGGGAGAGGAGGGGUUCCAACAUGUCAUGUCAGUAUUUUUGCAUCAAUCACAGCUAAGGUUGACCAUGUUGUGAGGAUCUGUUGUGUUUAAACAACUUUAUACGAUCUGACCUUCUUACUCACCGUCCCCAAGUUGUGCUCUUUAUUUAAAUUCCUAUCUCGAUAUUAUAAACAAGUUGCAUCCUGUAGUUUGGGUACAGCUGCAUACUGUCACAAUCGCUUUAUCCUCCGUUUUCCACAUGGAUGAAUCGCUGAUGUUGUUGUCAUAGUUCACCAGGAAAUCUCCAUGCUGAUUGGCUAUUCCUCACCGACCUUGUUUACAUAGCCUAACAAGAACUCAUGUCUAAUCUCAUCUUUACAUUAACUCAGCAUGUAAUUAACCCAUGCAAAGUAUUUUAUUUGCAUUUGAUGUGAACGUGCAUUUACAAAUAAAAUGGAAAGAGGAGAGACAAUGAUUGUUCUAAAUAAAUUUGUUGAAAUUUUGUUUUAUUUUAGCCUGUAAAUUCAUAUAGGUUUCUCUCAUUCACAGUGAAGAUGAGAUAUAAUUAAAACACAGUUUUACAACAACUAAAAGAGUGAUGCUCAGUGAAAACAACUGCACCCUGAGUUUAUGUGGUUUGAGAUAACUAACUUAGAUAUUCCAGGAGAAACAAGAGUGUCCAUAUUAAGAGUCUGUUGUACAUAAUGCCACAUAUUUGGGGCACAGAAACUGAAGGUUUUCCAAGUUCAGAGGAAACAGGUACAUGAAGCAGUAUUUGAAGUAUCAACUAGUAAGUGGAACAAGCUUGGUAAGGUCCAGCUGUCCAGGUAAGAAAAGAUGUUGUCAGUGGACACAAUCACCCUAUGUGGGAUCUAAUGAUAAAAUGAAAAAGUGCUUAGUUUUGUUCUAAUAGGUGAAAUUGCCAUCUCUUAGCGAAUACGUACCCAGUCCAAUGACUUGUCAACUUGUAUAAGUAUGUUAGCAAGUGAUAGAGUUGAGGAAUUUAAAACAAGGAAACGAGGAUUUGACUGAAAUAAAAUUUCCUGCUUUGAUUUUGAUGAGAAUCACUCAAAAUAAUCACCAGUGUCAACUUGAAAUCCUAACUUUUAUACCCUUUUUGUCUCAUUGUAACUAUGUCCCUGCAUGUUCCUGCAGUUCUUGCACUUUUAAAUUUCACCAUAAGUUAACUACAUUGUCUGCCAGGUAUGAUGCAAUGAUGUACACACACAUAUACACAGAUAUAAAUAUAUCCAUCCAUCUCCAGCCGCUUAUCCGGGGUCAGGUCGCGGGGGCAGCAGGCUGAGCAGAGAAGUCCAGACUUCCCUCUCCCCAGCCACUUAGUCCAGUUCUUCCCUGGGGACCCCAAGGCGUUCCCAGGCCAGCUGAGAGACAAAGUUUUGAUGUCUUCAUAUAUAUAUAUAUAUAUAUAUAUAUAUAUAUAUAUAUUUGAUGCCUUCACUAAGAAUCUACAAUUUAAAUAGUAAUGAAAAUAAAGAAAAUGCAUUGACUGAGAGGGUGUGUCCAAACUUUUGGCCUGUACUGUGUGUAUGUGUGUAUAUAUAUAUAUAUAUAUAUGUGUGUGUGUGUGUGUGUGUGUGUGUGUGUGUGUGUGUGUGUGUGUGUGUGUGUAUAUACAGUACAGGCCAAAAGUCAUCAAAACUAUCAAUGAACACAUGUGGAAUCAUGUGCUUAAGAAAAAAGUGUGAAAUAACUGAAAUCAUGUAUCAUAUUUUAGAUUCCUCAAAGUAAUCACCCUUUGCUUUUUUGAUAGCACUGCAAACUUUUGCUGUUCUCUCAAUGAGCUUCAUGAGGUAGUCACCUGCAAUAGUUUUUACUUCACAGGUGUGCCUUGUUAGGGUUACUUCGUGACUGACAAAGUCACUAAGUACUUCUGUCAUCAAGAGAAAAGAGUGGCUAUUUUAAGGAAACUAGAAUAUAAAACAUGGUUUCAGUUAUUUCACACUGUUUUUUAAGUGCAAAAUUCUACAUGUGUUUAUCAUAGUUUUGAUGCCUUCAGUGAUAAUCUACAAUGUAAAAAGUCAUAUAAAAAAAUAAAGAGAAGACAUUGAAUGAGAAGGUGUGUCCAAACUUUUGGCCUGUACUGUGUGUGUGUGUAUAUAUAUAUAUAUAUAUAUAUAUAUUUAUGUGUGUGUGUGUGUGUGUGUGUGUGUGUGUGUGUGUACAUUGAGUCAGACUGGACUGUCAGAUGACAUCUAUUCACUGGAGCUCGACCAUGAUUUCUGAUUUGGUCAUGAAUAAUGGAGCUGUCUGAGUGACAUAUGGUGACAUGAACUAAAUAACCCAGAGCUACAGUAAUUUUGAGAAGUACUUGAUUUUUUCUUUAUUUGAUGACUCUGUGCCUGAGUCACACUCCCACAGGUCUACACAACCACUUGCACACUCACACUAAUGCACACAGGCAGCACAGCAUGAGAACUGUGUUCAGGAGAGAUCUACUUUCUUGCCAAACUUUGUUUCUGCACAGUCAUAGUCAUGGUGACCGCACUUUUAAGAGAGAACUGAGUUUCAGUAUUUAUCGUAACAACUAAAUGCAGUGUUGAGGUAGUAGAUGUUCUCCUUGAAAUUUAAUAAUAUCUCAGAAGUGCAUCCAUCCUCUGAGAUAAUGGGUGUAUGAUGCAUUGUGGAAAUAAAUGCAAUGUCUGAGUUAUACAGAAUACUAAUUUAUUUGCCUUUUUUGUAGAAUAAACAAAAUAAUACAUUAAAAGAUAUAAGAUUUUGACAUUAUUUUAAGGUUAUUUAGAACACAACAACAAGGAACUUUAAAAGGUCCCCAUUUUAGCAACUUGUCCCUUGUUGUUGAAUUUGUGAAGGUGCUGAGUGUACUGUAAGAUAAGUAUGCAAGUGUAUACACCCACCCAUCCAUCCACACACACACACACACACACACACACAAUUUCUACACCCCUGGCAAAAAUUGCAACAGUCAGCAGUGGGUUGGACAUGUUUUAGGAUGGUUCCAAAAAUGCCCCCAUUGGUUCAGGACCACACACACACACACACACACACACACACACACAAAUAGAGACUUUUUGGAAAAUUACUCAAAGCAUGUAACUAGUUUAUUUUCUAAACUGUAGCCAAAGCUUAAAUUAAUAAGAAUCCUAACCUCAGCUGACAAAUGAAUUAGCACUCUACAGCUAGCAAUACCUUUUCUUCCCCUAGUGUACAUUUGAUUUGUUUUUCUUUGAGGGAUUUGGUGCUCCAGCAGUUUUAAAAGACAGUUUAAUGUAUUGCUGAUGACUAGAGGCUGGUUUAGGAUUUAUUUCAGUCAGUUCUCCUACACCUUUACUCUCUUAUUCCCUCCACUGCUGUCAUCUUUGGUCUCUUUAUCGCCAUCAUUUGCAUAUUUACUGACACUACAGCCUAAGAAAAAGCAAUUCCAGUCUUUAAGAAUUAUUGUGCAGUCAAAAUCAUUUCCAGCAUUAUUUUUUAGGAAACGGGUUUUCAUAUUGCUUCUUUAUUGAAGUGUCAAAUGUACUUUUAAAUCAACCAUACAGUUGCUUUUGCUUCACUUGAAAACAGUCAUUAUAGAAUCUACAAAAAGGACCAUUUAGAACACAUAGUUUAGCUAAUUUCAGUGGCUCUGGUCCAAACUGAUAUCAUACAUUAUAAAGAUAUAAUGUCAGCCAUACUUAAAUGUUAGUAGGCCAAUUUGUUGUAGCACUAUUGGUGAAUACAGCCCAAACAUGUGUCCUCACUCACAGUGCAAUAGUACUCUGGCUGGUGCUUCUGUGAAGGAGAAGAGCUGACUGCUAUCUCCAGCGGACAGGGACAAGUGCCUCAUAGGACUUCAGAAGAAGAGCAGUCUCUUCAAGAAACUGUUACAGCCUUUAAUAUAAAGUACCAGCAAUAUUGAAACCUUCUAGCUUUGUUAAUUAGGUAAAUAAGGAGUAAGCUGCAGUGAUAGAUCUACUGAACUGUGGAGCUUUUUGGCUACGUUGCCAUUCCCCUGUACUUUCACAUUAUGUUUCAACCAAAGCUUUUAAUGAUAAUACUUUUGACUGGUGACCAGUCACUGAAUUAUCCAUUGCUAGUAGUCAAAACUGUGCUUUAAUUUCUGUUAUUUUGCAUGAUAAGUGCUUUUUAAGUCAAUAUUUUUUGUCUUUUUUUCAAUCGUGGCAGCAGCAGGAAGCAGGAAGACACUGUAUGUUUAACUACAGUGGUUCUCAAGUCCAGUCCUCGAAGCCCACUGUCCUGCAUGUUUUGGAUGUUUCCCUGCUCCAACACACCUGAUUCAAAUGAUCAGCUCGUUAUCAAGCUCUGUAAUGGCUUAAUAACAAGCUGAUCAUUUGGAGCAGGGAAACGUCCAAAACAUGCAGGACAGUGGGCCUCCAGGACUGGACUUGAGAACCACUGGCUUAACUACAGUAUGCCAAAGGGAUGAAAAGCAAAAAGUUUGUAUAAAUAAUGUUAUCAAUUUGGAUGGCACAAAUUUAUCACAUUGGCAGUAGACACUGAUAGUAUUGUUCUCUUUUAACUCCUGAUAUGACUGCUGGUUCGUUUAUUUUUAUUGAUUUUUGAAGUUCAAACAAGUGAGUUUUUAGUAAUUGAUGACUGAUAAAUAUUUCUAUAUACUGAUAGUACGAACUGUAUGUAACCAAAAUUAUUUUCCUUUUCUCCAGGCCAUGAAGAUGGUGUCCAAGAAGAAGUUAAUGAAGCAGUGUGGUUUUCCACGUAAGUUCAGUUCUGUCUUUGUCUUAUGUGAACUCAUCAGAGAAUUAACUAAAUCUUCAUUAAACUUGUCAGCAAUCGAUGACAACAGAACAAUGAGAGAAAACUCAAAAAGUACAAUUGAGGAAAUGAGCCGUCCACAGACUGUUGUUUGAUGAGACAUAUUAGUAACAGCUUACACAACUCAGUCUUUGUCUGAGUGUUUACAAAGGCUUUUAACUUGGAAAUAAUCACUUUUACAAACGCUGCCAUGCUUGGGAGUGAAUGCCAUUAAAUGACUGAAUUUGUCAGCUAUACAAGAAGAAAAAUCUGCUGCAUUAAAGGACAGCUCAUAGAAGAAAAGAUUGACCAUGUAAAGAUCAAUGUUUUCCAAAGCUGUGGCAGUGAACAGCAAAAGAGAAGACAGAAAAAAAGCAGAGGCAGCUGUUACAAAACCUCCUCUUUGUAUCAAAUCUUAGUCCACCUCGUACACUUAAAAGAUUGUUUUUCUUUAUAGACUGUUAAGUACAGUUUGUAUAAUAAUAUUAAGAGACUUACAUUUCACUGUUGUUAGAGAAUGUUAUUUGUUCUACACACAUAACUCUUUCACAUUCUACUGUAUGGGCUCCAUUUUUGUGCCCUGCCGGCAGAGUCAGGUCCACCGCGCCCAAGCACACUUUGGUCAUUUUGUGAGUGGCGCAGCCGGGCAUAAGUAUCCCCCCUCCCUAACUCAGCUCCUCCCAGCUGUGUAAGUAGCAGAGAGGGAGGAGAGAAGGCGUGGAGUGGAUUUAACAAAGCCGUGUCCUGUUUUCACCAAUCACAUCAGCUCCUCUUCUCACCUUUAAAUCCAGCACCGGCGAGACAUAGUACAAUUUUUGUGAAGUAGUCGAAGAGAUCAAGAGAUGGCUGUAGAGAUGGUCAUGGUGACUUAUUAUUCUUCAGUGUUCCAUCUUUUUCACCCAAAAGUUUAGACAGUAACCUGUCAAGCUGGUGUAUGUUCAGUGCAGAUCAUGGUCAAGUGAUGACUUUAUUAAGGUGCCUGUGUGGUUUGUGUGAUGGCUCUGUAGGUCGUCCACCUCCAAGAGGACCCAAAGCAGCCCUGGGAGAACAGCCCAAGAUCUUAGGACCCUUGGAAAGGGUCUACCAAGAGAUUGCCAUCCUCAAAAAACUUGACCAUGUCAACAUUGUCAAAUUGGUGGAGGUGAGACUAUUACCUGGUAUCAUUAGCCACUUUGAGUCCUAAAUACUUGCAGACUGUUAACGGCAUCAGAUAUGCGAUGCAGAGGUUCAAGGAACGAGGAAUAGGACAUCCUGUCACUGUAUCAUGUGUUGCCUUAAGAAAAAUUGGCCACUAAAUAAUAACCAAACUAAUCUCCAUUGUUUCAAAUGUGUCUUACAGUACAGUGUUUCCAAAGUGAAGUAGUCAGUGGGGCAUCAUGGGUUAUUCUUAGAGAGCAUUUCACAGGAAACUGAAUUAAACUCCACUUCAAAGUAUAAACAUUUCCUUCACAUUUACUGUGGUACUUGAUGAUCAUGCCCCUUAUGUCACUAAGUAAGGCAAUGAACUCUGGGUGAGUCCAUGUUAACUCUGCAUAAAUGCAGUCUGCAUCAAAGAGCUCUCUCAUUUAAUGAUAUUGCAUUUGAAAGAUACUUAACACUGUCGCACUUACCGGGAACAGGCCGCCAAUACAGAGUGUCAGUGUAGAAUUUGGGAUUAACGAAAACAUAAGGAGUUUUUGUGCUGUGUUUGCAUUGAGUAGAAAAAUCAUUGCAUUUUUAUGACUGACAAGUACUAAUUUUGGGAGUUGGUCAAAUAGGAUUUGGCAGUUCAUUAUUUGUUUUCUUACUUUCCAUGAUGGAGCCAAUAUGAUCACAAUGAGAAAUCAAGAAGGGAUCUGUGGUUUAAAUCAAAGACGUGGGAGAAAUCUUGGGUGGAUAAAUUUAGCAAUGACACAUGGGUGCAUGGUACAAGCAGUACAAUUCAUUCUGUGUGUUUAUGGAUGAAAAAGGAGAGGGAGCAAAUCUGAUAGUCUGCAGUAUUACGGAUUUGACUGGUAAUCCUUCCUGACCCCUUCAUUUGUUACUUGUUGUCUCAAAUUGAAAAGUCUUUUCAAUCAAACCAGCACUCCACAGGGUUUAUUUACUUAAAAGUAUACCACGCAUAGCUUAGUUUAUGUUAAAAAGUGCCGUCUUUGUUCUUAAUGUAUCCAGCAUGCUUUUCUCAUUGAAGCAGUUGCAUGCCUUAGACGUUAUCUUCUCUGCCUAUUACACUGGUAUAGUGGUUACAACAGUUUAUAGAACACAGUUCAGUUUUAGAUGACAAAAUCUUAUAUGUUGAAUUACUGUGUGAUGACAUAGUACUCUUCAAGGCUGGUAUCACACUGUAACAACAGGCACAAAGAGCAACAAUGCUACACCCUACUGAACAGUUAGUCAACAAACUGUCAAUCAAGUCUCAACAGUAAAUUAAAUUCAUUAUUUAUCUCUGAAAAACCAUAAUUACUUAGCAAACAUACAUUGGAAACACACUUGACUUUUGACAGACUUACAGUAGAGAUAAUGACACUUCAGUUAGCAACAGUGUUAGCAUCAGUUAGCAUUUGCAAGUGCUUAACCAUGCUGUUUUCAGCUCACUACAGUGCAAUAUACAGAAAAUACACCAAUGAGCAGCAAGCGAUUAUUAGGGAAACUCAUCCUGCUAACUUUGGGCAAUAAAAUGCAUAAAUCAUCGUAAAUAUCUGAAGUGGAAAUUUAAAAAAGUAACAGGGCUUUUCUUCAGCUGCAAGGCUGACACCUACCCCCUCACAUUAGUUUCAGGCAUCCAAAAUUAGGAUUCAAAAACUGAACUCAUGUAGCUGAUUUGCUUCUUAGUUGAAUGAAAAGGCAUCAGUAUGUACAGUUUUUCAGUCUGUUUCAUAAAUGUAAAAAGAACUCCUAAUAAGAGCUUUAAAUGUUUUUCGACACAGCCCAAGGCAUUAGAUACGGUAAACAUUGUACCUGCCAAACAAGUCAGCAUUAGCAGUAUGAGUGUUUAACGAUAGUUAUAAAUAGAGACACUAUAUUCUUUUUAAAUGUUGUCAUGUACUUUAUACAUUUGUUUUUUCAGCAUUUAGGUGUUCAAAAAAAGUGGAUUUGCUGGGGUAAGGUGUCUUACAUCACAAGUGGACUUUCAUAACAGGUUUAAACCCUUUGUUGUGGGGAUUAUGCUUCAUCCCUCUAUCAGAUGAUAACCCCCUCUCGGUGUAUCCUCGCUCUUGCUUUGUGAGUGUGUCAUAUCAGAUAAGAGGCAGAAGAAACCCUUGUGGGCUAUCUGAGAUAGAUUUGACCUCAGAGACAUCCAUCACACUUCUAUCACCAGACAACUCUGAUGUUAAAGGGGCAUAUUUUGGAGAAACAACACCUCCUCUAAAUGGGUCUUUAUUUACAGCAGCUGCUUCUCCUAAACUGAGUUGUGGAAGUUCAAAGAUGGAUAGACUUUCACUUUCUGCAGAGGCGGUUGUUUGUGAAAAAUGAUAGCCCAUUUGAAGAUGUGGCUCGAGAUGCUCGCCGCUCCCCUGCGAUAUUAUCAGAGUGUUCUUCAAUCUCGGCCAGAUGGCGGGGGCACUGACGUCUUGGUCGGGAGUUCAGCUCAGGGAGGCAGUCAGAAGGAAAGCUGUCUGGCUUGCUCUGCGGUAAAAUGUGCCAGAAAUAUAAAAGAGUUUCAAAGUAAAAUGGCGAGUGUUUUCUGCUGCUCACAUUUCAUCCAUUUCUCUCAUAAUGGGGAUGUGUGGGUGAUGGAAAAACCUGCUUUUCUCCUCUUUAUUUCUCUUUGUUCAUCCGUGUUAACGAGCUGCACUUUCUUAUCGCUUCCCAAGUGAUUCCUGUGAGACUGCAGUCCGGUCCUCCUAAUUAUGAAUCGGCUUUUUCUCUUCGUUUUGAAACAUUAAGGCUGACGCAGAGUGGAACAGAUUAAAACUAAUGAGAAUGAUGUGGUCAUUUGUCACAGAUGGUGGGAAAGAGACAGUAAAACUAGCUCCCUAUUUGCCAAAGUAUGCAGUCGUUGAAGUGUAGACACUUAAACAUACCAAGCUCUAUUAAUGUCACUUCGACAUAAGCCUUCAACACCUUUUAAUGCAUCUUAGUCAGUGCAUUAGCUGACAGCUGGGGAGAAAAUUACCAGGCUGUUAAUGCUUUUUACUUUGCAUAUGAAGACAGCUCAUUUACUGACAUAGCUUUGUGUUUUUACAUCAAACUAAAGACGAAAAACUGUAUUUGAUGCAGAAAAACAGUGUUGAUUCAAGACACUAAAAGCAAACAUCCUCUCUGGUUUACUGCAUUGUGAGUAUACAGUGUCUCCGUCUCCUCAGAGGACGUGUCCUGUCCUUGAUUUUCUAGGACUGUGUGUUCUGUGUGAUGUUUACCUUCGCUGUGGUAAUUUAAAUUCACCACGAUGUUGUGUUUAAAGCUCAGCUCCAGAUGGACUGUGUGUCCUGUGGUUUGCUUGAUGUGUGUGCAGUUUUCUUGCAGAACAUGAGUUGUGUAGUCUGGUGGGAAUAACCUGUUUUUAUUAGAUGGUCAGAGACGGAUUAUUGACUGGUCAAAACAGGCAACCAACCUGAAGUCUGAAGGUUGAGGAGCUCAAGAGGCUCACUCUUGUUGUAGGAUCAAUGAGAGGAUCUUGUAGCCAGACACUCUGCAACAAGUCUGUCAAGACACAUGUCCAGUUUAACAGCAUAGACACUGAAAUAGUCCCACCAUUACAUUCUGCAAAAAUGAAACCACAGCAAUAUUAUGUUUGCACUGUUGCUUUAAAGCUACUACAAGGAGUUUUGAAGGUGGUUAAAAAACAGACUUUAAUUAAUACUGAUGCAAUUUUAAAAAAAGAACUUGAAUAGAGCAGGGAGGCAUAUUAUGUUAGAAAACAGGACUCAUAUAUGUGUAGGACAAAGUCAGCAAAAACAGGAGAGUCCCCCCUUUGUCCACAGGUGGCACCAAAAUUAACACAGGUGUAACGUUCUUCACAUGAGCUUUAACAAAUGCUGCUAAAAGGACUCAGAAUCCAGUGCACUCAUAGAAAUGUUGUUCAUUCAUUUUUCAGCAAGAAAUAAACUGAUGGAUUUACCAGUUGACUCAAAAUUGUUAUUUUUGAUUCGUGCAACGGGCUUGAUCGCACUGCCAUUUUUUAAAAGUAUUUUUGUGCGAUUUUUGCCUUUUAUUGAUAGGAUAGCAUGAAAUGUGGGGAGAUAGAGAGAGAGGGGGGAGGACAUGCAGCACAUGGUCUGCCGGACUCGAACCCACAACUGCUCCAUAUAUGGAGCACGCUAACCUGCAUGGCGCACUGCCGUUUAAAGACAGUAUACGAUCACAUAUGUUGUUUUUUGAUACUAACUUAAUCCUCUUUAAGUUCUUUGAGGUUUUUUUUUUUUUAAAUAUAAAGUUCAGUAUGAAUUAAAUUUGUUAUUAUUUCUACUGGCUGCACUUGCUUGCAGAUAACCUGUAAUGGAAAACAUCAUCAUUCAAUUUGUCAGAUGAUCAACGAAUAACAUUUUUUUAAUAAUGAAGCUUCCUUACAAUUGAAUUUUCAGAGGACGUUCAAGGACAAGUGAUCAGGGGUAUUUUCCUCAGGAGUUAAUGGAGCUAGAGGACUAAGACCUUUGUCUUUGUCUAAGACCUCUACAGCUUGUUGCAGGCGCCUAAAGUGUUCAUACCAUGUGUUUUUUUUUAUCCCUCCAACUUAUGUGGUUCCUCAGCAAAUAGCCUUGUCCAUUUGGCUGUUCUUGAAUGUCUGCUGAAAUGUUCAAAGGGCAUUUUCUCAAAAACAACUGGAGGACAGCAAGGGUCUACAAGAUCAUGCUUCAGCUUCUUUGGUUUCCCAGAAAAUGGUGGUGAAAUAUUUAGAGAUGACUGAACAAAAAGUCACAGUCUUCUUUUGUUUCUGCAUAACAUGCUGUCCAUAAACUCCCUGUCUUUUUCACAAAAUCCAAAAGAACAGCAGCUGGCACAGACAACUUUAGGGAUGGUACCUCGCUUUUAAUUUGUCAUCCCAUCUGACAGGAAUGUGAAGUAGUAGCCACACUGUGAUAAAGGCUAUCAAGCUGGUGACUGAUGCGUCUUCUAUUUUCAGCCAGCACUUAGUGACCACAUCCUGGUAUAUUUCCCCACUGCUAACUUUUAUCCAAGCCUCUAAAUAGCAGGUUUGUCCAACCAUGAACCUGAUCAACUGUAGACUGCAGAGUUUCAAAUUUGCUCAAACUUUAAAAAGUCUACAAGGUUAUACCUCCUACCAAUGUCCUAGCAUUUCAGAAUAAUGAGAGACUUUACUGUGAACAUGAAUUAAAGGGCCAAGAGGUUAUUGUCGACCACUUUUUAAAUCAUCAAAGACUCAGCUAGUCACUGAAUCCCUGCUUGGUACUUUUUAAAAAAACAGUACCAAUACUCGAAUGCAUCCUCCUAGCUUUUAUAAUGAGUUAUUUUACGUCAGUUAGAAUGUUUUUUUACAUCUUGAUUGAGGUUUUUUAAUUAUAAGUCUCUGUUCAUGAGUGUUAUGUAACUGUUACAGGUGCUGGAUGACCCUGCAGAGGACAACCUUCACAUGGGUAUGUCACAACUAUUCUUUCUUUGUCCAAGUCUGCCUCUCUGUUUUUGCCCUCUGUGGCACAUACGGCAGGGACAAAUGUUGGUAUAACUUAUUCAUAAUUCAGACCGUCUCUCGAAUAAUCACCUCAGGGCUCGCACAUUAUGCAGAGAUCCUCUGUCAGCAGAGUUAGGUCACAGUAAGGAUGCCUGUUAGUGUGAGACGUCAAACAUUUUAUAUGUUGAAUGUGACAUUUCGAGCUAGUUAAGAGGAGUUAUUUUAGUGCUGUUGUAAAGAAUAAUGUGAUUUUAACAACAGUCAAACUUGGAUGAAUAAAACGGAUGAAUAAAUUGUCUGCUUCUGUGUCCCUCUUCCUCCCUUUUCUGACAGUUUUUGAGCUGAUGCGUAAAGGGUGAGUAGAGAGCAUGUCCUUUUUCUUUAUAAUUUAAGGCUCGCUCACUCACUCAUGUUCGUCUACCUUCACCCCUUCAUUUCAUCCUCCUCCUCUCCUUCAUCAUCCUCCUCUCCUUCAUUACUUGGAGCUGACACCGUGCUGGUUUCAGUUUCAUCCCAGGCUUCAAAGGCUUCGGUAAUGUUCUUAGGUUUUCACAGUUAUUAACUAUGGCAGUCGGCCGUGUAGAUGUUUCACAUCUUGUUGCAUGAGCUUCUCCUUCCCACAUCUCUCAAAAAUCUGUUAUCAUCUAAUAAUCAUGCACCUUUUGUUAUUCUGAGCCCCUGGCGGGGGGAGGGGGCCUCUGACAUCAUUACGUAUGCGAGCAUGAAUGAGUUAGGUUCUCCUUUUAAAUGGGAGGUUUGCUCUAUUUGUAAGCUUUUUCAGAACGAGAGAAAACCUUGACUCUCAUGUUGCUCCUGGGAGAAGAUGAUAGACAGUCAUGCUGAUUAAAGCAGAACAGCUGCCUCAUUCAGAUGCUACUUAACAUAAAAGUCUACUAUGGCUGCAUACCGCCUACUUGUACACAGCUACAGAUAAUAUUCCUGUACAAUUAGACGGGUGAUGUUUUGGCUUUUUGGAUGAUAAAUAUCCACGGCUAAAAUAGAGCAAAGAUAACACGUUAAAACUUGAAACUGAAAUUUAUCAUUGUUUUAUGAAAAAAUGUAUAUGUGUUGAAUUUAAUCAAUCAAUCAGUCAAUCAAUCAAAAUUCAUACCCUUUUCAUACACAUAAUUUAGCACAAAGUGCUGUCCAUUACAGAGCCUGGGAGGUGACAUUAACCUUUUUUUUUUUUUAUUAUUCUUAUGUGUGAUUUAGUAUCUAGUAUUUAGUAACACGUGCAUUUUAUCAUAUCGCAGGUGCUUUUCAACUGUUCUUUAAAAAAAACAAACACUUUUUGUGUUUUGUACUCUAAACAGUACCAAAUGUGGCUAAACUAUGAAGUGUCACUUCGUGAGUCAUGCCUAAAUUAAAUAAAAUGUUGAUAAUAUGCUCUCUGUCCAUGACACUGUCCUUCUUCUCUCACAAAUGAGGCGCAAGGAGGAUUAUUUACAAAAACGCAUGUGCAAGAUACUAAUAAAAUGCACGUAUGAGAUUUGAUAAAACACACGUUUGAGAUACUAAAGUUUCAGUCACCUCCCAGGCUCCGUAGUCCAUUCAAGCAGGAUAUAAAAAAUAAAAUGAAAUAAAAUAAAUAAAAGUACAAAUACAGAACCUCACCCACCCCCCAAUUCAACACAUACAGCACAUGCUCACACACUCAGAUACACACACACACACACACACACACACACACACACACACACACAAAAGACCAACUUGCCACAGAUGACUGAGGAAACACUAUCUUGAGUUAAUGUCAGUAUCAUGUUGCCAAAUAAGUGGACAGGGACAAUUUAACACAAAAAAAGGGCUGGAUGACAAGGACAUUCAAGAGAGGUUGAGUCUACCAGAAGUAGAUAUAGAUCCGAAUUUAAAAUUAUCCUCCACAUAAUAUUUCCACUGUCUGCACACAUUUCAACAGCAUGGCUCUGUAGUAGCAAGGUACAGAUGCUAAACUGUCCUGCCUGCAUUGCCACUUUUUGAAAACAUUUGGCAACAUUUCUACAAAAGAGACCCUGAACUGUUGGGCUGCUAAAAUCCCACUUCAGGCCAGACUAAGAUAACAUUUUGUUUUACAACUCCAGGAACUGCUUCCCUCAGCUCUCCCCAACAUUGGUGGUGAUUGGUGUACUAUGUUGAAUUACUGUUUUUUUUUUUACAUUAAACUGUAAGAAAAAAUCAAAAUAAACUUAUGAUAAACCUAGAUUUUUAUCGAAAUAAACCAGCAUCUGGAUCAGAUAUUUAGCACAUCUUGGUUAGCCUGGUUACUUAGCCCAGCAGUUUUAAGAGUGCAGUUUUAUUAAUGCACCAGAUUCUUCCACAAUUAGGCUCAGCUCUAUAAUCAUUAUAUUACUAACAUUUAGAUAGUCCUAUUGACUGUAUAUGGACCAUGUACCUCCAUGUGCUCCUAAAUCAGCACUAAAAAAUUCAGUCGUGAAUCCAGGUCCUGAAAUCUGUUUUUGUUUUGUAUUGUUUAUUGGAAAAGCUAUGUGUAGAAAUAAUGUAAGAUGAGUAAAAACACUUCAUCAUCUUGCAGAAGUGAGGCUGUCUUUUAAAUCAGCACAAUAGUGAUGAUGUGGGUGUAAACUAAUCCAAACAAAAAACAAAGCUGCUUCUAGUGCUGUUGGUGUUUAGAUCGAAAUGAAAUAAAACCAAAACUGAAAUUUGAGUUUGAGAAAUGUUGGAUCAGAGUUUUCUAAGCCUCUGCAUCUGAAAUCUAGUUUCUCUGCGACUGAUGUGUGUAUUUGUCUCACUGCCUCUCUUUCUUUGUGUGUUUCUGCCUGACUGAUCUGCCCGCAUGGAUUUCCAGUCCAGUGAUGGAAGUGCCCACAGACAAUCCUCUGUCAGAGGAGCAGGCCAGGUUAUACUUCAGAGACGUCAUCCUGGGCAUAGAGUACUGUGAGUAAUUCAUGCAGAAUGAGGGCUGUCUCUGAGACUGUUAAGCACACCUACAAAACCUUUCACUGACAUUUAUUUUUGAUGAUUUAGAGCUUCAGUUCUCACACUCCCACUUCAGAAAGCUAUAAGCAGCUCAGUCCAUUUUCCACAGACCAGAAAGAUUUUUAAGAUAUACCCAUGAUGGUCUCCACAGUGUCAGUGAGAGUGUGAAUUCUUGUCUUUUCCACUAUUAUCCUCUGUGUCUCUCUCACAGCUCUUUAAUCCACGUGGCAUGAUAUGAUAGUGUUUCCUUUUAAAUAGAACAAAGUGUUCUUGACCCUGUGUUUCCAAGGCCCUCAGGGUCUGACUGUAGAUGUGUGCUGUCCACUUCAUCAGUGUCGAGCCACUCUUCACUGAAACGCUUUCCUCAAGCUGUGUCCUCAUUUGCUGCACUAGCUCCAUUUCACUGAGCCAUGAGACUAAUGAUUAGAGAUCAAUGCUGCUCUUUCUGUGCUUUGAGCUCCAUCUUCAAAAUAAGGCCAUAGAGACUCUCCAAAAACCAAUGCACCUACUAACUACUCUAUAGACCUCAUGUAACAAUUUCGUAUUGUUACAUCACUAUUAUUCUUUCUUUCAUAAAAAUAACAUAUUCCAAUUAAGUAGCCUCAUUUCACUUUUAAGCACCUAAAUCUCCUGAGUCACAGGUCCCAGAUCCUGUCUGCUGCAUUUUCUGCUCAAUUUAACAGAGCAGAUAAACAUCUUUGCUCUAAUAGCAGACCCAGUGGAGAAAACACCUUCAGACUAGUAUUCAUAGAACACUGAGCCAAAACUGUCAUACAGAUAACUGGAAAACAUUCAUUUAAUGCUUUAUGUUCUGUUAACUUUAGAAAAUAUAAUUUGAAACGCCUCUCAAUGUUAGGAUUUUAUACAUUAAAUUAUAAGAUUGUUCACUGACCGAUGUUGAGGAUAACCCCCAUUAAUUUUCCUGCAGGUUUAAAUCAAAAUGGAUUAAAAUCUGCAUCAAUCAAUGCUAUAGAUUGCUUUUUGCAUGUUCAAUUUACCAAGAAAGCUGAGUUCUCAUGCUAAUGUAGCUCAGGCAGUAAUACCAACAUGCACCAUUAACCAAUGCAACAUCAUUUAUCAGUCUACAGAUCUCCCUGAGUCAUGCACAGUCAUAUUUUAGUUGUCAUUUUUGAUGUGUGGUGUGAGGUCUAGAUAAUCUGUAUUUAGGUCAAACAGCUCUCAUUAUAAUGGUUGAAACUUUGUUGCAGCAGCAGACUUUGUAAAAAGUGUCUAGACUUCGACCUCAGCACUCCUCGCAGAUUUAUUUAUCAUAAAAAACUUUGAUGGUCAUGAGCCCUGGGUGGUGAACAAAAGCAUGAGAUUACAGAUACAAACAGUCAAAAACAGAGCUGGAAAUCACUGCUGGGGAAAGGGAGAUUUGGGACUACUUGCUUUGACUGAUGCCUCACCUCUGUGACCUGAUCCCAGAUAAGCAAAAGCAAAUGGAUGAACAGAUUGAAUUUGAGCAUGAGAUGAUAUCUUAAACACCUUAGCUGGAACCUCUAGGUGGAUGCUAGUAAAGGUGGUGGAGCUGAAUGUUUAAGAUAGAUAUUGAAAAACAAUGCUCAAAUUUGGCUCAAAUUGUAAGUCCUUACACUGAAGUUAUGAAGACUUUGAUGAAUAAUCUAUGUUUUGACCAGAUUUCACCAUGUUAUUUGCAUCUGCACAUAGGCUCUUUUCAAAUUAAGUCUUGUGUAUUGGCUGAGAUUACAGUACAAUUAAGCAGUGCAUUACAGUCACAUCAAAAAAACUGAAGAGCUUGAGCUUAAUUCAUACCCGCUCCAACUGGAUUCAAGACUUUCUCUAGUCUCUGUCAGCCACAAGGGUCUCAUGAUAUCAGGAUAUUCAGUAGGUAUCAAUCAAGUACAUCAGCGUUAAGUGUUAGCCUGCUGCUUUGUUCGGGACUGCACCUCCAAGGUGUCUGUGUAUUCCUUAUCUUAUCUUCUUCCAUUUCCGUCCUUUUUCUCAACCCUAAGUUUAACAAUUUAUCAAAAGUAAAAAACAAAAAUGGGUCUUUGGACACAAUGAUGUGUCUAAAACACCAUAAGUCUACUGGUUGCAACCAAGACAGUUUAGGUCCUGUAGGUGUUACAUUGGCUUUACAGGUAGGCUUUACAUUUUCAGCGACAGCCCUCAUUUUUAAACACAAACUCAUUUUUUUUUUUUUUUUUAACCAAGUUUCAUUGUCAACAUCCAAGUCAGUGCUCAGGGUGUCAUUAUAAAGGAAGAUCAACAGAUGUCUUAAAUGGUAAAUGCCACAAAAAAACCUCUUAGACAACCAAAGGAUGUACACAUGGAUACUGAUGUAAUAACUACAGUGUUAUAAACCUCAAAGUGAAAACCUCCUUUAGUUUGUGUGUGUUAGCUAAAGUGAUAAUAGAGGAAGACUUGGGUUUUCCUUUUUUUCCACAUAUGAACUCCUGGAGUUUCACGAUUUGCCUUUUACUCAUGAACUUCAGUCACCAUUGUGAUUUAGGUGAGGAAGACAUAUGGGAAGCGUGAGACUUAUUUUGUUCUGCUGACUGAUCCUGUGUAAAUUGCAUCGCUAAACAUGCAAAAACAAGCAGAAAACUAUAUACAGGCAAAUAAGGUGAGCAAAGACUACAAAGCAGGGAAAAUCCACACUAUGUGAAUAAUUUCAGCUUUCUGUCCACUUGUCCGGAACUGUUCUGCUGCUUUCAGUUUUUGCUCGCUUAACAUGAAGACUGUUUGAGAGAGAUGGCAGGAAAAAGUCUUUUUUAGUUGGGAUAAACAAAUUCAACCAGCGUCACCCUGGUAGACAGUUUUAGGGACUUUAUAGGGGUGUUAAGGAUUGAGAGAUCUAUUAGAAAAAUGGAACCAUCAGUGUUAAUUUCCACAUGUUAAAAAAAAGGAGUGUCCUCUUCAAUAUCAGCAGUCCUUGUGCAGCCCAGUGAUGUGUUCUUAAUAUGAGGAAUAAUUGAGCUAAUUAUGUUAAAUCGACAGGCUUUGAUAAGUAGAGUGCCUCAUCUUUGCAAUCUCCUCAGAUAAGGAAGCACCGCUUAUUUAAUCUGUGAAGAGAGCAGAGAUCAGACACAGAUGGCUGUUAAGAGCUCAGAGUUUAAGAUGUACUCAACUUUUAGUACAAGUUCACAGGAUUUAUAGUACUGAAGUUUCCACAAUAGCUCUCACCUAGAGCUGUCUCACCUAGGUAUAUAUGCUGUUUUGAAUAAAGGUUUAAAGUUCUUGUGAGCAGAAGGUAGAGCCGAUGUUAAAAUGUUCUGUGACCUGACAUUUAAAAUAAUGUAACAAGAGCUGAAGGUGAGCCUCAUGACUAAACAUGCAACACUGCUCCUUCUGUUUCCAUCUCUCCUUGUUAAAGGUGCAAGUCUGAAAGAGAAAUGUAACACCCGUGAACUGUGAAAGACCGAGUAUGAGGAUUCAAAAAAGACAGAGAAGCAUGAAUAUAUACUGAUACACUACCUCAAUCCAAGCUCGGACAGGAUUUCAGAUUUUGAAAGGAUUUGUUUCUGUUCAAUAAUCCAAGCUUAAGCCUUCAAGGUGUACGCUGUAUGCGUAUUUGGCUCUGUCUGUCAAAGAGAGGGAAUGAUUUCAUAACUGCUUGUAUAAUAAAUGACAAUAUCCAGGUAAAUAAACAGAUUAGGCGUCUAUGGCAAUUUCCAGGCACACACAGCAAAAAAGCUUCAAAGUGGAGCUGAUUGUUUCAGUGGAGCUGGUAGAAAGUGGAAACUAACACGGAAUAAUGUGAUAGUGCUUAUUACUGUGCAGGUAUUGCUUUUAGAAGUAUCUCCCUUGUGAUAUUAUCUGAAAGAUUAAAGCAUAUUCUCUCCAUGUAUUUUGGGGGUUUUUUUUUGGAGCAGUUUUCAUAAAAUAAUUUUCAUCUAUUAUAGUCAACAGAGGACAGUUACAAGAAAAAAAACAAAUAAUUUCUACUCAUCUCUCCAGAAGAUAAACCUUCCAAAUUCACCAGAGAUAGUCCUUUGCUCUUCUCCAACUAGUUUCUGCUGUUAAUGGUUAAAUAGUAAAAGUGAUUAGAGGUUGUUUUGUCUUGUUUAAGGGAGCUGUUGUUCUUUUUCUCUCUAUCUCUUCCCAGUGCACUACCAAAAGAUCGUCCACCGGGACAUCAAGCCGUCUAACUUGUUACUGGGGGAUGAUGGUCAUGUAAAGAUAGCAGACUUUGGGGUCAGCAACCAAUUUGAGGGAAACGACGCUCUGCUGUCCGGCACUGCUGGCACUCCUGCUUUCAUGGCACCAGAGACGCUGUCAGACACACGAAAGAGCUUCAGUGGAAAAGUGAGUUUAUGCUGCGUGUAUACUUAAAUAUUUUAAAAAGUCGGGGUUCCCGUUCAGCUCAGUGGUGAAGGUGUGGUUUUUGGACAGAGCCCUGGUUGCAGCAGAUGAUGGUUUUGCUUCAUGUCAUCUCCCACUCAUCUCAUUGUACAUUUAUAAGGCUACAUACAUGUGUUUAUGAUUAAUUAUAAGAGCUGGGUUCAGAGUUCAGUAUUUAUAUGGCUUUACAGUUGUGCUAAGGAUAAGAGGUGGGGGUCAUAUGAAGUGUUUCUGGAUUUUUCAGUUUGUUUGGAUUUGGCACCCCCUGUGGUCAAAAUAUUUGGCAUGUCGUCCUACUUCAAGCAGUAGUAAUCUGGAUUUAAUCAGAAAAUAUAUAUAUUUUUUAAUAAUUGUACAGUGUUAUGUGAAAAGUUGGGACAAAAGUUGCUGGAUUACCUUGUCAGGAAUAAUUAUAUCAUGUUUUUUCCCCCAUGGUCUUAAUCAUUUUAUUAUUUACUUUUUUAUUUUUAUUUUCUAUUAUUACUUUUAUUGUUAUUUUUUUUAUUAAUAUUUUAUUUUUUAUUAUGUAUAUAAAAUGUUGGACUAUUUACAAAUUACACCAAGCAGCAUAUUUAGAUGACAAAAAUGAGGAUCUAACAACCAAAAAUAAUCAAAUUGUCUACCAAAAUAUGAACAACAUAGAAUAAAUCAUAUAAAUCACAGUGAAAUAAAAAAAGGUAAAUUUAAUUUGGGGUUUCAGUCAAUAUAAAAUUUAUGUAAUCCAAAAAGUCUCAAGGUGCUGAUUAUUUUAGCUUUUUCAAUGACUGAAAAGAUUUUCUAACUAUUUUUAAUGCUAAAAAAUUAGGAGUAACUUUUUACAACCUUCAUCCUUGAAUGUAAAAUUGAAAUUGCAUAAACAUAACAAAAUGUACCGUAUGAUAUUCAAAAUCAGAUAUGCUGUCUUACCAACCAGGAUGACCAAAAAUGCACUUUCAAAGCCGCAUUAUUCCUUUGUAAUCAGCCGGGCCCUGUGAUUAAAGCAGCUGCUGCCCCGAGCUCAGGGCAGCGACUGCUUUUAUUUAGCUGUUUGAAAUCAUUUAGAUCAUCGACUCUCAACUUGAAAUUAAAACUGUUUAACCAAGAUGAGUUUACAGACCUUUGCCAGCCUGCUAACCCUAGCCCCAAGAUGUCGUUGUCAGUCUUUUCCCCUGUGUAUUGGCUGGUAUUUAUUGCUUUUAAGCCAUUAAAACAGCUGAUAGGAACAUCAUUGCCAGAGUUGAGAAAUGGAAGUGUUCUAUUGAUUUUUAACAGCAGAUAUUGAUUCAUGAAUGCUUCCCAUUAUUAAGCUGCUUCUAUUUGUACAGUCAAGCAAUAAUCAGUCAAGGAUAACACCACCUCUCCUUAAUGAUUGGAUUGACGACCACCUGCCUCCAUACUGGGCGCGCUUCCUUCAUAAUUCCUGCAUAAUUAAACAUCUUUUGAGGCUUGUGGAUCAAGCCUGACUAAUAAUUGAUUCAUGGACACUUAACAGCAAGAAACUGCCAUGUUUUCAGGCCUCAAGGCUCAACACAUCCUUUUUAUUUACAAAAUGUUUCAUAUAACUACAUGUUCUUCCCUUAGUGGCUCUUAUGGUAGAACUGAUAGAUCCACUCAAGGAAAAACAUUGUGGCUUUCAAAGGAGGGUCAGUGAAGAAAAUCUGAUUGCAUUCAGAAAGAAUUUAAGAGGUGUUCAAGUGCUUCAACCUGACGUUUCCUUGAGCUUUCAGGAAAUAUAUGCAGUCAACCUACCAGCACAUUUUUCUCUGAUUAGUGAUGCAUUCUUCCUGAUUCUGUAAUUUGUUCAAGAAUAAUGCCCAAGUGGGUUUUUAUAUUCACUGACAUUUGUGAUGUGGGUGUAAAUCAGCUGCAGAGUGGGAAGUUAGUAUCUGAAAAAAACUUUGAUAAUGUACUGAAGUUUGUGGAGUUUUCAGGUGUCUACAUUUAGCUUGAGUGUACACUUUCCAAAAGUUUGUUCUUUUACCCUUUUGUCCCACUUAGUACAUUUAGAGGAUGUCUCACCAAUUUAGUAGUAAUGCAUAUAAGAGAUGUUAUCACUCAGCUAUAUUAAAUACUUGACUGUGAUUGAUCAAAUCCUUUAACAACAGUGAUUGACUCUGGCAGCAACAGCAACCCCAGAAACAACCUGAUCACACACAUCAUACCAGUUAAACCAGAAACACUGUCAUGGCUUACUCCACCUCUGCCUGUUGACUGUAGUAUAAUGGGGCGCUCACACCAACCGCAAAUAAAAUCAUCUACUCACUUAAUACGCGCGGAUCUAGACGUGUGAAUAAAUAGUAUUUACUCACUACAUUUAUGCGUCAACGGUAAUUUUAAGGGCAAUUCCUGUCAAUUCAACCAGCAGGAUCAAAUGAUAUACAAAGGUUUUUGACAAUUUACCAGGUAAUCAGACCUCCUCACUCACUUGCCUUCAGGUGAGCUUCUUUUUAUUCCAGUUUCGGUAAUUGAAAGAAAAGGUAUCAUAUAAUUCGGGGCACCCAUACACAGACACAAUCAGUUUGUCUUCCGUUUUAGAUACCAGUGAAGAACCGUCUGUUUCCAUACAUCACCCAGCAACUUUCGUGCUGAUUAGUUAUUGCGACACGCAUAUCUGCUCAAGUUGAGACAUUUUCAACUCAUGCCCAAUUCAUUGCGCCAUUCACACUGCCAGAGUAGUACUAGCGUCUAAUCAUGUCUUUGCAUUGACUUAACAUAUAAUUCAGUCGCGCAAAUGAAUUUAAUGGCACUUGGUGUGUGGAGACAGUAAUUCAUCCCACAAGUAGGCUGAUAUGAAUUUUUGCUAUGAUAUCUUUACCAGCUGUAGAAUACGGGGGGCUCAAUCACUUUGAAUCAAUAUCUUGUGUUAACUAGGGCUAUCACUUUUUAUUCAAAAAGUUGAACUUAAGGGUGGGGUCAUAUUUGAACAGUGGUAAGCCCAAUGCAACUUCCUGUUUGAUCCAGCAGAGGGUCAACUCAACGUUACCUGACCGUUGUAUGACACUCCUGACCUCAGUAAAUUAAUGUAGUAAUAUUAUUCUGCAUAAAAAGAGGAGGUGUGUAGCAAUUAAAGCUGCAUUCAGUGAGUGGGCUCACUUGUAUGACAGUAUUUUGUAUUAUUGUAUUUUUUGUGAACUGUUUGGAGCUUCUGGUUUGAUGUGAAUAUUGUUUGAGUAUAAUGUGGAUAUUUAGAUAACAUCUUGCUGUAAUGUUCUACAAUGUCGCACUUCCUGGCCAACGUCUUCUGUAACUGAGGCAAUGGUUGCCGUCAAGGACCAAAAGCAGUUUACCAAAGAUUGGCAUCAUCCACAACUUUUUUGGGUUUUUCAACUAUUCAAGGAAUUAGGUGCUGGUGUUUUUAGUUGUUGUAUCUUAAGUAUAUUUUACAACUCAGUUCUAGAAAAUCGAUUGUGAGUUUUUCAUUGUUUUGGUCACACAAGCUGACAUUGUUGAAGUAAUGCAAAACAAAGAAAUUAUUAGGAUAUUCCAUUAAAUGUAAACUUAUUUAACUUUUGAGCACAUGUAUUCGAGUACUUUCAAACACCAGCGUGUCAUUUUGAUCAAACUUGAAGUUGACAGCUCAAUUGUCAACUUUUGUACUUGGGCAUUAAGGUCCAACUCACCCUACUGGGAUUUUGUUUCAUAUACAUCAUCCCUUCCUCAUAUUAAAUUGUCAUUUUGUGUGCCAUGUCCACAACUGAAGGACCAGUUUCUGUCUCAAAGGAUGUAACAAAAUUCCUCUGCAGACCCUCUAGAGUCGUGACACGAAGUGAUCUUUAUACAAGACUUGUCCAGACGCCCUCCAUGAGAGGGUGUGAGGCAUGAGAGGGGUUUCACCUCAAAGUGGAAAUGUCCAGUAUGAUGCAAGUGACAGCAAGAAGAAACAAGACAUUCCUCAUACAAACACAUUUUUGCACUUGCACAGUUUAAUGUUUUCAUUGUAUUUUGAAUACAGAAUGAUUGAAUUGAUGUGAGGUUCAGUCAGCUUUGCACUGAAACAGCUGGUAAAAAUGUCCUCUCAGAGAGCUACUUUAACUUUUUUCCCCCAUGAAUACAUUUAAGAGCCUGUUCUUUUUCAUUUUUCUCAGUGAAAGUGCUGAACUGCUCUACUUGUGUGAAGAAUAUAUAUGUACUUUUUCCACCACUUAACAGUAAAAUGCUGAAAAUCAGACACUCAUAUGUUACUUGAACCCCCUCAGUUUUCAGUCCCUGCUCUACAUCAAACCGUUAGUACAUGUUAGUCAUCGAGUGUUGUGCCUGGUAACACAUGUCUGUGGCUCUGAGAUAGAUUUCCGAGGUUCAGAGGGCUGGUUUUGUCAUUUCAUAUCUAUCAGGGAAUAGAAAUGGAUUUCUAGAGGAGCUAUUCACAGAGAAAGAAAGAGGCUGAGAGGAGACAAAGAGCCCUGAUGGAUAGCUGCGGUGUCUCUGCUAUCUGAUCACACACAUCCAUCUACAAGGUAUCUGAUGGCACACAUCCCUGAAAAAAAAUAACCUUUAAUGCACCAUAAAUCUCUCCAGGCAGUCUGCAGCGAUUAAGGUCACAGUGUUUGUUUGUGCAUGUAGGUGUUUGGAUCACUACAGUGUGUUUCUUAAAUGUCUGUUUGCCUUCAUCAUGUCACAUUGAAUGUCACUUUUGUCCCCGUUUUAAAGGCGCUGGAUGUUUGGGCCAUGGGAGUUACCCUCUACUGCUUCGUCUUUGGGAAGGUGAGUCAGCACAUUCUCUGUCUUGAAGUCAUUUAUCAGCUUCUGGUUCACAAAAGGUAACAGUGACAGCUGGGAAAAAUGCUCAUUUCAGAGACAGCCGUGCUCGUUAACAGUACACAGUGACAUUUAAGUGGGAACACUGUCUAUCACAGGCUUUUCUAUUUGUCACAGCCAGUGUUUGGGAAAGUACUUUAAGUGCAAAGUUUUAAAAAGCUACCAGGAAGAUUCAACUUCAGCAAAGCUUCACUGAAAAGAGAGUGAGUCUAGUUAACUGUAACUACUCAGAAAAAUAGAAAAAUGUCACAAUAAGCAUGUGCUUUAAAGUUAUAGCAAGAUAAGUCUUAUCAACAUAUGAUGCACAUCAUUGGAAACCAUUGUCUUUAAAUUGCAGUAUUUAAAUGAAAACGGACUCUGUAGAAACACAUCAUAUUCAUACGUGUGAUUAGAAGACUGAAAUACGUACAGAUAAGCCAGCCAUAACACUUUCAUCAUCACAGUCUUGUGCAACCAUAGACUGUAUAAAAUUUGGACAACUUGGUUCCGCCUUCCGCCAGUAUAUGGAUUUGAAGCCGAAAAGCUCUCGGUAUUUCCAGGUUUUUUCUCCACCUCCUGAAACCAACAUUGCGCAGUAGCCUUGUACACACUCCGCCAUUUGAGCAGUAGCAUUGUACACAUUCGGCAGGAGAGUCGCUGUGAUGAUGCUCAGCUCAAACAGCAUAGCCCCCGGGUGAGCUACGGAAUCUUUGUACGCCCAUAGGCUGUAUCAAGUGUCAAUCAUAGAAAACAUGAACCCCCUAAUAACUUUUAAAAAUGGAGCUGUACAGAAAAAAGAGGACUUGAGUACAAAACAGUCUUUUAGUAGCUACGUGCAACAUCGCAACCAGGGGGGAGAAAAAUUUAUAUUCUGUGUAAUAAAUUUCUAAAGUUUGUCCACAACUCCAUAGGGAGUGCCGGAGGGAUUUAUGACCUGCAGCCCGUCACCAGAGGGUGCUUUACCCAGCGAGGUGGCAGACGGUGUCUCUUCUAUAAACCGUCUUUGUGCACAACCCAAUACAGCAGCUUAACCAUAUAUUCAGCUUUUAUGAAGCUUCUACAUUAUUAGCUUUUGUUGGCAUGUUAGAGAGCUGACUCUAGUGCUUCACACUGGUAUCCCCUGCCCACAGCUUCUGUCUCUGGGGGGUUUCAGAGGAAACUUAACUGACAAUUGUCAAUGCUCUGUCCCGAUUUGACAUGCGCUGUGUAAGCUCUAAAGUCCUGCUUGAUGAUGGGAUUAUACAGUGUGAACACAUAAUUCAUGAGCUUUCCUCCUUGUUGUCAUAAAUGAUUCACUCUUACAGUGUGAAAAGCAUUUAUUCAGUCACACACAGUGUGUGCCAAGCUCAAGAAACUUUACUCUGUGUCAGUUUUGGCAACCUCUGUGGACAGGGCUGUACAUUUGAUCUCUUUUCAAAUUUUGCCCUGUACAUUUGUUUAAAAUCUCAUCCUGACUCCUAAAAAUGGUCAAUCAUAGCUUUAAAUGCAUGAAAAAAUAGCAGGGGUGCAACUUAAAUAGAUAUGCAAAUGUAUUUGAACAACUCCAAAGUCUUUUGCAAAAUCUAAUCAAACUCCUGGUUAAAUCACAUGUAGCUUGGUGCCUGCUAUAUCUAGUUUGUGACACUAUAAAUGUUACAUUUUUGGUUUUGCUGUUCUCAUUUUUCUUGGCAUUCUUCAGGGAUGCAUAUUUUCCAGCUCAGUACAAUUCACUGUUCCCUUUUUGUAUUUUUCCUCUACUUCUCCUGCAGUGCCCAUUUAUUGACGAGUACAUAUUGGCUUUGCACAACAAGAUAAGGACCAAGCUUGUGGAUUUCCCAGAAACGUAAGUCCAUCUUCUUUUCUCUCCUCUGCUUCAAUAAAAGAGAUAGCACAGCCUCCUCCUUUCUACAGCAGCUGUAAUAACUGCUCCAUUUUCCAUCUAUUCAUCUCAUCUCAGUCACGAAACCAUUUUUCUCUUUUUUACUGUCACUAAUUGCUUCUGCAAAAGUAUAGACAGCUUGAUGCAGCAGCUUUUUUUCUACACACAGGAAAUUUCACCUUCAUUGAAUCAAAAUAAGAAUUGUCAAACAAAAUGAGGGCAUCAGUUUUCUAGACACAUGCAAACCUUAUCUUUGUGGUAAAGGUUGAGGAAAAACACAGAGGUCUUCUUGGGUAAAUAUCGUGCAAAGAUGGUGAGAGAACAUGUGACAGCACUGAAGACGCCAGCAGUGGUGACAGACUGCAGCAGCAGCAAACUGGAGAAGUACAGACUGUCACAUGUGAAGGAGCUAUUAGACGGAGUGUGAGUGUGUCAGGGUCAGGACAGGGUGUUAUAUAGUUAAUAAUGAGUGUCUUCACCCUGUGGGCUGGAGAGGGUCCGUGUCUGUGUGAGGGGCUCGUUCAUUAAACUGAGCAGAAUAUCACAGCCGCUAACACCAUCAUCUCCGCACUGAACCAAUCAGUGACAGGAGCAGCACCUUGUUGUCUGCUCUGAUGGACCCAUUACACCUCGCAUGUUUCAUUUAGUGUUUCCACUGUCAUAAAGAGAAACAGCUGAGAUCAAAUAAUCUCAUUUACUGAGAUAUGAAUUAUUUAAUGAUCCAUUCAUUCUUUUCUUUAUUUAAUAGUUUCCUGUUUAAUUUCACAAACUUUUUAUUGGACACAGGAAUUUUAAGGACCUUUUUAUUGCAUCCUCAUAAACUUCACACAUAACAAAAAUUCACUAUUAACUUUGAGAAAAUCCAAAAUUUAUGCCACCACACUUUAUCAAAUAUAUAUAUGAGCUCGCUGUGCUGCCUGAUUCAUUUAUAUCUUUCUGUGUAUCUUACUCUGGGUCACUAACAUUCAAAUAAUCAGCAAAAAGAGACACUAUGGUAAAGUGGCAAACAUGUAUUUUACCUGUUUCACACUAUGAACACAGUGAUGAUGGUAAAAAUGUAUAAAUAUGAACUUUGCAUCACAAUCUGACAUCUCACAGAAAGGAGGGUUGCUUAUACUGUAACAAAAAUGUCUGUAUUUAAUAUAAACAAGGCUGUAGCCUGUUAAACCAUUAACUUAGUAAAUGCAAAAUGAAACUCCUUACUUAAAAUAAACACAAACAUCAAAUAUGGAUGGAGAAACCCUGUUGUUUCUGAAGAUGCGUUAUCAGUGUACGUUGCAAUGUUGGAAAUGUUAGUUCAACCAAACACCCAGCUAGUGCAGAGACAGCAGAGAAAUAGAGCUGAGUCAGGCUUUGAGCCUUUUGGCAAACAGCCACAGCGAGCCUAGCUGUCAGUCACCUUAGACGCACCCUUCUUGUUUAUGAUUAUGUAAAACACUCAGUCUUUAUGUUCUCAAACAGAUAAAAACAUUAGACUCUGAUACAGAUCCCAAGAAGUGCAAAUGAAUGAGUAAGGUGUAGUGUUUUAAAAGAAAGUACUUUAUUUACCAGGCUGUAAACAUGUUCAUUUCAUGACAAAAAAAAGAUAUUUUAAUAUGGUACCUGAUGGGGAUUGUUUUGCAUUUGAAGCCAGCCUCCAGUGGCCACUUUAAGAACUACAGGUUGUUAGCACAUCCAUAAUAGCUUAAUUGUUUAACACCAGAAUUUCCCCCACUAAUGCAUUACCCUUCGGGGAUCAUUGAAGUUCCUCUUCUUGUUCUUCUUGUUUUUCUUGUUCUCCUCCUUCUUCUUCUUCUUCUUCUUCUUCUUCUUCUUCUUCUUCUUCUUCUUCUUCUUCUUCUUCUUCUUCUUCUUCUUCUUCUUCUUCUUCUUCUUCUUCUUCUUCUUCUUCUUCUUCUUCUUCUUCUUCUUCUUGUUCUUCUUCUUCUUCUUCCUCUUCUUCUCCUUCUUCCUCUUCUUCUUCUUCUUCUUCUUCCUUUUCUUCUUCUUCUUCUUCUUCUUCUUCUUCUUCUUCUUCUUCUUCUUCUUCUUCCUAUUCUUAUUGGACACCAGUGACUUCUUUGUUGAUAUCUGAAACGGUUGACAGAUUAGCAACUUUACUUACCCAUUUCAAAACAGAAGAACCAAAGCAAAGAGCUGCACAGUGCACAAAAGAAACGAUAUAAAAAAAACCAAAGCAAGUAUGUAGACAUACAGUAUAAGACAGUAUGAACUACACAAAAUACAGUAUAAUAUGGGAAACACGCCAACUAUUUAGGGCAAGGGGACUCACACACAUGCAUCUAAAAGUAUGUUUUUUGAGGCUAGCGUUGAAAGAUUGAUUAAGGACGAAAGGCUGAGGGGCCUUACCAGCAAAAAAUUCACCUCUACCAGGAGCCCCAUGUCUGAAGAUCCAAGAGGCCUGGAGAGAGAAAUGUUGUUGAUGAAGAAGACAGUUCAGCAAAGCAAAGCAUGCGCACACAGAUUAGUAAUCCAUGUCUGUUUGUGUGCUAUAUGUGGGAUAGGUCAAAAUCAAGGUUAUCUGGAUUUUAUUACAGUUAAAAUCUGCUCUCGACUCCUCAUAAAUUGGACUCACUUGAUGGAUGUAGUCGCAGUGGAAAUGUUUCACAGUUUACAAAUCUCUGGCCACAGUUUACAGAACUAUGCCUGCAGAAUGGAAAUUAGUCAAAAUCAGUAUGCACAAAUGAAAGAAGUGUGUGCUGAGAUUUGUGAAACAAGAGUAGAGAUUAACACAUGGCUCUUAUACCUCUCAGCUGAAACCAGUGGGGUUUUUCUGCAGAGUUGAGUUUUGCUAGUUAGGCUCAAAAGGAGCACAGACACCCAAAUUACCCAUGGGUCAUCAUCCUCAGUGUCACUUGUGUUGCUGCUAAGAUGAGCAAACACUCCUCUGUGGUCUGAAGGAUGGUAAGUGACAGGCAUGCUCACAGAGGUGAGAAAAGAAGAUCUGUUUAUUCUGUCUGGCAGCAAAACAUCCACACGACAGAGAACUGCAAAGGAGUGAUAAUUAAUUAUCGUGUCCUUGGUCUUUCUUUCUACGGCCUUCAAAAUCUUGUAAAGCAAGAAUCUGAGAAAUCAUAUCCACUCUUUGAUUCUACAUCUUUCUGCUGCUAUAAAUCAAAGGCUGCAGUGUCGCCAGAAAACAUAAUGCACAAACAAGAAAACAUUUUCCUGGAUCAUUAUCUGGUGUUUCCUCAGGCCAAAGAUCAGUGAGGAGCUGCGGACUCUGAUCCUGCGAAUGCUUGACAAGAACCCAGACAGCAGGAUCACCAUUCCUGAGAUCAAGGUAAGAAAGAUAACAGAGAGGAGAGGUCAGUGUUAGUCACUUAUUGUUCAGGCUAACAGGCAGCUGAUCAUAACAAGCCUCUCAUGGUCCGUGUUCAGACACAACAUAACUGAGCUUUUCCCCACUGUGAUUGGCCGACAGGACUCUGACCUCACUAUGGGGAUCAUUAGAAGUGCUGUGUAGCUAUAGGGCAUGAUGAAACCUGUCUGACUCCAUAGAGAACUGAGCUAAAUCAGCAGAACAGGCCCAGGACCAGCUGGACCCACAGUGUUCGCCCUAUCCUGCUAAGUUUCCAUGACACAAUCUAAUAACAUGUCAGUGAGUCAUUUUUUUCACCAGGGAUUCUGUUUGUGUUCAUAGAGCAGAGAUAAUUAGGCUGUCAUGCAUUGUGUGUGUAUAUGUGUGCUCAAAUACAAACAUACUAGCACACAUCUCUUAAUAGGAAGAGCUGCAAGACUAGUUAUACCUAUUAUAGGUAUUCCUGUACAAGAUAUGACUUACAAUCAAAAUUAUGAAAAGACUUCUUUCAUUAUAAUUAUGGUUGUUUUCAAAAUAACCAUAGUUACAGGGCAUAUUUUGAUCAUUAUCAUAUUGUUUCUAAAGUUAUUAUCUCUUUUAUCAAUGUCUGAUCAUCUGAUUUUCCACUGCCCAAAAAUCCUUAACUUCGAUUUGAUAGUAGCCCUGUUAGAGGCUUAGGUCAAACUCUUGGGUCAAGAUCUACAUUUUUGCCUGUGUUGCAACAGGCUGCCAGUAGCUAUCUUGUUGUUUUAUGUGAAUUAUCAAAUUGAGGUUUCUUCAGGCACACCAAACAUGGAUAACCAAAGUUGUGUUUUUUUUUUGUUUGUUUUUUUUUUUUGUUACAACACACUCCAUAAGGGUGACUAAAAUUUUUGUUACAAAUAAUGAAUUUUAUACCAUGUUAUGUAUUUUACCCCUGCUUGUAAGUCUUGACACCAGUUUAUGUAUUUUAAGGGAUCAGAAUCCUCAAAGGCUUUUUAUGGAGUUUGCCUGCAACUUUGAAGUACCUUAAAGAUAAUAGUAACUUUGGAUAAACUGUUUUUCCUGUAUGAUACUUUAAUUUACUUUGUAUAUGUAGAUAAUAUUUUACGGACUGUCUGUCCGAGUCUGUCUGUUUAAAGACUGUUUUUAAUCUUACCUUUUUCAAAGUGCUCUCUGAUAGUUGUUAAAGUUGGUCUCCUUAGGUCUACAGGUCUGUGACAAAGAGUUUGGUGAGGAUCAUGAGAUAAUGUGAUUUUCAAUCAAAUUAAAAAUUAAACUUGAAAUUCUUACUUGAAUUCAAGUAAGAAUACAAUUUUAUUCAAGUAAAUAAAAUUUAAGCAAUACUCUGUCUCUCUUAUUUGAUUUUUGAAUCUAACAAUAAUACAAAAAUAGGAGUUCUGUUGCCCUGUCUGCCAAAGUGCACAGUUUGAAGGUGAUGUCUCAUCCAAAAAUUUUUGACACUUUUUAAUUUUCUUUUCAUGAUGACUCAUUUAAAAAUGGGAGUUUUUGCUGCAUUUCUUGCCAACUUCAACUCCAUUUUCCCCUUAGAUUAAUUCUGACCUUUGAAACAAACAGUAAAGGUAUGAUAUAGUGUAAUUAGUAUUUCUUGGUUCCUUGAAGUUUACCUUGAGUUUCCCUGAAGAAAAUGUUGCUCUGGAUGUGAGACUUUCUGAAAGGUUUCAGGAGAUAUUAAAAAAUGUUUCCUUCUGUUAUCUGUUGCAGACCAAAACAAAUCUUGUUUGAUUUUUUUAAUUACUUUGUUUAUCUUAAAGCGACACUUUCUUAGAAUUAUAUGAUGAUAAAAAAUUGAAAGUACUUCUAUGUAUCAAUGCCUAAGACUAACUUUGCAGGGGAAAAAAGUUUCUGAGAAUUGCAGAGGGAAUUUUUGGAAUUAAGGAAAAACAACAACAACAACAACAACAAAGCCAUUUUUAAAGUCGAUUUUUAAUCUUCUUGUGGAGUUUUUGAAAAACUUUUCCAGUAGGUAUGAAUUGGCUGGAGCAAAGAGACACAUACGGGCUGGCAGAGUAGGAGGCAGACUAACAGGCUGUUGCUUUUGUUCUUUGUAUUAGUUGAAAAUAACAGACAGAUAUGUAAUUUCAUCAGUCUUGAACUUUAAAUCAAUGCCAGCAGACUUGCUGUAAAGUUAACAAAGAUGAACUCGGGCUGGCCGACAACUGUGAUAGAUUACGUGUCUUAACUUUGAAGUGUUUGCAGUGAUGUUUGAGUAUAAAUCAGAGCAGAUGGCUGCCUGGCGGGAAGGAAAUUGUCUGUAAUUAUAGUAAUGUUAAGUUAUGUAUGCUGGUUAGUUUAAGUGCUCAAUCAUGAUAACACCUGCAGCGUCCAUUUGAAACGCUUUAAACAUAAACAGAACACAGCUGAGAGACUCGAGAUGUAGUUUCAGAUAACUGUUCUGUCAGCUGCAUGUGUAUCAUACUGUAGAUUAUGUAUGUAUAUUAGAAAAGUUGUCAUGCUGUUUCAUUGCUUGUGUGUGUUCAGAUGGAUCAGUGGGUGACCCAGGGAGGCACCGACCCUCUGCCCCUGGAGGAGGAGCACUGCACUGUGGUGGAGGUGACGGAGGAGGAUAUCCAGAACUCUGUCAAGUUUGUCCCCAGCCUCUCUGCUGUGGUAAGAAAGCAACAGUGUCUGCCCAUGACCUGAUGUGCACUCUCAAACCACUGCAGUCCUCAGUUCACCUCAGUGCCAUUAAAGCACAGUGACACACAUCAAUCUCCACAUUUCAACAAGGAGGCCUCAUCAAUCUCCAAAGAGGCCACUCAACAGUCCUGUAUCUUUUUUAAAGCUCUCUUUUUUUUCAGAAGUUCUCUGAGAGGAGAAAACAGGAUUUUUGUCUAUCUGGCUCUAAAAACACUGUCAAAUUGUAUUUACCAGGAGUUUCAAACAUUUAAAGCCUUUAAAAUUAGCCAAGUUUUACUUGUUAACACCCAAGUCAAGAUACAGAAAAUGCACAUUUGAGUUACAUCACAGCAGAACAGCACUCAGUCAGGACUUUCAUUUCAAUCAUCAUCUUGAUAUGUUUGAGAGAAGUAAAAGUGCUGAUUUUGAAGGCCUGGUGUAAACAAGUCCACAUAUUUCGAGCAGGAAAAACUAUAUGCAGAGUUUAGAAAGCUUUAGAGAAGAGCUGUAGGACAUCAGACCGCCAGUAGAUUGACUCUGAGCAAGUUCAGUUUAGCCGUCAUACUACUGAAGGUGGCAAACAUCUAGUAUGGAUGACUUAUGAUGAGUUCAUAAAAAAACAAAAAGACAGUUGUUAUAUUCAAAAUGUGCAGAUAAAGAUCCAGCGUUAUGAAGACAGUGUUUUCAGAAUAUUUUGGCAUUUACAUGGACAGCAAGCAUAGCAGCACUUAAUAAAGAUUAGAUUAAGGUUUUUUUAACUGUUUGAUAAAAAGCAGUAAGUUGAUUUCCAUAAUUAUUACAUAACACAAGGAAAGCCUGUAGUAUUAAAGAUUUUAUACUGCAGUUGUGGAGACACCAUGAUCCUGUGUAGAGGCUUAAACUUGCGCACAAUUUUAACUUGUAUAGUACAUUAAUUUAUUGCAGAGUGUAAAGAAGAGUGUGCUCAGUUUUGAUUUUCAAGACACUUGACUACAUUAACAACAUAAAGAGAGGAAGAAAGAACAGUUACUUUACUUGUGCGUAAAGUCAGCACAAACACAGCAAUGACCACCACUCAACCGACUAUAAAGUGUCCUUUUAAGCUUCUGAAAAGCCUCCAACACAUACUGAGCAAGCUGACACACAGUGUAUAAACAGGUACUAAAUUCUGUCCUCACUAGACAUAGAAAACAGAUGAUUGAAAGUUUCUGACAUUUAGUUGAAAAGUUGAAAUCUAAGACCGAUAUAACAGAGACUGGGAAAUAACCGGGAAAGCCUCAUCGAGAUGGUAAAAAUCUCUUUUAUUAGAGUUUCUUGUUUAAGUUCAUUAUCAAUUAUCAGCACAGUGUAGCAAAGUUUUUCUACAUACAACAGAACAGUUUUAGAUCCAGGUAAACAUGUCCUGGAUUAUUCAACAAAAAGUCAUCAGUCAAAACAUCUACAACCUAAUGCAUCUAUCUCAAGCACUCUCUGUAUCUUUGAAAACAGCUCAAUCAGACUAAAUCUGCUACAGCAGCAGAUCACAGACUGCAGGAGCAGCAUACCUAAAACUCCUUUUACCCAUUUCAAGACUCACUUUGGGAACAGAAAGCAAAAGAAAUUAAUGUGACUGGGUGACAGAGCGAAGACUGUUGCUUUAAGCUUUUUCUAAAUGAAUGAAAUUACUUAAAUAAGUGGGGAAAAAGUUCAGAGCUGCCUUAUGAAUGAGGACAUUUCAGUGAUUUAGUCUGCGGGUUGAUAAUGCAGGCCAGCCAACUCAAGCAUUCAGAGAGCAGUGAUGAGUUAUGGACUUAAGAUGUAUUAAGAACCCCAAAGCCUGAUGGGAAAUGGUAUCCAGACGAUGAGGUCAUUGAGAUGAUUCCUGUAUACAUGCAACAAUCAGGAGCAUGAAAGAAGUUUUGUUUGCAGCAAAAAAAAAAAAAAAAAAGCAUGACUCAUGUCUGAAAUUAAAGACCAGUCAUGAAUUCAACUUCUUUAUAAGUUACUUAUUAUGAACCUUAAAGGACAGGGAGUCACUGAUCAAGGAUCUCUAGUAGUAAGAACAGACUCAGUCACAUCACCCUCAGAUGUAGCAAUAGAUUUACGCUUUAGCUGCUGUAAGUUUUUUAACAAUAAAAAUGUUAUCAGGAUUAAAGAUUAACUGACACAAAGUGUUUAGUACGGAUCAAAAUUUGUAAGUAAGUGACUGAGAGCCUGAUAUUUUGGUGGUAUGGAGCUGUGAAUAAAGUAUUAUCUGAAUAUCAAUGAGAAUUUGCAUAGGGAACAUUGUAGACAAUACUGUCCAAGUUGUAAAUAACAGUGGUCCCCAGACUGAGCCCUGGGGUGCACCAUUUAUUAUUUCAAGAGAUCGAGAGGUGAUGCCUUCAGCCUGAACUAACUGUGAUCUGCUUGAUGAAUAAUUUUCAAACCAACAGAUUUUUUCCAACAGUCGGAGCAGCUUCUGCUCAACAAGAAACUGUUGCAUGUGUUUGUGAGCAGUGUGUCUUUGUGGAUGUUCCAGAUCUUGGUCAGAGCCAUGCUGAGGAAGCGCUCCUUCAGUAAUCCCUUUGAGUGUCCGAGCAGGAGAGAGGAGAGGUCCAUGUCUGCUCCUGGCAACCUGCUCAUGUAAGCACACCGAGUCCAACCUUCAGAUCCUCCUCUCUUUUCAGUGUUUAAUACCUACAUGUGUUUUCCAUGAUGAAGAAGAAGUCUGUUACCCCCUUCGGAAUUGCUGUAGAAUGAAACACAUAUUUAUAUAUGUGCCUCACACCUGUCUCCUCUCUCUGUGUAUCAGGUUAACCAGCAUUCACUCCUGCAGCAGCAGCUGCUGCCGCUUUGGGUUGCCAUAGCACCAUAAUUCAUUCUUUCAUUGUAUGCUGUGGAGCUUACAGCCUUUAUAAGUGUUUCUUUGUGUGUUGCUUUCAGCCCUCAAGGGAAGAGGGAUUUAUUGAGACACAGAAUGAUACAGAUCCAACACUCGCCUCAGGCUGACCUUGGGUUGUCUGUAAUACAGAUUGUGAGCAUCACAUGGGGAACGGCCAAUCAUCUUAUCUCUCCUUUCAACAUAGUACAACUCAGGGCAUUUCAGAGCAGCUAUAGUGUUUCCCAGCAGUGCUGCAGGUGCCCUUGGGACACUAAUCUGUGUUACACGUCCAACAGAGUUUGUCAAGAGGAUGGAGCACUGCAGCGCUGAAUGUGCAAUCUCUCAUUGUGAGGGUUUUAAUAGAAGAUUUCUCCUCUUUCUAGGUUCAGGUUUCCCCCGCUACACUCCAGGCAGCCUCAGAGCUGCUAUCUGAGGUGAAGGUGUUUUCAGGGGAUGUGUAGGGAGUUUAAAUCAACACUGCCCUCUGCUGGAAAAACAAAACAAAGCCAAAAAAACAGCCCUGUACAUUUUGGGCUCACUGUUCCAUGACGAAUGUAAUUAGGGGAUUACAAGACGGACAAACAACAACUGUAUGCCUUAAACAGCAUUUUAUAAGUAACCUUAACCACAUAUAUAUUCUGAAACGAACAAUGUUUACAUAUGGUACCAUCAGCAAAAAAAAAAAAAAAAAAUCACUGAUAUCUUUAUACUUAUUUAUCUUCAAGUGCUGAGGGAUUAAAGCAGGAAUCAGGUUGUUUUUUUUCUAACUUUAAGAAGUAUUUAAGAACUUGAGUAUUGUCCUUUUAAUACAAAAGUACCUUGUAAUAAAUUUCUUUGUAUAAAAUGUUCAUAAACAUAGAAUUUGUGCCUUUUCAGAUUAUUUAAUCCAUAUAAUUAAUUGAAAAUAUAAUUGGGUCAACGAUUAAAGGAUUAAAAUAGAAAAUGUUGUAUUGUUGAUGUAUUAUAUGCAAAAACAAAAAAAAAGGAUCCUUAUUUUAGCUUUGAUUUAAGCAAUAAAUCUCAAACAUGAUUAGACAUGGUCAUGUUCAUUAUUUUAUUGCAUAACUUAUUCUUUUAAAAUUGUCAUCCAUGGCCAUUUACAUAUUGAUAACUAUUCAGGAUUAGGAUUACUUUCUGUUUUCAAACUAUCAGAUAACUUAUUUCAAAGCUCCACACUGCCCCUUGUGUUGAAAAGGUAAAAUGCAUCAAGGGGAGGUCAUAUCCACCACCUUUGACCCUUGAGGAGACUGUUGCCCUCUCACCUGUGACUUUUCCAUCUUGUCUCCCUCUCACUGUGCUGCAGGGAUGGGUGGCCUCUCCGGCCCUCUUUAAAACUCCACCCCUCACUCAGGUAACACAUUACAGUCUGGCUCGCUGUUUGUCCGACAUCUACCAGCUGCUGCGCCCAUCAUCAUCUUAGACUCCUCAAAUCUGGCUUGUCCUUAUCAUUAUAAAUGACCCGGCAGCCUGACCGUGGCUGUCAUAUCAGAGAGUUUUACCAUCCCUCUGCUGCUGCUGUCAUUUAAUGCUGCAUUUGUGGUGUUUCUAACAUUCAUCAUGUCACAGAAAAACAAGAGAAAAGGAUACACAUUCGGAGGGAAAGUCAAAGCUCAACAGUGUUAACAUACAAACUCAGUUGUUUUUAAUUUUCAUGUCAUUUCUUGUUUCAGAAAGAGCAGCACAGGAGACGGUCCUCGGGAGGGAGAGCUGGAGGACCUGCAUGAAGACGAACCCUCCUCUUGAGUCCAUUCUUCAGCAGAGUUUGUUCUUCAAAUUCAGCCACUUCACACCCUUUUGCCUCAACCUAUUCAUCCACACCAUUAAAAACUUGAGGCCUAUUACUCAAUAUGCCGACGACACUCAAGUUUUUAUAUCUAACUUAAUGCUUGUGUUUACAUCCAGACCUUUGAACUCAGACUUGCCUCUUCUUCUUCCUGCGUCCUGCUUUGGCCUGAGAGUAUCUAGUCUCCCUCAUUUUCCUCCUCCACUGUGGAGUCUCUUGACAUUGAUUUUGAUCUGCAGUCUUACUUGACUUAACCUCUCAACCGCUUUCUGUUGUGGCUGGCAUCAGUGGACCAAUACAAGGAACCAUCUGCUGAAUUUAUGGGUCAUUAACAGCUCUCAUAUUUCCUAUGGGAGUCCGAUAAGACCAUCAGCUGGGACUGCACUGAAAUGUGGAGAAAAACACUGUCAAACUCUGGUUUUAUUUGCCCAUGUGCAUGAUAAAAGUGAGUCCUCAUCAUCAGACUGGGAGGGAAACUUGCCGUUGUGACCCCCCCCUUCAUCUAAUGCAUGUAAAUGACACUAAAAUGUCUUCUCAGUGGACUGCAGGGCUUUUCAUUUCUGAUCAGUGGUAUUGAAAAUUGUAUAUAGGUGUCUUUACGUAUCAUACAUGUUCGUCUCACAGCCCCAGACUUGUAUCUGUGCCAUCUUUUAGUUUGAAGCUGCGUGGUAGUGUUCAAAGUCCUUUCUGUGCUGCCUUCACUGUCCUUGAGCCUGAGGGAGAGAGCGUCAUCUGUCUGAUGGCGAUCACACCAAAAGGAUGUGGACUUUUCUGCCUGAAUACAUGGUUUUCUUGUGUAAGGAGUCAUUUUACGCCUCCUCUCCUUCUCUUUUGUGUGUUUGUCUUAUUCCGCUUAUCUAAUGCUGUCCCUCCCUUUUAAUGUCAGACUGUAUCAUUUGAUUUGAUGUGAAGUCUUUGUGACACAAUCGGGCAUACAUAUUUCAAAGAGUGUUUUUUUUGUGAACGGGCUGAAGAAAUGACUGUAACCACUCCUAAUGCCUGUACUUCAAAUAAGUCCUCUUUCUUAUUAUAUAACACUGUAGGAUGCAGGGCUUAUCUAAAGGCAUGAAAAACUUUAUUGUCCAUGUUGCUGCUACAGAAGAAAUUGAAUGUUCCCGUGCAAAGUUUCUAAGGCUAAGGGAAUGUACACAGAUUAUUAAGUGGAUGGGGGGAUUUAGGGAAUAAGGAGUAGAUUUACAGUGCAUCCUGAGAGUAUUUAUACCACUUCACUUUUUCCACAUUUUGUUAUGUUACAGUCUUAUUCCAAAAUGGAUUAAAUUCCCUUUUUCCCUCAAAAAUUCUACACAAAAUACCCCAUAAUGACAAAGCAAAAAACUUUUUUGAGAACAUAUUGCAAAUUUAUUAGAAAUAAGAACACUCAAAUGUUGCAUAUACAUAAGUAUUCACACCCUUUACUCAAUACUUGGUCGAAGCACCUUUGGCAGCGAUUACAGCCUCCAGUCUUCUUGUGUAUGAUGCAACACGUUUGGCACAUCUGGAUUUGGGGACUUUUUCCCCCCAUUCUUCCUUGCACAUCCUCUCAAGCUCAGUGAGGUUCAAUGGGCAGCGUCGGUGCACAGCUACUUUCAGAUCUUUCCAAAGAUGUUCAAUCGGGUUCAAGUCUGGGCUCUGGCUGGGCCACUCAAGGACAUUCAGAGACUUGUCCUGAAGCCACUCCUUUGUCUUCUUGGCCGUGUGCUUAGGGUCAUUGUCAUGCUGGAAGAUGAAGCGUCGCCCCAGUCGAAGGUCUCGAGCGUUCUGGAGCAGGUUUUCAUCAAGGAUUUUGAUGUACUUAGCUGCAUUCAUUUUUCCCUCGAUCCUGACAAGUCUCCCAGUCCCUGCCGCUGAAAAACAUCCCCACAGCAUGAUGCUGCCACCACCAUGCUUUACUGUAGGGAUGGUAUUGACGAGGUGGUGAGCGGUGCCUGGUUUCCUCCAGAUAUGACGCUUGGCAUUCAGGCCAAAGAGUUCGAUCUUCGUUUCUUCAGAGCAGAGAAUUUUGUUUCUCCCGGUCUGUGAGUCCUUCAGGUGCCUUCUAGCAAAGUCCAAGCGGGCUGUCAUGUGCUUUUUACUGAGGAGUGGCUUCUGUCUGGCCACUCCACCAUAAAUGCCUGACUGGUGGAGUGCUGCAGAGAUGGUGGUCCUUCUGUAGGGUUCUCCCAUCUCCACAGAGGAACGCUGGAGCUCUGUCAGAGUGACCAUCGGGUUCUUGGUCACCUCCCUGACCAAGGCCCUUCUCCCCCGCUUGCUCAUUUUGGCUGGGCGGUCAGUUCUAGGAAGAGUCCUGGUGGUUCCAAACGUCUUCCAUUUCUUAAUGAUGGAGACCACUGUGCUUUUUGGGAUCUUCAAUGCAGCAGAUAUUUUUCUGUAACCUUCCCCAGAUCUGUGCGCCGAUACAACCCUGUUUCGGAGGUCUACAGACAAUUCUUUCUACUUCAUGGCUUGGUUUGUGCUCUGAUGUGCUCUGUCAGCUGUGGGAUCUUAUAUAGACAGGUGUGGCUUUCCAAAUCAUGUCCAAUCAGCUGAAUUUGCCGCAGGUGGACUGCAAUCAAGUUGGAGGAACAUUUCAAGGCUGAUCAGUGGAAACAGGAUGCACCUGAGCUGAGCUCAAUUUUAUAGCAAAGGGUGUGAAUACUUAUGUAUAUGCAACAUUUGAGUGUCUUAUUUUUAAUAAAUUUGUAAAAUGUUCUAAAAAAAGUUUUUCGCUUUGUCAUUAUGGGGUAUUUUGAGAAGAAUUUUUGAGGGAAAAAAGGAAUUUAAUCCAUUUUGGAAUAAGGCUGUAACAUAACAAAAUGUGGAAAAAGUGAAGUGGUAUGAAUACUUUCCGAAUGCACUGUAUGUUUCAUAAUGCUUCAAGGGGGCAAGACUGACUGUUUGGACAUUUUAUUUUCUUAAAGACACUGAGAGGAGCUUUUAACUGGUUUUAAAAUAGCGUCUACUAAACUGAUGCCUCAUGAGCUAAAUAGUCAGAUAAGAUUGUUUGCCACAAGACUUCUUUGCACCGAAUUUUAGUGCCUGUGUCUGGGUUGGAUUUUCCUCAAAAUAAGAUUAGUCAGCAUUCAUCUGGAAGCAUCUGUGUUUACAACAGUGCUGCAAGAGUUUGGCAGAGAGGAGUUAGCAAGCAAGAUUUUAUUUUUACAUCAUAUUUUAUUUUGAUGGCUGGUACUGGAGCAGGAUGAGCAAAAACACACAUGCUUUCUGGGGAGGUAUUGUCUCAGAUCGAGGUCAUACAGACAUUAAUUGGAUCACUGGGGCUCUCACUAUGAUGCCAAAACUGUGAUGGGUCAUGAAAAACUUUAGCAUCUGGUCACCUUUUGUAAGCAAACAACGUCCUGAAAAAAUUUAAGUUUUGUUAUUACAUAAUCAGUGUAAGAAUUUUCAUGUAGCUGUAAAUGAAAACACUAACCUAUGUGAAAUCUUCUUCUUGGAAAAACAUGACCCAUCCCAUCAAAAGGGGUCACCAGAAGGAGCCUUUAGUUGCCUUGUCUGAUAGCUGCCCCUUCAGGAAGGUGGGCUUAUUAAAAACACAAAUGUAAAGGUGACUAGUCUUCUCUACGAUGGCCUACAAUGUAAAGGUCUCAUUUGUAUUGUGAAGGCCAUGCAGAUGCAGAAGAUUUAAUCCUGGUCCCCUGUAAGGUUCCCCCUGAGAACCUAAACAGAUUGUUGAAAGUGUGAGAGACCCCACACAUUAAGACAAAUGAUGACAGAGUAAAAAAGAUUUGUUUGUUUGCAUAAAGAGGACUACAAUAUAACCACGAAGCACACCUCCACAGACUACAUUUACCAACACUUAGCUGGCAGGUACAUCCACUGGGGUCGAUAUUUCUGCAAAAACCAACAAGUUGGUCCUCUAUUUCUGGCGUCCAUCUUAGUUUAUAAUCUGAAUCCGCUAUUGUUGCCAUUACUGUGAUUUUAGUGCCUCCUCCUUAAGUCAGCUUGUUUCCUGAUUGGCUAUCGUUUUAUUUUAGGGGUAUUGGGCCUAAAAUCCACCUCAUUAUCUCGUAGUGUGUAGCCCUACUUUGGUUAAAGUGGUUUUCAUUACAAGAGCUUUACAUUUCUGCAUUAAUAGAGCUGCAACUUUUAAAAAAGAUUGUACUUCAUGAUAAAAAAAACUAAAUGAUAAGAUAAUGGGAGGUGGGGGUUGCUUGUUUUUUUUAUGUUAAUGGAAGGGUAGGUAACUCAGACUGAAUUCUCCCCAUCCCCCAUGAUAAGUUUUAUGUUUACAUUUCUGUCCUUUUUGAAGCCUGAAUGAGAAACUUUCUGUUUGGAAUUUGGCGCCCCCUGUGGUCAAAGUGACAUCUCACACGUCUUCGCUGAUAUUUUCUUGUGCAUGAGUUAAGUCAUACGUUUAGGCAAAAACUCUUCUACUGCUUUCUUUAAACAGUUAUCAGAUUUGACACCUACCUCCUCUUACGCUAGUUGUAAGCAUCAACAAUAAUGUGAAACAAGCAGUCAAGCCUCAUUUCUGAUGAUCUUGUUUGCUUGUUUUUAGGUCACAAAACAAUAUCAUAGCAACUUUUGGCGAGUUUUCAAACCAGUUAAAAACUCCUCACAGGAGCUUUAAGUUCCAUCUAGUUGUGUUUUUGUCGAGCCCAUUUUGGAUCUCAAAUGUUAAAAGCCUUGACGAAUGAAAAACAACUUUUUUUUUUUUUUCUGUUUUGGUCUGAAUCCCCUGGUUACUGUUCCAGGUGGUUGGCCCACAAUAAUAAAAAAACUGAAUCUGUGGGCUGUUUUGUCCCUGCUGACUGAAAUCAAUGAGAACAUUUCAGCCUCCACAGCAGCUCUGCCUCACCAAAAUGUUUAUGUAACUCCAUUUUUUAUGAUUGGCGCCCGUGUGAAAGCAGAAAGCCUGUUUGGCUGGCAGAGUGCUCUGAUCACUUGAACCAGAGAGAAAAGGAGCAUUUCAAUGUCAUGAUUAGAGCCGAGCUGCCAACAACAACACUUCUCCAUCCACUUCAGAGCCAGCCGUAGUGUGGCUGAUUAGAAACAGAGAGCGGGGCGCUUUGCAUUUCCUCGAUUAGCGUCACCCUCGGUAUCCUCCAGUGAAGGAUGUGAGCUGAAGCGUGGAGGGUGCUGAGGGAGGUGAAUGGGAGAGCUUUUCACAUGUUGUUAUUGAGCCUCUGUGUUUCGGGAGUCAUGUCACACAGGCUUUAUGAAGAAAUACUGUGAAUGCUGUUGACUUCAGAUGGUCAACUUUAUUGUCAUUUUGAGAAUGUAAAAAGCUUUAUACUCUUUUGUUUUAUGGUCCAAAAUGAGGAGAUAAAAGAUCUUUUAGGAGAAGAAAGAAAUCUAACCAUGUCUAGUGUUUGAAAGGUUGUAUUUAGAAUUGAGGAUUGUGUUGAUCUGUUUCUGUUUCCUCCCUCUGUGGACAGUGAAACAAGUUACCAAACACAGUGAGGAGUAGGGUAACCUUCAAUGAAGGGCUGUUUGAACCAAAAAGUAUGAAAUGAUUUGUAAUAUUAUUUUUGUUUUAAUGCUUUCACACUCAUUAUGUUUCUACUUUUACAUUUGUACAGACAUCUAUUGUAUUGAAGCUUCAUGUUGUUGUCUUGUUAUCAGUGCUUUUCUCAUCCUUUUGUGUUUACUUGUAUAAAAAAAUGUCUUCUAUUGAAAUAUUUGCACUUUUCCACUUAUAGAUAUUAAAGCUGUUGUGAUUUCAUUAAACACUACUGGUACAUGCCAGACACUCCACAUGGUACGGUUCAAUCUUAGGCUGAAAACCUUCGCCUGUAUAAAGCAUAUUUACUGUACAGUGGUAGCUUCCUGCAGUCUCCCGUGCUUUAAAAGCAUUACUCUGAUAUCUGCAUGUCACAGCACUGCUUCUUGCUGCAAAGAAUUUUACAAGUGAAACAAAAACUGUUGCAGUUUUUCAUCAGCUUCUUCCCUGUCUGUGUCUGAAAUGUGUUACAACUGCAGUUUUCCUCUGACAUACUGAAGAGCUGUGAAUGUUUUAUUACCAGCAGAGGGGACUUGACUCUUGAUUUCUCUGCAGAGACAUUGCAUGGAAACACUUAAAAGCCUCUUAUUUGCCGAGAAGUCACAGCUUGAAAUAGAAGUGUAAAUUAGAGCGCAUCUCUAGAGAAACAGUGAUGGAUCAUCACCAGCGACUCUUCAAGAACAAAGUGUCGGUCAACCCUUAAACUGCAUCACCGUUCCACCAUGUCACUUCUGAUUUGUAAGCCCAAUUUUCAUUGCCGUGGCAAAAGUUGUCAUCUUUUUGUCAUGCUUUCUCCUGAUUUAAAGAGCACAUGGAAAACUGGAGUUUUGUCUUAUUUUACAGAAAAUGAGGUAAAUGGCUGGGUUCUACUCAUGAGAAACACAGUUUUCUUUUUCAUGCCCCCUUUUUUGUCACUUUUUUAACUGUUUUCUUAAAGUCCUUUCUUGUUCAAAUCUUUCACACAUUCAUUAAAUUUGGUACACAAAGGGUUUGUUCUUUUUAAAUUCUUCCUAAAUCUUUAACUCAAAGGAAAAAAAAAUACUCUAACUCUGAGCUGACAUGCAUCCAUACGAUUAAAUCUGCCGCGGUUUGUGUCUAUUUUGGCGCCCUCUUUGGACAAAACAGUCUUUGCCUUGUCCUCUAUGUGUUAAAUUGGUGUUUUCUUACAAGAAACCCAUCCUGGUAAUUUUUGCCAAUCAAAUGUGUCACUUACUGUGAACAGUGAAUGAGGGGGUUAUGGCCUGGUGGUCUCAUUCGCUUAUUUAUAUUAAUAAAAAAAACAUCAAUGUGAAUUUCAGUCUAUUUCAUUUGCUCUUUUCAAGAGCUUAACUUAUUUUUCUCUUUACCCCCAAUAACAAAAUUGGUAAGUUUUGAAUUUUCUGAUGUUUUCCCAUGAUACUGAGCUCAGAGAGACGAGCUUGUUAUCCUGAGAUAAUGAGGAAAAAUAAGUCAAGAAGUUGAGAAGUUGAACUAAACAAGUUGUAUUGAUAGGAAAGUCAAUGCUUUCAUCUUGAGAUGAUGACAUGACAAAAAUGAAAUGUUGAAAAGAAAAAAAAAAUGAAGAAACUGAGAUGUAUGGAUACAUGUCUGCGUAGGGCUUCCAUACAGUGGCAACUAGAGUGAUUACAUAAAGUUGCCAUUGCCGUGUUAGAGAGCAAACAAGUCUUAUGUAAGAAUAUGACAGCAGAAAACAUCUUCCCUUUUUUGGACAGAUGUUACAAAUAUGUAUUCACAGCAAUACAAAUAUAAUUUAAAAAACAACUUUGAAAAAAAUCAUUAGAUGUGUUAUGGACUAUAAAAGACCUCUGUGCAUAUUUACUCUGACUUUUGCAAAAUGAAACAGACGCUGGUGUGAAACGUGAGCCUUCAGUCACCUGUAUGACUCUCUUAAAAUGCUGCACAAUUUACCAUUUUAGAAAACCUUUAAGCAUGCAACAGUUUUCAAAGAAUCAAAACAGUUUUCUGUUCAUCUGUUGGCUUCAGAUGUUGGAUUCAAGUAUUCAGAAAUAUAAGUGUACCAAAAAGGGCAGCUUUAGCCAAAAGUUGCUCCAUGUAUUAAAUUAAGUGCAAAAAAACCCAGAUGAUGAACACAGUGGACCAACUGCACAGGAAAAUCUAACAAAUAAGACUCUUUUGCAUGAUUCCAAUCAAUAGUCAUGUCCUGCAGAGGAGGAUUGUGGGAGAGUGAGUUUGUACAUAUUUCGAGGUGUCUUCUGUAAGUCUUCUCUGUGUUGAAGGUGCCUCCUCUUUGUGUUUGCGUGUCUGUCUUGUGUUGUCUUGUGCUUUUCUCUGAAUGUACUCAUUAAAAAUACAAAAGCAUGGCACACGUUUAAGGAAUGCAGAUAUUGCAAUGUAAAUAUGUACCAAUGUAAACAAAGAAGCUAUUUUUUGCAUGCUUUUUGUACACCUAGACAUAAUCAAAGACAAUAAAAAAGACAAUCUGAACCCUGAUAUAACG